AUGAGUGAUUCUGCAGAUAAACCAAUUGACAAUGAUGCAGAAGGUGUCUGGAGCCCAGAUAUUGAGCAGAGCUUUCAGGAGGCACUAGCUAUAUAUCCCCCUUGUGGGAGGAGGAAAAUCAUAUUGUCUGAUGAAGGCAAAAUGUAUGGUAAGUCAUAUAGAUCCAGCCAUUUUGAUAACAAUUCAAUAAAUAUUAUGUAAAGUUGUUCAUGUGCACAGAUUAAAGGGCCACCUUCUUAAGAAAUAAGCAAGUGCUAGCCAUCAUUAUUGGGCGAGCUAAUGAAAUUAGUGGCAUUUCGUUGCUGCUUUAUAUCAGGACGUAACAGAAGGGAGAAUGACCGCACUGACCAAUAAUUUUUAAAAGGAGAAGAAACUCCUGUUGUGGUAGUUUGAUCUGUUGUAAAAGCGUGGCAAAAUCUAAGCCCAUUCAGAGCUGUAAAGAAACUAUAAAUAUUACAUAAUGUGUAUUAGAUCAAACUUGUGUGCAUCGUUUUGCUUUUUCUCCUUUUUCCUGAUGGAGCUGAGAAUUCUAUGGAAGUGUCUAUUACAGGAUUUUUAGAACUGAUAAAUUGCUUCUUUAUAUUAAUCAUGAAGGUUUCAUCAAAAGCUUUAAAUACCUUCAGAUAGUUUUGUGUGUUUAAAAGAAACAUGAAAUAUUAAUUCAUAAGGUGGCGUCCUUGUUUGUGUUGAAAAUACGUACAUCACAUUAAAAAAUGUAAUCCAACUUGAACUUGUAUUUGGCAAUGCAUUUGUAAGAGCUCAAGGGUAGAUAAAGCACUUUUAUUGUAUACAGUUUAUUGUAAGUUCACUAACUUCCACCAUCGUUUCAGUUAAGGCACCAUAGAGUCUUUUCUUCCAAGUUGGGCUGCCAUAGAUUAUCAGUUGUGCUGACAGUAUUUCGUACAUAUAUUUGAUGUUUAUCCCAGCUAGGGGAUAAGUUGUUUUUACUUUUUGUUCUUUCCGAGUUGCUCCAGCUAAUCUCUUGACUUUGGAGACUUAAGCUUCUUUUCCCUUUCCUUCAGUCCCUUCCCUUUCAGAAAAUAUUGCUGACUGCAGAGUUUCCCCCCCUUUCUGGCUUCUCGCAUUGUGGAAAGCAGAUGGCAGGUUGUUGCUGUGCUCUUUAUUCUCCCCUAAUCACUGAGUGUUUAGCGAUUUCUGUCUUUUGUGCAGCUGGGCUUUCCAAGCGAUGCGGAAUCCUUACCUGAUGAAUCUUUCUGUGAGCAUUAGAGAGCAACUUAUUCCUCCACAAUUGCAAAUAUGUUUCGCACAAUGGGGUGUUUUGUCUUGAAACGCAGGCUCUUCCCCAGAAAGGAUCAGUAGGAAUCUGCAGAGCAAACUAGCAUGCACUGUAAGUGGAAAGCAGAUGGUAUUGCAGCUGCCACCAGCUGUGUACCCCCUCCCUCUCCCCCCCCCCCAGUACUGGUUGGAUGAUGUAAUGGAAACAAGGGGAAAAAAUUCUUUCUGUGGUGUUGGAGUCUCUCACAGCCUGUCAGUGUCACAGAGAGGGAGAAACAGACCUUAAGGCGUUAGUUUGCAGCUGUCAUGUGACCCUUGAAGCCAAAUGAAACAUAAUGUCUGGAAAAAUAGGCUUCUGAUGAAGCAUCUCAGCUGCUGUUGGCAGAAACUUUCGAGGCCUCCUUCCUCCGGCUGCUGGAUUCCCCCCUCCCCUUCUUUCGAUUUGUAUCAGACACCACAGUUUUCCUUCUUCCCUUGGCUUCCCCUCCCAACACUGGUAUACUUCCGUCAUUUUUGUUAUCUUUUAGUGAUCCAUGGGGUGAUGGUAGUUUCUUAUCACGAAAUGAGGAGAAAUUUGUUUUAUGUUGUGGCUACAUUCCCUGAAGAAGAAUACUGAGAGGUUUUCUACAAAGGAGGCUUCAUAUGAUUAAGAUAUUAUAGCCCGGUACCUGAAAUUCCUUCCCUCCCUCAUAGAACUAACUGUAUUAUAAAUUAAUUUUUGAAACAGGUCUUUUACAUGUGGUGCAUUUGGAUCUGUUCUUAUUAUCAUUAUUCAUUAAAUUUGUAUACUGCUCUUCAUCCAAAGAUCUCAGGUUCACAGCCUAAAAAUACGCGACGAAAACAUAAAAUACAUAAUAGAAACAAGAAUGAAAGCAAAACAAACCAAUACCGCCCCCAGUAGCAUUAUUUUUCUGUAGUUGCCUGACAAGAGAGCAGUUUCCAUUAGAACUUGAACCAGGUAAGAUUUGUCCAAUAGCAAAUCCAAAAUAAUUGUAAAACUUGAGAAAAAGAUCUGGGUAGGGGAGCCAUUGAGGGUACUGUAGAUAUAGCUGUGAAUUCAUUAUUAUAUUUUAUUUAAAAUAUAUAUUUAUUUAAUCUUUAUGCUGCUUUCAAUGUCCUUUCAAGGUGGCUCACAAUUUCAACCAUAACACAGCACAGCAAAUCAGCACUAUCAAUGUAGGCAUGAUGAAAUAACACAUUUUUGUAAAACAGGUUCCUUUAUUAUGUGUACUCCCUGAUUGUGCAUUGUUUUAUUGUUACAGAAAACCAAGCGGCAUUGCUGGUGAGGAAUGCUGAUAACUUGAACGCACUUCACCUAUGAAGUUGGUCUGAAAAUCACAGAAAGCCCUAGGCCCGAUUUAAAAAGAUGUGUCUUCAUAUGCUCCCUAAGAUUCAAUAAGGAGAGAGCUAGUUGUACCUCAGUUCUACAGAAGAGUUCCACAGAAGGGGCACCUUCCCCAUGCUACUGACCCUUGUGCUACACUUAGCAGCUGGAAUGCAAGAAGGUCUCCCCAGCAGUUCUUAAGGCCUUUUAGCAUAUUGGCAUCCACGGAGGUGGUGCUACAGGAUCCUAAUUGAAAGCAAUGCUCACCACUCCUGUAGGCUGUGUUCUGCAUUAUAUCUGCAGUUUUCAGACCAACUUCAGAGGUGGCCCCACACAGAGUGCAUUUUAAGUUAUCGGCGUUCCUUACUGCUGAUGCCACCUGGUUUUCCUGUGACAGUGUACAAUAAGGGAGUACCCACAAGCAAUGAACCUGUUCUUUAAGAGGAAGUGCAACCUCAAAUCCCAGGCAUAAGAAACACCCACCAACAAUGCCUGCAUCUGGUUGGAUUUCAGCUUCAGUAUGUUAACCUUCAUCCAGCCCACUACUAGCUCCAGACACUGGUCCAAAACUUGUACACCUUCACAUGAUUCAGAUGGUAUGAAAAGAGGAGAAACUUGGUGGCAUCUGCAUAUUGGUGACAUUGUGCCCUCAGAAUGACAGUUCCCAGUGCCUUAAUGUAGACGUUAAAGAGCAUAGGAGCUAAGGUGGAAGAGAUCUGAGUAUGUUUAGAGGAGAUAUGAUAGCCGUAUUCAAAUGUCUAAAUAGCUAUCACAUGGAAGAUGGAGCAAGCUUGUCUUCUCUUACGCCCAAGGGAGUAGGACCUUGAAAUAAUGGAUUCAACUGACAAGGAAGGAGAUUCCAACUAAACAUCAGGAAGAACUUCUGAUAGUAAGAGCUGUGGAGCGGACUCUUUCAGAAGGUGGUGAACUCUCCUUCCUUGGAGGUUUUUAAGCAGAAGUUGGAUGGCCAUCUGUCAAGGAUGCUUUAGUUGAAAUUUCGGGGGUUGGACUAAAUUACCCUUCCACUCUACAAUUCUAUGAUUCAUUGGACUCCCACAGCAUACUUGCAAAAGGGUCGGUCAGCAAUUUAGCGAAUAUAUCAAACAUGCAUUUUUAUUUAAUUGCUAUUACAGAACUGCUAUACACAGUUUAGAUUUUUUUAAAAAACACACACAUUAAAAUUCAGUUGGUAUUUUUAUAUUGUGGCAAUUCAGUGUUCAGAUUGUAGCUGAGCUUUGAUUUAAGGUACUGCCAUAAUUCUGGGGGGAAAAGAGAAGUACUCUCGGGAAAUGCAAGAUGACUGCGUUAGUAGAAUUUAUAUCCUGACUCUUUCUCAUUGGAUGAACUCAUGUUUUCAUUCUUCAAGCUGAGCAACUGCUUUGUAGUGUUUGAGGAUUUAUUGAAACCAUGCUAUGUUUUUGAGGACUUUAUAAUAGAGUCUUAUGGCCCUAAUAGCAUAAUUGUUCUCCAAGGAUUUUGAAAUCAAAACACUGUAAGUGUUUUUAGAUACCGUGUGGAAUAAUAAUAAUAAUAAAAGAAUACCUUCUGGUGGCAUUCUAAGCUUAUUUAUAGCGGAGAUAUUGCUGUAUUUCAAAGCUUUGACAGAGUUUGGAGUAUACGGUAAUUUGACAGCCACCCAUGAACCAUUCAAGACAGAAGUUCAAAGUUAGUACCAGUUUAUUUUCUGGUUGAAAUUGUCUUUAAAGUGAUAACCAUCAGAGCAAAGAAAGUGGGAUGGCAGUAGCUAUUUUUUGAUGGUAGAGGUAGGGAGAAGAAGUGGAGAAAAUGCGACCCAACUAAUUAAGAGGUUGCUGUAGAUCCUCUUAAAUCUAAUGGAUGCUUUUUAGUCCGUCAAAUGUUUUGCUCCUUCCAAAAGUUUCACUUCUGGAGACUCAGGGCUAAAGCGUUCUGACUGUUUCAGACUUUUAUCCUACCCUGUGAGUUGUAGGUGUGCCACCCAGGGCUAAUUGACUCUGAAUCAUUAGCAAUUCAUAUGUUGUUAAAUAAUAAAAUCAAUCUCUUGAAAAGAAAAGCAACUCUUAACUCAAGCAGUCAACAUUUCCUUUGUGAAAUUUUUGUUGUGUGGUGGCUACUUCUGUUGAUAGUUGUACCAUGACAGAUGCAAUUAAAAAUACAGAACGUUUCCUUUGAUUGUAAAUCUUGACUCUGGUAUUAUUCUCAUUCAUUAAAUCCAGCAGUCGUGGCCUUUUGAUUGAAAGUUAGUUGGCUGAUCUGUAUUUGUGGUUAGCUCAAAGUGUUGGCCUUUUUUGUUAGUUUUUUCUGGUGAUCCCUAUGCACUUUAUUUUUAGGAUACUUGCCUGUAUGUGUCUCUCCUUCAGAAGGACUAUAUCCAGAAAAGGCGCUAAUUUUCUCUGAGCACUAUUUUGAUUUGUAACCUGCAUUUGUCAAGGAAUUAUGGGUAAUGGUUGCUUUGGGCUUUAUAUGGAAAACAUAAACUGAAGGAGUGGGGAGAGAAAGAAAGGUUAAUGGAGGAUUAGACUGGCACAGGUGUGAGACGUGUUCUAAGACAACACCUAGAGUUUGGGUAAUGAUGAUUCUCUGGUGGUGAGGCAAGUUUGUCAUGAAUUUACUGCUCUGCCAAUGAAGUUCUAAUUGGCCUCAAUUUACCCUUCGGAAGAGUAACAUUCAAAUACUUUGAAUGCUCAUGGUGCGCCAGUAGGGUCUGUGUGUGUUUUAAUUUGAAGAUCUCCUACAGAGAGGUCCUGACUGAAAAUGAACAGACACUUAAAGGGGAAAAUAUGCAUUCCCAAAUUAGCGGUAAUCUGAGUUUGUAUUGUACCUGAUUACUGGCAUCAAUGAUAUAUUUCCAUGCCUCAGGUUAAAAUGCUACUCUUGGAGGAGUCAAAUUUUACAUCCCUGGUAUGAGGCAGUGUUAUUUUAAAAGCUUCAUUCAUAUGUAGAAUUAUUGCUAAAAUGUUUUGUAGAUGUCACUUUUUUGAAAUAGGAGAAGCAAAAUGUUUUAAGUUGUCAUAAUUGUCUGAUUCACAGCUAAGUGUAUGGGAUUUCCCCCCCCUCUUGUUCGUUUUAACUUCAAGAAGUUCCAUUUUCAUUACUACUGCUAUAAAAAUGUAAGUCAUAAAGUUUGCACAGCAUUAAGGACAAGUAUAUCUGAAUCCAGAAGUAGCAUUGGAAGAGAUGAAAUGCCAGAUGUGAAGUAUUGGGUUGCAUGUUUAUUCAACUGUUACUGUAAUCAUUGUACAAAGAUGUAGCCUUGCAAUUUCUGUCUCACAGCAACAUACACAAAAUAUACCCCAGUGAUGAGGCCUCUCGGAUGGUAGCUGGUGGAUAAGUUACAGUACACAAACCCGUCCACACGUAUUUUUGCAAACGAAAUGGUUGUUAUGCAGACAUUAUAUUUGUGCGUUCAGUUGUUUAUUUGUCAUGCUUGCAUUCUGCCCCUUUGCUAAGCAGAUCAGUAGUGAACAUUUCUUCCCCCAUGUUAUUCUCACAACAACCUUGUGAGACAUCUUUGGCUGGGGGAGAGGGAGGGAGUCAUGACUAAACAGGGAUUUGAAGGUAGGUCCUUACGGCUCCAACAUGCACUUCCCAUUUGUUAUGACACACUGUUUCAGCUCAUACCGGCUACACUAUGUGGGCCAUACCUGCAUACUUUGAAAUCAAAGAUUUGAUCAAUGUGCAAAAAUGUUCAUGAAAUGAAAUGCAGUUUCCAACAAGCUUAUCCACUAGCAGCAGCAACAACAAUAAUAUCCUGUCCAUCUGUCUGGGUUUCCCUAGCCACUCUGGACUGGGGUAUCAAUAAUAAAAUUAUCUUUGCUUUGUAUGAACAGAAGAAUAGACUGCAUUACUAUAUACCAGGCAUGUCCAACAGGUCAGUCGCGAUCUACCGGUCGAUUGUGUGGUGUCCAUGGUAGAUCGUGGUUGAUCGCGUGACCCUGAGCAACCGUCCCCCCCCCCAAAACCACCUCAUCAAGUUUGGCUUUCCUAAAAACAACUUUGCCUCACCCCCAAAACGCUCAACAACUUUGCCUGGCAAUCACAAUGGGUAGAUCACAGCCAGUAUUUUAAUACUGUGAGUAGAUUGGUGUUGGACGUGCCUGCUAUAUACCAAGUGAAGGAGAAGGGAGAUAUUGGUAGUGGUCAUGGGAGGGAAGAGGGAGAAGGGAGGAGGUCACAUGAACCUCCAAUAGCUCCUCCUACCGCCUUUGUGUGCAGGCUGCUGUUUACCUCUUUGCCCACCUAUUGGUCCUCCACAUAGGGAUGUUCCCUGCCCAUGAUAGACUGGGUCAUGCCAUAGAGCUUUUAAGUGAAUCUACUUCAUGGGUAGGCAAACUAAAGUCUGGGGGCCGGAUCUGGCCCAAUCGCCUUCUAAACCCAGCCCGCAGACAGUCCGGGAAUCAGUGUGUUUUUACAUGAGUAGAAUGUGUCCUUUUGUUUAAAAUGCAUCUCUGGGUUAUUUGUGGGGCAUAGGAAUUUGUUCAUUUCCCCCCAAACAAUAUAGUCCAGCUCCCCACAAGGUCUGAGGGACAGUGGACCAGCCCCCUGCUGAAAAAGUUUGCUGACCCCCUGAUGUACUUGCUCAUGUUAGCUACUUUAGCAUCACUCCUAAUAACAGCAAACUGAGCUGUGACUGAGAAUAUAAAUGAGGAUAAUUUUUAUUUUUGAGUAGGUUAAGUAUCUGCGAGUUCUGAAAGAUCCAAAACAUGUGUCAAAAGGCUGUGAUCUUUACAUUAAACGAAUCCAGACAUACUGACUUCCCACUGAGGUUAUUUCAUUGCUUUAACUCAUCAUCCUGUUUGUUGCAACAGUCACAACAUUUCUAGAGAGCUGGUGUUCCAAUUGUCACAAUUAUGAUUCUUUGGAAGAGAAGAAAACCAAGAUUCUGUUGAAUGUUCUUUGCCUCUAGCUCUUGAACUCCAGCUUCCAUUAUGACUGGCCACUAGCUUAUCUAGAUGAGAAGAUGGAAGUUUUAGUCCAACAAGAUUUAGGGAGUCAAGGCUGAAGAACACUGGUCCAAAGAUUUCUCUAGCAAAAUCCAGAAGACUGACAUGCAAACAUUUCACCAUUAUUACUUUUAACAGUUCUUGAGCAUAGCACAUGACCAGAGAGAAAAAGUAUCCAAUGCUGUCUGGAUCACCUCUCCUCAUAAAACUUACCUGCAAUCAUCAUCUGAGGCUCUUCUUUCUGUGCCUCCCCCAUAAGAGAUCUGGAGGGUGGAAGCAUGAGAAUGUGUGUGAUGGCUCCCAGUUUGUGGAAUGCUCUUCCCAGGGAGGUGUGUCUGGCACCUUCAUUAUUAUAGGUGCCAGACUAAAACGUUCCUCUUCAGGCCUUGGGCUGAUUAACAGUCUAUGUCAGGGGUCAGCAAACUUACCGCGCCUCGGGUCGGUGUCUCCAGCGCCGAUUGUGUGGCGGGCUGGAGGACGGGGGAGCGCGUGCCCAUACGCGUGCGCACAUGCUAUUUCCGGCGCACUUCCGGGUCGGAGGAGUACCGGAAUUAGCUUGUGCGCAUGUGCAGGGGCCUGCUCCGACCUGGAUGUGCACUGGAAAUAAUGCUUGUGCAUGCGCAAAUAAUGCUUGUGCAUGCUCACAAGCCAUUUCUGGUGCUCCUCCGACCUGGAAGUGGGCAGCUGCACAGCGCCGGUAAGAGCGGGCAGCAGUGGCGGGGGGUGCCAUGGGCCGGAUAAAUGAGUCCCUCAUGCCUUAUCUGGCCCACGGGCAUUAAUUUGGGGAUCCCUGGUCUAUGUCCUCUUAAAUGUGUUUGUGGGAAGUGGGGUGUUAUUGUUUGUUUUGUUCAUGUUCUUGUUUUUAUUGUGUUUUUAUUCUGUAUUUUUAUGUUGUGAACUGCUCUGAGAUCUUUGGAUGAAGGGUGGCACACAGACUUAAUAAAUAAUAAUAAUAAUAAUAUCUGUUAGCUGUCUGACGGGAUUAAAUCUAUGUAUUCUCUUUUCUGCGAUGCUGAACGUGAUAUUUCAGGAGGAAAGCUGGCCAGACGUUCACAUGCUAACGCUACUACAAUGGCACUGUUUGUGUAGACAAAACAAAAGAAGUUUACCUUCUAGUGUUCAUGUAAGGAUGAAAUUGGAUCCAAGGAUUUGAUUGUCUUCAAGAGACCUGAAAAAAUCCACUUAAGACAUGUUGUCAACUUGCUUUGAUUGGCGUAGUUACAGGUAGAGAUUUUGUCCAUUGAAAGAAAAAGCCCUGCAAAUGGAAGACUUUCUUUUAAAAUAUUUUAAUCGUACAUGGAAUCUUUUGCUUGUUUCCACAAAAUCUGUUCAUUCCAGUGCAAUUUCCCUUACCUUUCCUUAAUGCAGAAAGGAAGAGUGUGCAACAGGAAUUUGCUUGUACCUGAUUGUAGCCUACCUGCAACACAACUACAAUCUAGAGCUACAUUUCGGUAGCUGAAACAGGGGUAAUAAUAAUAAUAAAAAUAAAUUUAUUUAUGGCAAAUUGCAAGAAAUUAUGGGAGUUGUAGUCCAAACACGACACGGGAGGGCCAUAGGUCCUCCCAUCCUACUUUAAGGUGUUGACAACUCAAGCCAAUACAGGGUUUAUCAGAUUCAAAUACAAUAUUUGAUGAAUUAUUGUAUUUUAAUAUUUUGCCUUUCGAAAGUUGUUCUAUAGUGGCACCUGCUAGAAAGAUUGCCUCUACACAGGUAUUUAAGCAGCCUGACAGCUAACUGGUGACAGGUGGUCACAUGCUCUUUCCCUUUUGCCUGCUGCUGUUGGUUCCUACUUUGGACCUAGAAGCCCCUGGGCAGCUGUGCCUGAAAUUACCAUUGCACCAUUAUAUCGAAAUGGGUGUACAGCCGUUUGUUAUCCUGCCUUGAUCAGCUGAAGGAAAGGAGGAGGAGGAGGUUUGCAUAAAGAACGAAAAUCUGUUUUAGUUCCUGCAGGAGGAUCAUCCAGCCCUGCCCCAAUGGAAAGGUGAAGCCCCCUUACUUUAUAAAUGUCCCCGUAUAGCACAGUGGUGCAGGAGGAAGUUUUUUGUUUCGUUUUGUUCGGAGGAAAGCUUACAGCAUUUGGGGCUUUCUAGCUUAGUGAAAAGGGAAGUAAGAUGUGUUUAAGUCAUAAUAAGGUGUGGAGAAAGUGGAUCGGGGGAAAAUCUCUUUUACAACACCAGAUCUCAUGGGCAUCCAAUGAAGCCGAACAUUGGAAGGUCCCGGACAGACAAAAAAAAAAGGUACUUCUUUACACAACCCAUAAUUAAAUUAUGAAAUUUGCUCCCACAAGGUGUAAUGAUGGUCACCAACCUGGAUAGCAGUGGCUUCUAGCCUUGAUGGCUUUCCCCCCCUUCACUGUCAGAGGCAGUAUGAAUAACAGUUGCUAGGGAUCACAAGCAGGGAGAGUCCUGUUGCCCUCCUGCCCAGCUUGCUGGCUUCUCAUAGGUCCCUGGUUGGCCACUAUGAGAACAGUCAGUUGGACUAGAUGGUGCCUUUGGCCUAAUGCAGCAGGGCUCUUCUUAGGUUGUGUUCAGCAAUGGCUUCUUUAGUGUCAGAUCCAGUUCUGACACCUGUGUGAGGGUACCAUCUGUGACCUUUCCCAGGACUAGGAUGCUUAAAUAUACUUCCCCUUCAGCAUGGUAGCUCAUAUGACCAUAAGCCACAAGCAGAUGUACUGAAUCUUGAAGGUUUACUCGCAUGUAACUAGGUUUCAGUGCUGGUUAGGCAACUCCAUAGUGCACUUCCUGAAACACCAGGAAACUUCUGUAGCCUAACACAAUAUUUGACAGCCAAGAUUGGAUGUCACAAAGAAGCAGACAGCAAGUGAAAAUGAGAGAGAAAAUGAAUACAACAUUUAUUAAACUGGAGGCAUAUGAUGCCCCUAUUCCAAAGGGAGCACGGAAGUGUAAAUAAAUUCAAGAAAUGCAGGUGUAUUCUCUCAAUAAAUAUUUUUUGGUCAGUAUCAUUUUGUUCCAGUCUUUUCAGAAAGCUUUAUCUGUCUCCACUAAAAAACAAAGGCAUUGUGUGAUAGAAAUGAGCUUCCUACUAUUGAUUCCUUAUGCCAAAAAUAUUAUGCCUUACGGCUGGGAUUAAAAGUUGUUUUGAAAAGGGACUUCACUGCUGGAACUUCACACUGAUUUCUACAAAUUUCCCGACUUGGACUGCUCUGCUGCAAUAAACCCUGCUGGACAUCAAGAAAGAAAGACUGACUGGACAUAUUGGAGGGGGGUGCAGACAAAGCCCUGACCUCACUGUACAUGUUCCAAAGGCACCACCAUAGUAUGAUUCAGCCCAAGGAAAUAGGGAUAUAUUUCAGCCUACUAGAAUAAUCUGUGUGCAUAGCAUGCUGAACUGCCAUCUUGAGUGCAAAAGCAUAGGAAAAAUGUACUGUAUGCCUCUUGUCUUCUUCACAGGAUUUGCUCCCUGAAAUGUGGCUGCAGACAGUGUUGUAUGGGCACCUGUGCUGCUAUCUGUGGAGGGAUGAGUAGGGCUGGAGGCAACGUAACUCAUCAGCCUGUUGUCUACCCUAUUGGACAGCCAAUGCUCCCCCUGGAUUUAUUUUAAAUUGCUCACAUUGUUUUGUCUGAGUUCAUUCUCUUUGGUGGAAAAGUAAAUUAGUUUUGGUGACCUGGGCAUGAAGUUGAUGGCAGAGUCCUUUGUUUUUCAAAGUAUCCUCCUUCUCAGUAUGGAAGUCCCACUUUGCCCUUCUGGCUGAUAGGAGGAGCUUUGACUGAGUACAGCCCAGUGGCUUCGCAGUUGAGCAGGACUUCUAUGACACCACUUUUGUCAGCUUCUUCUGAAGAACAUAAGGAGCCCUGCUGGGCUAAAUCCACCUAGUGCAGGUUUCCCAGACUUGGUGUUCUACCAGCAUGUUGCCAGGGGCAGAUGGUAGCUGUACUACAAUAUAUGUAGGGCUCCACUUGAGAAAGGCAGAUCUAGUGGGUCUACCUAGCUUGGCUUCAGAAAAUUUACAAGCAACUGCUCAGGAUUCUUCUCCACCACAAGUAUUUGUAAAGGAUCGUAAUAUUUUCUUUAUGUACUUUAUUGUUGUUCGGAGACUGAAGGCAAUUUGAUGAAAAUGAAGUAUAGAUCACCUGCACCAGUAAUGACUUUUAUUAUUCUGUCUUGCUUAAAACUUUGUAUUGUACAAAAAUAUUAAAUGCACAUAUGGAGAAAGAAUUGGGUAGGGCAACAUUUUCAUCUCAAGGAGUUAAAGGAUGAAACAUUCUCUAUUGCUGAUUGGGGGGGGGGGACCCACAAAACACAAAAUGCUGUAGUUCAGUACAACCUGCCCAUGAGUUCUGAGCAUGUGAGGGGUUAGCAGGAAUGUGUCAUUGGAUAUGCCAUCCCAUGAGUGUUUUGCACAUGGCAUUAAAGUGAGAAUGGGCCCAUAUAUCCUUACUGUUUUCUCACUAUAUACAGUCAGCUUUUCAAGCAUGAAACUGAAGUGGCCAGUUUUAACAGAUGCCUGUUACAGAUACACAUUUUCUCCUAAUAUUGUCAAACGUCCUCUUAACUACAGUGGUACCUUGGUACUCGAAUGGCUUGGCUCCUGAACAAAUCGGAUCUCGAACACCGCAAACCCGGAAGUAAGUGUUCCAGUUUGUGAACGUUUUUUGGAAGCCGAAUGUCUGAUGUGGCUUUCGCUAGAGAGCAGGAAGCUCCUGCAGCCAAUCAGAAGCCACACCUUGCUUUUUGAAUGGUUUUGGGAGUCGAAUGGACUCCCGGAAUGAUUAAGUUCACGAACCAAGGCACCGCUGUAUUUAUUUUGAUUCACUUUUGCUGUGGUAACAUAAUCCUUGUGUUUUAUGGUUUUAUGGUUCUGUGACCCUUUUGGUCAUUUUUGGCAUACCACCCUAAUAUCUAAUGGAAGAAGAGUGGUUUUAGAAUCUUUAUUUCUGCUUUAUUGGAAGAUCAGAAUUAGGGCGUUAAUUGUCUGUCAGACUUGAUAAAAAAACAAAACAAAACAACACCAGUUUUCUGCAUUUUUUAUGCCUUACUCCAAAUAGCUUAUGGUUCCAUAAUGGAGGCUUGACAUUUGACAGCAGCUCUGUGAGGUAGGAUAGCCUUAUCAAAGAAGACCUUUGUGGCAGCCUUCUUGCUGGCUGAGGCUGAUAGGAGUUUGUAGUCCAAAACAUCUGGAGGGCACCAGGUUAAGGAAAAUGGGCAUACAAAACUGUCAAACAAAAGUCUUAUUGAGUGCUCACAGUAUAUGGAAACAAUAGUGUUUUGACUAGAUAUUUUCCUACUGAAUAUUCUGGGCUAUGUGAGUAUGGAAUGAAAAUAAAACCCUGGCAUUUUAAAUCUAUCUACCUUUGCACACUGAUAGGAUUCAGAAACUAUUGGUUCCAAAGGCAACUUCUAAUUUACUUUCAGUGUGAGAAGGCGUUGCUCUGAAUGGAUCUGAAUAAUGUCUCAAACACUCCUGACCCAAAUUCAUUUUUGCUCACAGUUUAUAAUAUUUUGAUUGGUAAUUGCUGAUGAUAAGCCAGUUGCAGUUAAAUUUUAAGGAAGUGCUUGGUGUUUCUUAAGGUAUUUUGCCACUGAAGCAAAGGCUCAGGUAUUUCAGAUAUGGGAGAUGUGCAGAUUGCAUAAGAUGUUAUACAUUGCUCACUCUAAGAUACCGAGUCCUGUCUGCCCUUAAAACCCUUUGUUCUCUUGGCUGAAUGCAGUUAAUUAGCAACUGUCUCCAUAGCAACUGCCUCGUAGUCCAAAAACAUUGUCUAGUUUUUGCAGUUUAGCUUAUCACACUGUUUACCUGAAGGGCUUUUCACCGCGCUGGGUCUCAUUUGAGUUGGCUGCAUGCCUGUUCACGGAAGUGAAUUGUCAAGGCAGAAAAACGCCAUGGCAGCGAGAUGCUGAACAGGGUCUGCUGUGUGAAACUAGAAACAUUUUUUGAAAAGUUCUUCGGAAACAGAAGUUGAAGUUUUGCAGUGAUUUACAUUAAGCCUUAAAUUAUUGGGCUUGCCAAGAUUACGUUGCAGUUUAAUAGAAAGACCCUUAUUCAUCCCUUCCUGUGUGCAGGCUGUAGUCUGACCUAUUGAAAGUUCCCUUGUUUUUAAAAGCAUGGAAUAAUUAGUAAUCUCUCAACCCUGGUUCUCUAUAAUUAGAGCACCUUCCACACACUGAACAAAAAAACUUCCUUUAAGAGAGCUGCCAUUUGAAAAGCCAAUCUCUUGUGCAUUAAGGAGGUUUGAUUGUGUAGUAGUUAUUCUUUGUUUUGUUUCUGCAUAAUUCAUUAAGAAUAAAUCUGGUGGCUAGUGUGAUAUACUUCUUUGUAGAAGGCUGCAUCUGAAACAUAUGGAAUUGUAUUUUUUAAAUAAAACAAUUUGAUAAUUCAUUUGCAUCUCUCUCACUCACUUCUUAGGCAGGAGGAGAGAAUCUAUAUAGACUGACCUGAAUUUAUCAAGUCAGCAUCACUAAUUAAAUUAGUAAAGAGCUCGUUCUCUAUGCAUCUGAAAUACAAAACACUUAAUUGAAAAGAGGAAAGUUGUAUUAUUUAGUGGCUAGUUUAAAGGAGAGCUGGUUUAAUUUUACAUUUUAAUCUGCAAAUAGCCUCAAACUGCUGCUUUGUACGAAGGUUGCUUUGAUUCUUGCUUCCCCCUACACUCUUUCAUUUUCAAAAUAUGCCGAGAUUAUGAAGAUGGGGUUUAUUUCAAGUUGAUGUACAUCACCCAUUGAUACAUAAAGCAUGCAAACUAAGCUAUCUUGAACUUGCCAAGUACCCCAAUAUAGCUUUAGUUGACAGAAAACAAGUGGCUUUUUGGAUGCCUAUUCUGUUCAAUAAAACAACCUGUUUUUGGAAUAGUGUUUUCUUACAACACAGAUAACAAAAUGUGUUUUUCAGAUUCAUUGCCAUAUAUUCUCUUGAGGCUGUGAUGGGCUUGUAUUUGGGAUAAUAAGCUAAAAUUUAAUCCAGGCAUGAAGGAGGUGCUUUGGGUCACGCAGAAAAACCAAUCUGAGAAUAUGUAUAUAGCCAGCUCUGUGUGGAGUAUCACUUAUUCUGAAAGACUAGGUUCAUCUUCUAGAUCAGGUGUUGCUCCUGGAGGGACAGGUUGCUGCUGUUGCCAGGAGAGCUUUUGCACAAUUUUGGUUGGUGUACCAUCUGCACUUUUUCCUGAGAAAGAGUCAGUGUCUGGUCAGUGUCACAUAACCUCAUGUAGAGGUUGAAGAGCACAGAGAACGAGAAAUGCAUAAAAUCUGUUAAAGAUUUUUAAAAAUCUGCUGUCAAGCUGUUUGUUCAACAAGAGGAUGUGGAGUAAUAAUUCAGAUGAAAAUAUUGCAAGGCAAAACUAAAGUUUAAAUAAAACUUAGUCCCUCUAUUCUGAAAAUUGAUAGUUGUCAUACUUUGCAGGGUUAGAAAUAAUGUGUCCCUCUGCCUGUGUCCGUUUAUACACACACAAAGUGAGAGAGGGGGCAGACAGAUGCACCCACACACCCAUUUAACACACCACCUUCAUGUCUAGUGGUGGAAUGUGUUUGAAUUCCUAUGACAUGUUCCUAGGGAGGAUUAUGCAGUGACAUUGGGGAGACGAAAGUUCAACCUACUUCUGUCGCGUACUAGCUAUUUGACCCUGGGCAAAUCACAUAGGCUUUGUUUGAACUGGCUUGUGCCACUAAGCAGAUUGCUCAAAAACGAAGUCCCGUUGCUUCAUAAUAAGGAAGUAUGUGAGUGUAUUGCCCUGGUGCAAUAUUAAUUCAUUUGGAAUUUAUUUCCUCCUAUACCCAAGGGCAGAUUACAGAGUAAUCUCAUUUUAUCCCCAUAUGCCCCUUGUGAAAUAGGCUAAAAUAAUAUACAAUGACCCAUCAAAGCCUCCCUUCCCCCAAACGUCCAAAGGGCUUGAACUAAGCUCUUCUGUGCCUAAACCUAAUAUUCAGUGUCACAGAGGGCAAGCCUGCACUGUUCCCUUUGAGGAUCCCAUUUAACGGCUUUCCGAUUUGCCCUAAAUCCAAGAUUGCUUCCUCCACUUGAGAGGGUUAACUAGAAACCUGCUCUUUCAAUCUGAAAUUAGUGGUGGGGGUGAUUGCUUAGUCAUAAAUGAAAGCUGCUCAGACUCACGCUCAUAAGCAUCUCCACCAGUACUUUCAGACAGACCUAAAUACAAGUUUGCAUGGGCUCCACUUUAUGUUUGAAUUUUUAAAGCAGGUGUGACGGUUGAAAAUACAUAGCAUCUGUGUGAGAACAAACUGCUGGUUGAGAAUAGUUUUUCUUUGCCAUUUCUAGGGCUCUGUUUUCACAGUGUUUGGUACAUGAGGUAUUUUGUCUUGUUCCUUGGUCUAGCAUUGGAAUUAAACUGCUAUGGUUAUUUUCAGAGAUAGAUGUGAGCUUUAUCUGCCUUGUUGUGCUCUGUAUGUGUUUAGAACUCAGGGAUAUGUAGGUUUCCCCAUUACCCUUAAACAUUAAGAAACUGUUUGUUUCACAUUUUUGUCACUAAUAUAUUUACUUAAUUUAGCAUGGGAGUAAUGAAGACUUCAGUAGUACAGAGUAAAGAGAAGCCAGGUUUUGAUAUAUCCUGAUUUAUGAAGCCCUUUCCCCCUUAUUGCGCUACCCAGUCCACACUCUGUGGUGAAUAACACUCGUUUCUGAAAAGGAUAAAAAAAGAAUUUUAACAUAACGAGAAAACAAUUAAGGUGGAGGCAGUUGGCUUUUUGCAUGGGCAAGAAAUUGAAGAUUAAGGUCCAAUUAGAAAAGAUUUCUAAAGAAUAUGUUUACUUCAUGAAUACAAAAUUGUAAUACAAAGCAAGAAUAAACACAUUGCAGGUCACACAAACCAUAUCCUGUCUGGAUAAUGCAAUGUUUUUGGUAAAGAAAAAUACAUGAAAAAAUUAUCAGGAACAAUUAAAAGCUCAGGUGAAAUUAAAUUAUCAGGUGAAAUUAAAACCUUAGCAUGUUUGCACCAAACAUAAAUUUCAGCCACAAUGUACCUCUGUGGUUAUCCAUUGCCUUGAUUUUUCUGCUUGUGUGCCAAUGCACAUGUGUGCAUGAAAAUGUAUCUGACACAUGUGAUCACACAGACAAAAACCAACAAAUUGGGAAACCUAGCUAUAGCAGAUCCACCCCUUAAUACCAUGAAUUAAUAAUGCAGUGGAUCCACUCCUGCUGACUGCCCCCUAUUAAAUAUAGUGCACCCACCUCACGGUACACCAAUAAAUUUCUACAAUUUACCACAGAUUAUCCAGUGAGGGACUUGUGUGAGGAAAAUUUUAAUGAUUUAAAGUCUCAGGCAAGAGUUGAUCAAACAAGCAAAGUUUUAUUAAAUAAAAAGAAGUUUGUGAAACAAAGCAAGUAAGGAAAUGUGUUCUUUCAGAUAAAAGUUAACUUAUUUACUUUAACUAUAAGAUGUCUCAGGCUUAAACAAAAUAUUAAAGUCGCAACACUUCUUAAACCUCAGUUAUUAAAAAUCAGUUGGUACACUUCAAGUAGAUAGAUAUUCAAGUGUCCAGAAUAGAUGGUAAAAUGCUCAACUCACUUUCUGUCACAUGAUAUUACAAUUAAAUUCCUUAAACACCAUCCUGCUUCCUUCACAGGAACAGCUCCUCAGUUACCUCUUAACCAUCCCACACCUGAGGUCUUCUAAAUGGUAUAACAGACCCAGGGGAUCACCUCCCCCCUUGUCACUGGUUUGGGAGUCUUCAGUAUCUAGAAGAACUCUCCCCUCCUGGCUAUAUUGAGACUCAGGUAGCCUGUACAGUCAAAUCUCGGUUGUCGAACGUAAUCUGUUCCAGAAGACAGUUCGACUUCUGAAACGUUUGACAACAGAGGAUCAAAGGGUGGUUGGCAAAGUCAAUGGAGAAAAAAGAAAAAACUCCCUGGAAGCCUUUUGGCUUCCGAAAAUUGUUCAAAAACUGGAGCAGUUACUUCCAGGUUUUCGGCGUUUAGGACCCGAAAUGUACGAUGACGGAGGCGUUUGGGAGCCAAGGUUUGACUGUAUUCCCACAAGAUCUACCUCUCCCGGUUGAGUCACAGCCCUCCGAGGACACUCCUGUCUGCAUACCUUUCCCAGACCCUCAACCCUGUCUCCCUGUCCAAGCUGCAAGGCUCUGUCCUCUCGCUAUGGAUAGUCUCUUCAGUGUGUAUGUUUAACUUAACUCAGAACCAGUUCUCCCUAUCUCAUUCCCCAUCUCCCAACCUGAAACCUGUCUAACAUCUCAAAUCCUAUCCUAUCCUAUCUCUCUUCUCAAAUCCAGCCCUAUUUUACUCUCGCCCUCAGAAGCCACUUCUUUUAUUCUUCCCCCCAAAGUGCUGUUCCUCCCCCCUCUGUGGCUAGCUGACUCUGUAGCCAAUCAGAGAGAGAGGCUCCAGCCACUCUGGUGGAAUUUCAGGGGGACUGCAUCACCAGUCUGGCUCUGCUGUCCAUCACACUAGCCAAACUACUCUUGGGUUUAUCACGGGACACAAUUGUAUGCCACAGACAGGAUUGCACUGGCUGAGAUUAUCUUGCUUUACUUUGUGACCAACUCCCUCCACCCGCCCCCGAUGAUUCCCAAGAUCCACCAAGCAUAGCUUGGUGCAAAAGGAAUGAAAGUAUGAUGAGCAAAGGAAUUUGUUUUGAGUAUUAGAACAGACCUGACUUGACUGCACUGGGCUUAUUAAGUGUUUUUCAAGUAGAUAUAGAAGUUCUUGGACGCUCGUGGUUACUUUGUUUCCCUAGCUGCAACAGGCUUCUUAAUUCCAGCACUGUAAUUUUGUUGUUGUUGAACAAUUCUGUUAAAAAAACCACCUUGCUGAUCUAAUGGAAAUCACCCAGAAAUCUACCAGUAGAUCCCAGACUGCUUUCUGUCCACUCCCAGUUUAGAGGUGGAAGAGAAAUAAUACCAGAGUGAACUGAAUUUGGGCUUCAACAUUUACAAUCAAAUCUUCCCUCAAUGCACUUAAGCUGUGAGUUUUUAGCAUCAGAACUGCCAAGCUAACAGUGGCAGUCAGGGCUUGGAUACCCUUGAGCAUGUGCCUAGAAGCCUCCAAGCCUUCAACCUUAGGCAUCCUGCUGCUAUUAUACAAUUCCACACUGGUUUGGGAAAAGUAAGGCUUGAAGGGGUUAGUUAAUGUGCUGGGUCAAGUGUCUUCUGAAGAGAGCCCAAUCUUUGUUUGUAUGAGAUGUCGUGAUUUUGAAGAGAAGACGGGAGAGGAGGAUCCUUCAGUUCACCUUUCCAAACCACCUAUAUUCACCUAUAUUCAUAGAUUUAGCACUAUGGUAAAUUAGUGCCAUUAGCACAAUUGUAAUUCAACAAGUGGAAUCUUGACAGAGCGUUUGAAAACUCUGCAGCCACAGUCAUAGAGAAGAAUCUUGGUCCUCUGAUACUUUGUCAAAAUGUGUGGCUGGCUUUAAAGUGAGUGAUAAUACGUUGCAUCAUUCUUAGAGCAACAGGGUGUAUUUGGUUUACUUUAAUGUUUACUGAAGAAGGCUGUAUGUACUUUGUGUACGUGCAAACAAAUAACAUGUAGAACAAUUUUAAUACACUGGAAAGCCACCUCUGGUUAUAGUACUCUUACAUUCAUUCAGUUAUGCUUCAACUUUCUCCUUAGAUUAUUUUUUUUCCUGAAGCAUGAAUACAAACUACAAUAUAUGCAGUCAGCAGGAGUUCCUGAAGUUAAUCACAUUUAGUUAUAGAAUUGUGGGUACCUCAGUAUGACCACUGUCCUAUUUAUCAAACACAAAUUUCAGCUAUUUCAAUUGAGGGUGUCCAUGAUUACAGGGGUGUAGUUGUGCCAGAGGGGAAGGCCAUCUUUUCACAAACCAAAGACCCAAGAGCCCACUUGUAUGAAAAUGAGAACGUUCCUAGGACAAUAGAACCAAAGAGAAUCAUAGUCUGGCCUCUGCCACCAGCCAGGGCAUCACAUGUCUCUGAGAGAAUAUAAUUUAACUUUGAACUUAAUUAAUACUCCUAAGGAGUACAUAGGGACAGUCCUAAAAGCAGGAAGGAAAGGCAUAUUCAAGAAGAGAAUGAGUGAAGAAAUGCAGUCUAUUUUAUGUAUUUUUUUGUUUCACCCUCUGACAAUGUUUAUCAUCUUUUGGUGGAUCCUAUCAUUAAAGAAAGAUUCAACAUGCACUGCAGUUCUGGGACAUUUGAAAACAUGUUAUACUGUUCACAAGACAAGCUUUCAUAUUUGCUAUGAUAUGAUUUAUAGUAAAUCUUUCCUAGGGAAAAUAGUCCUGUAAAUCCACUCUCAGAAAUUCAAGGGAAGCCAGCCAUUUUUGGUAAUACCUUGUCAUAGCGGACUUACCCAUCUGCACUUCUAUCAUUUACUAAACUGCAGAAUAACCUGCAGAAUAACCUGCGGAAGUUAUUCUUUCAUCUGAAGCUUUUUGUGUGUUGAGUCAUUUCACAUCCUUGUACAAAGCAGUACUUUGAAAGCUAGCAUAAUUGGAAGCCUUGAUUUAGCUUUGAAUAAAUACUUAAAAAAAACAAACCACAACAACCAAUGUUUUGCACCCUUAGAACUGAAGCUAUUAUAAUGGCAUACUUUUCAACUACCAUUAAUUUUAGGUUGUUUUUCAUAAAAUCUGAAACACAGAAGGGUUUUCUCUCUGUAGAGCAGAGCUUGUGGCAGUUUUGUUAUCAGUGUUGACUGUGGGAGACAGAUAAAAUACAGGAGACCUUGAAUUAUGAAUUUCAUACCUAUUAACUGACACUAGUGAAGUUGCUAAAGUUCACAAUUUAUCUAGUUUGGAACAUAAAUGUACCCAACUCACAAUUCUCAAGAGAUAUUAGGGAUCAAGCACCAUUUCCCCAAGAAGUUCAGCUACGGCUUAGUAUGUAUUACUGGGUUUGUGACUGUAUAAUAAAAUGUGUAUUGUAUUGUUUAGUACAGUAGUAUCUCCAGUUACGUUACCCUCUGGUUACGUAAACUUCAGGAUGUGAAAGUGGCAAACCUGGAAGUAUUUGACCAGGUUUUUCCAUGCACACAUGUGCAGAACUGGUCUACCGCUGUGCACGCAUGUGCAGAAGUGGUCCUCCGGUUGCAGAAACCUCGGGAUCUGACCGGACCUCUGGAACGGAUCCCAUCCGCAACUGGAAGUACCACUGUAUGUUGAAAACAACAAACCUAGGUUUUAAUCCUUCCUUAAAAAACUUUCUGGUUAAUGUGGCUGUUUUGUAGGUGUGUGUGUGCAAAAUAAGGAGAAACCUUUCAUGGAACAGCCUAGCAAAUUGUAAAUGAAAUGAAAUGAAAUAUGAAAAUGAUUUUUAAACCUCAAAGAAACCCUUGGCAAGCCCAAAUAGGUUUGGGAGUAAGGGAGCUGUCCAAUAAACAAGCUCAUCUAAUCCAAGUACAGGGAAGCUAUAUCAGCCUUUGAUUUUCUUAUUAAUUAUUUUAACUUCUGGUGGGGACAAAAGCUGUGUGUUGAUCAUAUUUCAAGUUCCCCGGAUGAUCUCUAACAUUAACCAUGCAGAAAAAAGACUCUGAAAACAAUGGAGUAUGACUAAUGUUGAAUAUCACCCUUAGUGAAGCAAGCAAAGAAACUUGGAGUGAUCGCCAAAGAAGAAGUCAUGUUGCAGACAGUUAGUGACUGUGCUGUGUGCCAGUUCCUCAUCCAACCUGGGGAAUUGCGGUUGUCCUAUCAGCCAGCCCUAGGGUCUGCUUCUGCUGAAUGCCAGGUCAACUUGGAGUAAGACCACUCUCAUCCAUGAUCUGAUUGUGGAUGAGGAGGCUGAUCUGGUCUGUAUCUCCCAGACCUGGGUAAGUGAGCAGGGUAGAAUACUCAGUUCAGCAUCAGAGCAGACUUGUGGGUCGGGGAGCGGGAGUUGCUAUAGUAGGUGGAGGCUCCAUCUGUCUCUCAAGGCUCUCCAUCCAGGCAUUGGGCAAUCAGAACAGAUUAGGAAUUCUGCUGGUUUACUGCCUGCCUUCCUUCCCAGCAGUCUCCCUACCUGAGCUGACAGAGCUGGUCCCAGAGGUGUUGUUAAGGACUUCCAUACUGCUGCUUCUGGGAGACUUCAUCAUCCAUGCCAAGGCGACUGGCUCUGGGUUGGCUCAGGGCUUCAUAGCUGUCACGGCAACCAUUAGGUUGGCUACAUUCUGGACCUUGUUUACUCAACUGGGCAGAAAGAGGGUGAUAUGAAAGUAACAUCAGUUCUGUGUAAUGGUCAGAUCACUUCCUGUUAAGGUCAAGGUUUUCAACACCUUUUCCCCUUUGCAGAGGCGAGGCAUCUAUUAGGAUGGUCCUUCCCUUGGAGGCUGAUGGCUCCAAUGGGUUUCCAGGUGGCUCUGGGAGAUUUUCUGGCUGAUAUGACUGGCACUCCUGUCAAAGUCCUGGCCAACCUCUGGAACAUCCAAAUGGCCCUGGCCAUUGACACAAUUGUUCCUGAGCACCCUCCUCCUGCUUUGUGGAGCCUGCUCAUCUCCCUGCUAUAUGCCAGAGCAGUGGUUUUCACCCUUGAUCAGCCACAUCCUUUUGGUGGCCACCCUGUGGAAGUCAGUUACUCUGGGGUUCCACUACAGGAUGUUCAUAAGUGGGGAUUUCCUCAUUCCACCUCCCCCCAUUUUUGGCACAUGCGUAAGUGGGAACACAUGUGUCUACAGAAACCCAAGCAAUGCCACUGCUCUGCAGGGUCUGAGCUGACUUCCUCCAUACGACAUUCUUAAACUGUGAAUUUGUAUCCAGAUUUUAUACACAAAUGCAUCUUAUACAGGAGAUCUGCUUCCCAGAUAUUUUAACUAGUAAAGCAAUUGCAUGGGAUAAAUGGCCGUGCUAAGCCAUCCUCUGUGAAAGAGGUAAGGGGGUGCUGCAUUCCCUUUCAUUCUGCUGCAUUCUGGGAAGCCUUCUGAGAGCCACAUGCACUCUUUUCAGGCCAGCUUUCUAGAAAUGUAGACUAUCAGUGCAAAGAUCUCAUAGUAGUGUUAAGGUGACUGUAAUAAGAGGGAAAAAAUCAUCUGCGUUUACUCACUGCAAAUAAGCAACUGGGUUAUCUUAUUUUGCAAGGCAUGGUAUUUAACAAACAUUCAGUAUUUACUAAAAUGUGAAUUCAGUGCCAUUCUAUAGUCAGCUUGCGAGGCUUGAAGUAAUCCUAGUUUGCUUGGAGUCAUUCCAUGUGUCUGAAAAGACCUGCCCUCAUUUCCCUUGCAGGGAAACAGCUAUUGCAUGACAACACUGUCUAAUUUCACAUUGCAAUAAUUGUUUAAUGUUCACAAUGAAGCUUUGUCCCCAGGGGUUUUUGUGUGUGUCGCUGUUUCUUACCCACUCAGUGUAGUUAUUAACAGCCAACAAUGCUUUCAUUUGUUGCAGUGACAUAAUGUAUACCUGUCAUCUUAAUGAAAACGUCAAAGGUAGAAAAGGGGCAUUAGGUGGUAAAAUGCAGUAACUACAAAAAAUUCAGGAAUCUAUUUUACACAUACUCCUGAUGUUUUAAUGUAGAUUGUAAACUGCUUUGAGAUUUGUUUCCUUAAAAGUAUAAAGUGGUAUACAAAGAAAAUUAAAAAUAUUAUUAAUAAUAAAAUAAUAAUACUCUAGUGCUGUUUACACAUUAUGAUUUCCACAUGUAAAGAUGUUAGUGGAAUGACUGUAUACAUGCUGAAUGUAUUAUUUUUAUUCUUUUAAUCAUUUCUAUACCACUGAACAGUACCAAGGGAAUCUCUUAAGGAGUUUACAACUCGUAUUAAAUGAUCAGAUGGAACAUUGCAAAAUAUAUAAUAUUACAAAUGAGAGUCAUACAAUUUAAAAAAUCAUUUCAAAAGUUAACAUGUAAAGCGAAUUUUAAAAUGUGGAGUACAGAUUGGGUAUUCUGCCCUGUUCAUAUUAAAUAUACCUGUGUAUGAUAUGUUUUGGUAUUCUUCUCUCUGUUCACCUCUCUUAUGACAAAACACUGAAGAAUACUUUGGACAUUUGAUGCAAUAUUUUAUUUAUUUAACAAAAUUCAUAUACCAUUUACUGGAACUCUGAGUGGUUCUAAGCAGUUUGCUGGUUCUAAGUGAUCUAACUUCCAAGCAGUUUAGAAUGCAGACUAAAAUAUUUGUUUUAAAUGCCUAUAAAUAACCAAUAUUGAUACAUAAAAAAUUAAAAUACAGAAGAAAACCCAGUAAUUUUAAAACACUUGUACCUACUAAAAUCAUGUGCCAAAAUGACAUGCCUGGCUAGGCUUGUUGAAACAAAAAGAGUUUUUAGUAGGUGCUGAAAGCAAUGCAGUGAAGGUGCUUGCCUUAGAUCAAUGGAUAAUGUAACUCAUUUCAUACCGGCAUGUUUAAGGAGCGGGAAAUGAAGUUGUAUGUCAUACAUUAGAAUGUUCAACGUUUGUCUUUAGCCUUCCUAAUUCUUUUUGUGCCUAUAAUAUCAUUUUAGAUUAUUCCAAGCAGCUUAAUCUUGAUUCUAAUUAAACUACUGAAUAUAGCUUUUGUCUAAUUAAGCUCAUGCGGCUAUUUAUUUAAUUUGAAUUAAACUUGCACGCUGCUUUUCGCAAGCCACAACUUAUCUAGACAUUGUAUCAUUCCAGGGGGAUGAACCUGCUUUGAGGAUCUGCUUGUUUUAUCAGGUAUUGCAAGAUUAGAUUGCGCUGACUUUGUUUCUCUGACAAUGUUUUUAAAGUAAUGUUUUGUAAGUUGCUUUCAGUGGCAACUUUUAAUAUUUAGAGUCUGCCACAAUCAAAUAAAUCCAGAAGCUCUAAAGGCAAAAUCAUUGUAUAACACUAAUGCUAUAGAUAUUUGCUAUAUUUGUCUGAUACUUACAAUUCCCUUAUGAAAGCUUGUUUUGGACCCUUGAAGGUUUCUGUCAACAUGUUUGCGAUAUUGUGGUAUAAUAAUAAUAAUAAUAAUAAUUUUUAUUUAUACCCAGCCCAUCUGACUGGGCUUCCCCAGCCACUCUGGGAGGCUUCCAACAGAAUAUUUAAAACAUGAUAAAAGAUCAAACAUUAAAAACUUCCCUAAACAGGACUGCCUUCAGAUGCCUUCUAAAAGUCAGAUAGUUGCUUAUUUCCUUGACAUCUGAAGGGAGGGCGUUCUGCAGGGCGGGUGCCAUUACUGAGAAGGCCCUCUGCCUGGUUCCCUGUAACUUCGCUUCUCGCAGUGAGGGAACCACCAGAAGGCCCUCUGCGCUGGACCUCAGUGUCUGGGCUGAAUGAUGCGGGUGGAGACGCUCCUUCAGGUAUACUAAAAUGCCCAAGUACAUGAAUCAUCAGUGUGCAUCCUCCACCAGACUCCCAAUAUACUUUUUUUGAGCUACAUGGCUUACGUAUGUGUGCUACCAUAGUGUCUGUUGCCACUGUUCAGCACUGGAUUCUUCUCAUUGAUCAGCUUGCAUCAAAUGUAAGGUAUUACAAAUUAUAGUGAUAAAGAGGUGCUGCAACCCACUUUGGCAAAUCCAACCAUGCUUUUAAUGGUUUUUCAGGUUAUAUUAUUUACAUAUUGUUGUAUGCUGGCUUGAUGUUUUAUGAGAUGGUAAUAUGGGACGCGGGUGGUGCUGUAGUCUAAACCACUGAGCCUAGGGCUUGCCGAUCGGAAGGUUGGCAGUUCGAAUCCCUGCGACGGAGUGAGCUCCCGUUGCUCAGUCCUGCUCCUGCCACCCUAGCAGUUUGAAAGCACGUCAAAGUGCAAGCAGAUAAAUAGGUACCUCUCCGGUGGGAAGGUAAACAGCGUUUCCGUGCGCUGCUCUGGUUUCGCCAGAAGCGGCUUAGUCAUGCUGGCCACAUGACCCGGAAAAACUGUCUGCGGACAAACGUCAGCUCCCUCAGCCAGUAAAGCGAGAUGAGCGCCGCAACCCCAGAGUCGUUUGUGACUGGACUUAACUGUCGGGUCCUUUACCUUUUAAUAUAUAAAUACUGCAAUAAAUGAAUAAUUAAGAUGCAGCUACAUCCAUGUCUUUCUUUUUAGUUUUGCACUUGUGGAAUUUAUAUACCCACCCAUCAAUAAACAUUCCCUGCAUGGCUUGCACCAAAACAAUACUGAAAAUACAAUACUGUAUAUAGAAAUUAAAUACAAUCAAAGACAGCCGUGGGGAAGAAGUAUAUAAACCAGCCGCUUGUUCACUAUACGUCAGCCAGGAUGGUCUGGAGCUAGGUUAUGGUGGGGCAGAUUAUUAGUUUAGUUUUACUAAAUUUCUUAAAUGCUUGUUUCUUUUUAAAAAGAAAACACUCAAGAUGACUUACAACAGUUUAAAAUAUACAAAAAAUUAAACACAAUAGUAUUACAAAAUAGUUUUAACACUACUGAAAUAUCAUCACACAAUACCAGUGGACAAAAGAUCAGGGAUAAUCAAGUAUGGAAAGAUGUGGAAUUAACCAACCAUUAAAUGCCUGUGAGUAGAGGAAUAUCAGAGCCGAACUUCUGGUCUCUGUCAUCAGAGAGAUACUGCACUAAACUAUCCUAGAGGUUACCAGAGCACAGACUGCAAAAAGUUCAACUACCAGCAGAUAGAAGUCACUCUGCACCACUAAGGCUGCUUACUGAAAACAAUGGCUCUAGGAGGAGCCUAAAGCUAUGGACCUGCUCCAUCAUUGAGUCCAUUAUUGCAGCCAGGCACUGAUGAGAGUGUGCAAACCUGCAGACUUAGCCUGAUGGCUUAUGAGCCUUGGAGAAGUCAUGCCAAAUUGGAGGCAGAAGAGAAGGCCUAGAGAAGGCAGAAGCUGACACUCGAGGGAGGAAAAUGGACAUUGUGGGUUGUGAAAGGCUGGAGCUGAGUUAUCUGUUUCCCCCAUGAUGAGCGGGGUUCUUCAAUGUUCUUACCAAGGAGCAACUGCCCUAAGCUCCAAGUAAGGUGUAGGACCCUAGUAACUGCAGCAACAGAAAUAUAAGAGAGGUAGGUUUGGAGGCAGAGGCUCAGCUCAUAUCUAACUCUCACUCACUAGGCAUUCCUUUGGUACCUUGAGAACCAACCUGUCCUGCCUCAACGUCCAUACCUACAUUCGUGCAAACUCUAUAUGCAUAGGUUAUCUUCUCUAAAUUUGUGGGGGCUUCACUGUGGAGAGCUAAGCUAUGAUUUAACACAGGGGUUCCCAAACUUGGGCCUCCAGCUGUUUUUGGACUACAAUUCCCAUCAUCCCUGACCACUGGUCCUGAUAUCUAGACAUGAUGGAAGUUACAGUUCAAGAACAGCUGGAGACCUGAGUUUCGGUUGACAUUAUAUGCAGCAAUGGCAGUUAUUUUGCCACUCGCAUCUUGUUUCCCAUACAACAGCAGCAUGGGCUCUUCUUUGGAAUAGAGACAGAAGAGCAUGAGGACCUGGAGAGGAAACCAUCAGCUCCUCUCAAUGCUGCUCACAUGGGACAAUGCUAAGUGGGCCAGGUUUCCAGAGGUUAGCUCACUCAGUGCUUAGCAACACCCCUGGUAGGGCCCCUUAAAUCCUGGAGUACUUCCAGUGCCCGUGACCUCACAGAGUAUUUUGCGUGGAAUAAAACUAGGGCUUAAUAUGAGAUUUGUGCUGGAGGCUAUGCCAGUGCAUAAGGCUUGCACUCAGGGAAGCACACCCUAAGGGAACAUUGUCUGGAGUUGCCAACUGCCGAAAGUGCUCACUCGUAGCCUUCGGUGCCAGAGCCCUUUACACAUUGUGCGUUCGCCAAAGCACAUGUUUAAAAAGAUGUAAGUAUUAGUAACCCUAUGUUUUAGAGGGCACAGAUAAACAUGCAAUUAUUGCAUGAGGCCAUUUAAUUUAUGCCGUUUACAAAUAUGUUUGUGAAAUCCUCAGAGCACACAGUGAUUAUAUGCUGUGCUAACUGCAUAGAUAUUAUAAUUCGGAGGGUGGUGGGUUUUUGUGUGUGUGUUAGUGCUGAGCAAUCUGGAAGGGUUUUUUUUAUAAAAAAAAAGGAAAAGAAAGAAAAUGAUGUUUGCAAUGCGUAAUACUACAGCCCAGAUAAUUACUGUUUAUGCUAAUUUGUAUUGACAUGUACACACAUUGCAGCCGAGGCAGAUAGAGAGCGUUGUGCUAGUUAGAAAUAAAAUAUUUUUAGUCUAAUUAUUGUCUUGUGGCUCCUUGAGACCCCUCGCACCCCCAACCCCAUGCAUUGACUGCAGCCAGAAGUGGGGUUUCAGUCAGUUCAUCAAACUGCAUCCUUAGAGUACAAGAAUAGGUUUGCAAUAAAUGCUCGUGUGAUUUGAUUUUGGACACAAAAGUAGUACCUUUGGGUGCAAGACAACAUUUUCAUUGGAAAAUGUAAAUUAUUACUAUUUUGCACCUAUUCACUGCCUUUCUUGGCUACUGCUCCAGAGCCAGCCAUUUAUUUAUUUAUUUAUUUGAAAUCAGCUCCCUCUCUCUCUCUCUCUUCCUGGUCAUGCAGUGAGUGUGAUAACAUCAUGAUGUCAUGAAGCCAUUUGGUCACAUGACACCGCUAAGGCCCAAUGAAAAUAACUGUGAAUAAGCGGUUAGAGAGAGAUGGGGAAGUAGGGUAGGCUGACCCUCCACAUCUUUCUGCAUUGCAAAUAUUUACUUGUCCUCCAUUUGCCUUCCCUGCAAAUGGCUGAACAUUUUCACCCCCUUUUUGCAGCCCUCUGUGGAAAAAAAAGAAUAAAUGAAGGGAAGAUGCUUUUUCUGGCUGUUAAAGUGUUUGCAAAAUGUACCCUUUACCCCUUUCAGCUCAGCCUUAGUGGAAACAUUUGCUUUUGAGACCUCUGAAUGCAGAGACUGUAACAUUAAAAGUUCUGUUGUCAGAUAAAAAGUGCUAAAUGAUGAGAGUCAUCAUGAUAGAGUUAUGAGCCAUGAAUUCGAAUGCCUUAUUUCCUAAGCACUUGAUGCUUCAAUCCUUUCCUAGUGUCUGAGCUUGUUGUAUGUACACAUUCAGGCUUUUGUCUUCAACAAUGAGGGGCAGCAACUCUUUAUUCCAACAUGAAAGCUGAAAUUUUCAUCAGUAUUAGUCAUCAAGCAUAACAGCUUUUGAGCUGGCUCCUAUCUACAUAUAUACUUUUUCUAUUGACGUCAUACAUUUGUCACAGUGACGGCUUGCCCUUAGUACAAGUCAGUCAUUUGGCACCCAUACUGCAACAACACCAGCCUCCCUGUCAUGCUGCUGGGGUCGUGACCCGAGUGAUCUGCUUUUCUCAGGCGAUUUACUGGCGCGCAUGUGUCAGUGAGUGGGCAGAGGAGGAGGAGCAGUGGUUGAGACCGCCUCCCCAUCCUGACCCUUUCAGGGAGGAGGAGGAAGAAGAAGACAGUACAUAUUUACAGUAGUGGUUUGCAGGGAGGGUCACAGCUCAGAGGCAGAUGAGGGGAAAAGUUGGGAAAUAAUGGGAGAGGAGGAGCAGGCAGAGCCAGAGCAGCAGCUGGCUGACACGUUGUCAAUAGAAAGCAUUCCAGACCCACCAUCUCCCAGAACCUUAAAAGCAGGAGAGAAAAGAGCUCUAAGACAGAGCGGCACCCGUAGAGGAGGUGGUGAUGAUGAUGAUGAAUGAGGAAGUGGGAGAGACAGGGUGCUGGGGGCGGAGAUUCACUCGGGACAACGCCAUUAUCCAAGAAGCUGGGUUCUAUAGCCUCCCUCUGUAAAGUUUGAAAUAAAAAAAGGACUGUAAGAAAAUUUUCCUUGUCUUCAUGCUUUCCUGGGCAGUGAGCCGGGAGCUGCUGACAGCAUCCUGACAGCAUGGAAUCGAUUUACAGUGGUACCUCGGGUUACAUACGCUUCAGGUUACAGACGCUUCAGGUUACAGACUCCGCUAACCCAGAAAUAGUACCUCAGGUUAAGAACUUUGCUUCAGGAUGAGAACAGAAAUCACGUGGUGGCGGAGCGGCAGCAGCAGGAGGCCCCAUUAGCUAAAGUGGUGCUUCAGGUUAAGAACAGUUUCAGGUUAAGAACGGACCUCCAGAACGAAUUAAGUUCUUAACCCGAGGUACCACUGUACUCAAGUGCAUGAUGAGUGCCACAAUAGCACUCAUCACAUCAUGCCUGUAACAUACAUAUUGUACAUCAGCUUCAAGGUCCGGCUUCUACCCCUGGCAUCUUCAUUAGCAAUGCUAUGUAGGCUUCCUCUUGAGAUACAUUUACAAAUCCACAAGUAUCUUUGUCCUUCUCCAAACACAUCUAGUCUGACUACACGUGAAAUGUAAACGGAUGCAGAAAGCAGACUCCAACUAGUGCGCUGAACAUUUUAUCGCCUUGCAAAAUGUCCAAGGUGUUCAAACAUGACGGUUCAGGAAGGAAAGUUGAAAUACGGAUGCUUCCUUUUAUUCUAAUUAUAUAAUGCUUUCUCUUGACAGUCUGUCAAGUGGUUCAAUAGAUCAAGUACAAGUUCUAGUAACUUACUUUGUUCGUGACUGCUAUUCAUGGUGAAGGUUGCACCUUGAAAGUCUAGACAAUUUACUAUAGCAUGAACACCUGUAGGUCAGUACCCAUUUCAUCAAAGAGGUUAGAAGAAAACCUUGAGCUUAUCAGCUACUUUUUUGUUACUGAUAGUUAAAAAUAUGUUUAUGGCUUUGAUCCUGUAUUUUCUUACUUAGAAGCCCCUAAGAUAUCCGAACAAUGUACAUUGAAAACAAUAUUUUAAACAUCGAAUCCUUCUUUGAGUUCAGUGGGAUUUAUAGUCUUAUUAUUAUAUAUUUAUUUAUACCCACCUUUUCCCCUGAUGAGACUCAAAGCAGAAUACAGGUAAAAACUGGAACCACUAAAAACACAGAAAAAUCAAUUAUUAAAAUGCAAUUAAACACUGAUAGAAUUAAAACUAUAUGCAUAUAUAAAAUCUGUUUAAAACAUACCAGUAACUACAAUAAAAGCAGCAUGGCACCAGCCCUUUAAUUAAAAGCAGUCAAUUCCCCAAAGCCUAUUGGAAGAAGAAAGAUUUCGGCUGCCCGCCGAAGGACAGCAAGGAGGGUAUCAGGCUAGCUUCUCUAGGGAGGGCAUGUCAAAGUCUGAGAGCAGCCACUGAGAAGGCCUUCUUCUGUGUCCCCACCAAGUGAGCCUGUGGGUAUUUAGUAAGAGUAUUUAAGACUGCAAUUUUACACAGUAAUCCUAUGCAUUACUCCUUGGAAUAAGUCCUGAACACAGUGAGGCUAAAUUUCAAGUGAAGGUCCAUAGGAUAGGAUUAUGCUAGUAAUUAUGAGAUUCCUGCAUUGCAGGGGGUUGGACUCGAUGAUCAUUGGGUCCCUUCCAGCUCUUAAGAUUCUACGAUUCUGUGAUUCUAUGCUACAAACUUUAAUUACGGUAGAUAGACUCAUCUGUAUGGUACAUUCAUUUAUAUGCUGGUGCUCAAAUGCAUAUAUUUUUACUUAGUAGCACACUUUAGAUGUGAGAACUGAGGAUCUGUAUUUUGUUUUCAUGAAUUAAUUUCAAGAUGGCCUUGAAAUCAAAGCUCCUUCAGACUCGGUAGGUAGAAUAGCAGCCCUGUUCUGAAAAGGAUCUGGCUCUUUGGAAUGGUAGGUGUCUUUCACUAGAAAAUCUAUGUGAUAAAACCACCUUUAACAAAUCAAAAGUCCACAGGGGGUUUCUCUGCAAAAUGCAAGCAGAAAAACUCGAUGGUGUACAGAGUACGAAAAAACCUUGCCUGGCUUCUCUUAUUUUCCUGAAGGUGACUUGCACCACUGCUGAGAGGUGGCAAAAUUUCAUCUGUCUUGAUAAUUAGAAUAUGCUUUGCUAGUGGGCUGCAAUUGAUCCGAUUAGCUAAGUAUACAUGCUGUACAUUUAAGGCUUCUAAUUAAAUUUCCUUGAGUUACUUUCUCUCCAUGGCGUAUAUGCCUUCCCUGAGGGUAAUCCUCAUAGAAAUCUUACACAGAAACAUUGAUUUCCAGUUUAAAUGAAUCACACAUGAACUUCAAAGCAAGACAUGUUGAAAAGUGGCCAGAAGGUGCUCAUCUUUGUAACUUUAUGAAUUGUCAGACUCGCAUCUAACUCACUGCCUCUGGAAUCCACUGUUUUGAUGUUAAAUAGAUAUGACUGACAAUAGGGAAGAUAACUGAGUCAGCUCUGAGUUGGAUAUAUAUCACACACACAUACAUUUUGAUAUGGCGGCGGUCAGAGUCAAUCAGGCAUAUAACUUGACGUUCUGUUUAGGUUAUUUUGUACUGAUUUCCUAAACCAGUGAACAUAUAUUUGCAUUCCCCAUAACGUCACUGCUGUUGAACUUGUCUUUUUUAUGACUUUUUUUAAAAUCACUUCUACAGAACAAAUAAGCAGGGAACUAAGAUGUUAUUAUUGCCUUAAAGGGAGAAAAAAAGGAUAUUCCCCAGUGUUCUUAUAGUCAUCUUAUGCAUGUUGGAGCAUUUCGUAAUUACUAGAAAGCAAUAGUGUUUUAAAUCUCUUUGGCAAGAGGGGCAUGGAAAUCUCUUCAGCUCCAAGUUCCUGGCCAGAUGUUUGUUACGUAGAUGGUUUUCAGAAUGCAGUUAGCUGAAAUAUAGCACAUUCCUAGAAAUGAUAUAUAGCUGUUUGUGUAUAUUUUAUUUCAUGCAGUUAGUUUUGGAAUACUAGAUGAGCAUGGCAAAUAGUGCUGAUAACAAAUAGGCAGUUUAGCACUAUGCCCAAAAUUUCUCUCACAUUUUUUCCACCACUCUUUGGCAAUUAAUGUUAUAAGAAACUGCAUUUGAAAACUUUCAAAGGGAAGAGGAAAUUUCAGGAAAAAAUUGAAGGCUACGUACUGACAUAUUUUUGCCAUUUCUUUUUCAGCUAAGUGGGCUCUGGUCCCCUGCUCACGUUGCAUGCUAACCCCCCACCCCUACUCACCACCCCACACCCCUUUCUUGUCUUUGCUUUCUUAAUGCUUUGUGUCAUGUGGUGUUUUACACAUAUUAAUAAUGUCUCCAUUACAUGCCAGUAGCCGCAGUGGGAGCAAGACUUCUGUUGCCGGUGUCAAGAGCCUGCCGUGAAGGCAUGGUAGAGGCACUUAGAGCAGCUCCAUGAGGCUUCCCCUUCUCUUCUUUCUUCAUGAGGCUGAGCAAGCUCGUGAGUUUGACUCUACCGCUGACUGGUAGAGGCUUUCCUGAGUUUCAUUCUGGUGAUUGAAUUUGGGACCUUCUGCAUUCAAAGCAUGCACUCUGUCCUUGAGCUAUGGCCCUUCCUAAUCUGCGGCCCAUCCAGGCUGAUUGAUGUGUGGGCUACUUGUGAGCAAGCAGCCAGUCUAGCAGAUUCUUUGUCUCAUCUUCCUUUUCUCUUAGGUGUUUUAGAUAGAAUCUUAGUUGGAACUGCUCCCCCACCCCCCGUUCCUUAAUUUUAUAUAUUUUUUAUAUUUUUAGUCUGCCUUGUAUUUUCUUUUGUUUAAUAUUGUGUUUAUGGGCAUUUUUCAGUUAGUUUUUACUCACAGGAGACCUGGUGAAAUUAAUGGACCUAACUUAGUUAUGUUCAUUGAUUCCCAUAAGUCUAUUCUGAGUAAAAUGAAGUUGAAUACUACCCAUCAUAUUGUCCGAAUUGUUUUUCACUGAUAAAAAUCCUCUGAUGAAGAGCACUUAAUAAAUAUUUAAAUGAACAAAGUCAUUUGUUCAGUACUAGUGUUUUCUAUUGAAAAAGUCAGAUUAGGUGGACACGGGUGGCGCUGUGGUCUAAACCACAGAGCCUAGGGCUUGCUAAUCAGAAGGUCGGCUGUUCGAAUCCCCUUGACGGGGUAAGCUCCCAUUGUUCGGUCCCAGCUCCUGCCCACCUAGCAUUCGAAAGUACAUCAAAGUGCAAGUAGAUAAAUAGGUACCGCUCCAGCGGGAAGGUAAGUGGCGUUUCCGUGUGCUGCUCUGGUUUGCCAGAAGCGGCUUAGUCAUGCUGGCCACAUGACCCGGAAGCUGUCUGCGGACAAACGCCAGCUUCCGCGACCUAUAGAGCGAGAUGAGCGUGCAACCCCAGAGUCGUCCGCAGGGGUCAGGGGUCCCUUUACCUUUACCUUAGGUAAAGCAAAGGAAGAUAUUUGCAAAUAGGUUCCAAUGAAAUCAGUUGUACGGCCUUGCUGUUGAACUUAGACUGAGCUACAAAUGGUGUUUUCACAAAGAAAUGAGGAUUGCUGAUGUAGCAGACUCCAAAGAAUUAUAUAGAGUUGAUCUUUCAUGUGUAUCUUUAGCGAGUGUGUUCAUAAGUGCUGAAUAUAAAGCCAGUUUACUAUACCACAGAAGAUGCAUUUUAUGACUAGACAUACAGUUCUCAAUUAAAUUAUGCAUUCUUCAUAUUAUGUGGCAACUGCAUGAAACAAUUCCUCCAUUUGUUCCCUAAUCAGUGCCAUUGUUAAACAGUAAACUCUUGUAAUGCCAUUAAAAGAGCUGUAUGUUCCUAUUGUUCUCUCUGUCUUUGUUUUAUUGCUUUCUUAUACAGUAGACAAUUGAGUCAAUUAGCUUCUUGGCUUAUAAACAGAAUAUGUGCUUUUCUAGAAUAGAAACUGGGGUGUGUCUGAACAGAGUGGGAGACACAGGCUUUUGAUUUUUCUUGAACGAUGUGUGGGCUGGUUUCAAAUUUCACCAUUUUUUUCUUCUGUUGGCUUCUUUUUCUUUUUCUGAACCUUGAUUUGAAAAAGUUGAGCCUCAUCGUAAUUCAAUUUUAAGGGACAAGAGAGUCUGUUGUAUGGGGGCCCAUGUUAAGGAAAUAUUGAAAUAUAAUCUUUGACAUUCUUUAUGGAUUUAAAGAUUGCUAGCAUGUUGUCGUGCCUGAGAAUGUAGAAAAUAAAAAAAUAUAUUUAACACGAUUAGGUAUAGUGCUAUAAAAUCAUAGCCAUUUAUAUGGUGAAGCAACAAUUUUCUGUGUGAGGCCAAACUACACAUGGCAUUAGUCACUUAGCUCUGCAGGCUCCUCCUACCCUCCUUUAACAAAUAGGCAGUGCAGGUCUCCCAAACCAGACUGGAAACCUUGGGUUUUGAACUCUCUGCCUUCCAUUGUAGGCCUGAUUCGGAUCAGCCCAUCCCCAUUCAAGUUCUGCAACUUGUAUCACCAAAAAGGUCCAUGCUGAAAUGAGUGAAACCAACUGGGGCAAAUCUAGAAGUGAAAAUAGUAACGUCAGUUAUUAAAGUUCCAACAAGCACUCAAGUCCAGUUUGUAUGUUUCCCUAAGGAUAUAGUUGAGAGAGAUUAAGCGCAGUGUCCAGUGAAGUAGUUCCACUAGAGCAAGGAUUUCUGUUUGUGCAACUUGCUACUCUUUCCCUGCCGAUGACCUUUUCAAAUCUGCUCUGGAGGACUGGAAAACCCCAUAACAGAUUUAGGGGCACACAAGAAGAGGAGAGGAGAGGAGAGGAGAGGAGAGGAGAGGAGAGAGGAAGUUAUGUUGUACAGCCAGAAAUCCAUGCACUAGUGGAACUGCUUUGCUGAAUUCUGCCCCAAGGUUGAAAUCCUGUACAGUGGUACCUCGGGUUACAUACGCUUCAGGUUACAGACUCCGCUAAGUCAGAAAGAGUACCUCAGGUUAAGAACUUUGCUUCAGGAUGAGAACAGAAAUCGUGCUCCGGCGGCGCAGCAGCAGCAGGAGGCCCCAUUAGCUAAAGUGGUGCUUCAGGUUAAGAACAGUUUCAGGUUAAGUACGGACCUCCGGAACGAAUUACCGUAUUUUUCGCUCUAUAAGUCGCACCAGACCACAAGACGCACCUAGUUUUUGGAGGAGGAAAACAAGAAAAAAAAUAUUCUGAAUCUUACAAGCCAGAACAGCAAGAGGGAUCGCUGCGCAGUGAAAGCAGCAAUCCCUCUUGGUGUUCUGGCUUCUGUGAUAGCUGCACUGCCUGCAUUCGCUCCAUAAGAGGCACACACAUUUCCCCUUACUUUUUAGGAGGGGAAAAGUGAGUCUUAUAGAGCAAAAAAAUAUGGUAAGUACAUAACCCGAGGCACACUGUACUUGCUUACCUUGAAAUAACCACCACCACCACCACAAUUUAUUAUUUAUACCCUGUCCAUCUGUCUGGGUUUCUCCAGCCACUCUGGGUGGCUCCCAACAGAAUAUUAAAAACACAAUAAAACAUCAAACAUUAAAAACUUACCUAAACAGGGCUGCCUUCAGAUGUCUUCUAAAAGUCAGAUAGUUGUUUAUUUCCUUAACAUCUGAAGGGAGGGUGUUCCAUAGAGCGGGUGCCACUACCAAGAAGGCCCUCUGCCUGGUUCCCUGUAACUUCGCUUCUCGCAGUGAGGGAACCAGCAGAAGACCCAAGGAGAAGGACCUCAGUGUCUGGGCUGAAUGAUGGAGGUGGAAACGCUCCUUCAGGUAUACAGGACCGAGGCCGUUUAGGGCUUUAAAGGUCAACACCAACACUUUGAAUUGUGCUCGGAAACGUAGACAUACAUUCACACUACACAGGAUUCUACUGUUUAUUUAAACUCACCAGACUAUGAUAAUACGUUGUACACCUGUAGUCAAUGCAGAAGAGUAUCUUCUGAUGGCAAAAUUAGUUUUUCAUGCAUGUUAAUUUCCUCUUAAGAAACAUGACUAUGUAAACGCUGCAGCAUUUAAUAGAAUCAUUUACAAGUCAUGUGAAUAGAAGAGGUUUGCCUGCGAUGUUUAAUGGUUAGAGAGAUAAACUUUAAAGCCACCCCAGUUCUAUUUCCACGUGUAAAAGAAUAAAUGUGUCAGAUAUUAAGGUACAUUCUUGGUAGGACUCUUUCUCUCAAGCAGUCAACUAUUUCUUUUUCUUGCUGGUUCUUGCACUAAUCAUUAAUAACUGUACUGUUGUCACACCUCAAAAACAUUCCUAUUGACACUUCAAUCAUUUUUAAAGCUCUUGAAUUGUCAACGUGUAUACAACUAACCUUUUGCACUCUAUUAAAAUUUAAGAACUGCUUGAUUCUCAGCGAAUGCCCAAGCAACUGGAUCAUGAAAGCGCUACUUUGUGCCAAGGGCAUGAUGCAGUGCACCCGUUCCCUUUUAACAAAUAAUAAGAAGUUUGACUUUUCAUUUACACAUUCUGCCAAUUGCUAACAAGUUUCCAUCUCGUUCAAACACUGAAUUGAUCCAAAGAAAUUGAAAAUAUUGAUUUAACCCUCUUCCUGAUUUGUGCUGUGGGCACCUGCUAGCGCAGUCUUAGCACAUUACAAUUGCUUGGCCGUAAUUCCUCAGGGGACCACUAAUAACUACCACAUUUGUCUUUUCAUCUUCUGAAAUUAUGCUAGCAGUUGUCCAAGUCAAUUGUGAUUCAUUUGAUACUGCUCUCCUUCAAGACAUAUUGCAACCAAAUAGACUUGCUCACCAGUAAUAUAUCUGAUGACAUAGUUAGUUCUAGUUAAUUGACAGAAUGAUUCAGGCUUUUAUGGAUGGCAUUAAUUGGUCCCCAGCGUCCAUGCCAUAAUUGACCAGACAGUGUAGACUACAUUAGACUCUCAUCCAGUCAGAAUAGUGGUAAGAUGAGGUAAAUGUGGUACAAAUGAUAAAAUGGCUAUAUUUUAAAUCAAACAUUUAUAAACUAUGAAAGUAGCUGCAUUAAAAGGGUUUAAAUAAUGGAAAUACAUAAAUGUCCACCUUCAAGUAUUUUCCCCGGCCUCCCAGUUAACACAUGUUGCAAAUGAUUCUGAGAUGCCUUAAUGGAACUCACUGAUGAUAGUCUAAUGUGUAAAGUGCAAAUGCUCAAAGACGGUUGGAGGUUUUAGAUUUGAUGCAAUUUAUUGAUAAUUUACAUGCAUACUUAUCACAAUAGAGAAGCGAUCCAUAUUCAUGCCAGUUCAGAGUUUGAAUAAGCCUCCCCUAUUGGUAUAUAUGCUGUAUCUCGAGUCAGAAAAUGUGCCAUAAUGACUUGUUGAACAUUCGGAAGAACUUUACAGUUAGAUUCUUAAUAUUUUAUAUACCAAGGACAGAAAAGGAAUUCGUGAGCUUACCCUUACAGCAAAAUGCACUGUGCUCAUGCCUUACUGAACAGGUGAAAAAAGAACUGGGAAAUAAUUACAGUUUUACUGUGCUCCCAUUUUCCUUUGAGCAACUUAUCAGCUUGACAGGGCAAGAAUAUGGGGCCAAAAAAUAUAUUGAAGAAGGAUGGUAGGUCUAGAGGUAUCUUGACUGCAUGCAAACUUGCCACCACUCCAUGCCAAGUGUCAUUUACUACCAUAUAUCAGGCAAGUGCACAUGCAAGCUGAGAAUAUUAGUAACAUCAAUUUUUUUUAUCCAAUCACACUGUUAAUAUCCUGUGUCUAGUAAUAGUAAUGCACCCGAACUGAAAAAAGUGUAUAGAUUCAAAAGCAUUUGGUUGGAUAGCUGAUCAUUAUUUUGCCACUUUCUUUUCACUUUCUUUUCAUCCUAAACAUUAAUCUGUCAUCAAUAUCUGUGCAACACUACUUGUCUUGGAGCACUUGUGUAGCAGUUGAUAUAUGCCUUCCCUUUUCGAUUUAACCACCCUUAAGGAUUUUGGAUCACCAGCAAAACUUGGCUCAUAUCCUCCAUAAUGCCUACUGCAAGCCAUAGGCUCUUUUACUCUUGUUCUCAUUCCAUGGAAUCAGUGCAGACUCUAAUGUGCAGAUCAACGUUUUGAGUCAUUAUUUUAGUCAAUAAGUUUGAAUAUUUUUAUUUAAGAGUAGAACAAGUAUGUUCUCCACAAGCAGCUCACAUUUUCACUGGGCAAGAGCAGGAAGAGACGAUGGAACUUUGCUAUUUAGGAAUACUAAAGCUCGAAAAUUCUGGAAUCCCCCCAUGAGAAACGGUGGCUCUUUUGAAGUUAAGGAAACUCGGCCACACAUGUUCACAUGAUAAAUAUAUGCUAAAAGCUUGCGUGUAUUAGGGUGAUAAUGUACUUUAGUCUAGUUGAGGAAAUGAAAAACCUGACACAUGGCACCUGGAAAUCUUUGUGACUCACUCCUGCUCUUGACAGAGGGCUAUAAAUUUCCCUGACAGAAAACACAUCGCUGCUGUAAGCUUCACCAGAAACAACCUUUCAUUUUGUUCCUAACAAAUAUGUAUUCAGCUCCUUGCUUUUUAAUGCCUUUAUAUAAACCUUUUACAACCCUGUAGGGGUAACUACGCUUCAUUUCACUCCUUGUGACUUGUGCCCCGUGAGCAACCCUCAACUGAGGGUGACGUUCACUGUGACUGGGCGGGGCAGGUGUUGCUACAAUAUAAUGCACAAUAAAAAACGUGUUAAAAGACGUUUACAGCUGCAAAGCUAACUGCUCAAGGUGUAGGAAAUGAUGGAAAUAAGGUAAGCCUCUAUAUUGAGGGGACUGCCUGCGGAGCGAUUUGAGUUGUACAAGAGGAGAGCCUUUGGACUGGAGGGGAUCCAUGCUGGUGGUAGCACUGAAGCGGUUGUUGCUGGAGUGAGGGCAGCCAAGGAAGGGGACCAUGGCUGUUUAAUGAGGCCUCCCAGCCAGGGAAAUGUAGGGUAAUGCAGAAGAGCAGUAUUAAAAGCUACUGCAUACAGCCUACCUUUUGUCGUGGCAUUUGGUACAAUUCAUAGCACCUGUCAAUAAUCAAAUAAUACUGUAAUUAUUGUAACAUCCCUCUCUUACGAGUUUCAUCAUGCUUUGUAUUUUAAAGCAGUUAUGACCAAACUACACUGUCCCUUGCUGGCUGGGUUGUACUCUAGUUGUUGUUGUUGUUGCUGUUGUUAAUGUUUUCUGCCUGUUUUUCAGCAUGCUGCCUGCCCUGAGCUUUUGGGCUAAUGCAAUAUUUAUGUUUAAGUAAAACAGUGAAGCAGAAUUUCCAAGGCCCUUUUAAUCAAUACUUUUAUCUCUUGGUUAGACAGUUAGUAUUUGGCCUAGUAAGUAUAGAGUUGCUUUCCUACAGAGAUGUGUCUCUUGCCACACACCCUUGAAUAUUGGGGUGGGUGUUCAAGGAUCUCUGUGUGUGGGGAACACCCCCAGUAAUCCAUUUCAGUCUCUUCUGGAUUAAAUGAGCAGAAGAAAUAAACUGAGAGUGUCCACAAGAAAAGUGUUAAAUUGCACAUAUGCAUGUACCCCUGUAUAUUGCCAAAGGCACAAUACAGAUGAGAAUGUAAUAUAGAAGUGUUGGCACAAAGAUCUACACACAGUUCUUGCAUAAUAUGAUACAGGAUACAAAGCCUCACCUUACACAAAUUUAGGUCAGUGGUCGCUCUAGGCCUGAGGAAUUUUCUGCCCAUAUUACAUGAGAAGGUUCAAUUGGAGAUGCCAUAAAUUAAGGGGGUGGGAUUCAACCAAUGAGUCCUGUCAGCAGAAGUUCUGUGCAACAACUUCUGCUUGGGCAGCUGGGCUUCACCCCCACCUGUGUGCCCUCCUUGCACCUCUGAAAUUGACCUGGGGGGUAGGAAAACCCCUGGAACAGCACUUAGGGGGAAGAAGAGUUUGGACUGUUCCAUCUGGUAAGCCAGAAUGCUUGGCCGGAACAAUCACCUUAGUACAAUGCUGAAUUCAUUUCAACACGAAUGGCAAAUGCAAAUCAUGUCUUUCACCACACAGGUAUGUCCCCAGUUAAGUACAUGUUGCACUGGGAUACAAUAUCUUGCCUAAGUGCUUCUGCUGUAAAAUAGAUAAAGCAGUACUAUAUCUACUAACAUUGUCUGUGUGUGUGUGUGUGUGUGUGUGUGUGUGUGUGUGUGUGUGCUGUAGACGUGGUCAUGGUGUGUGGGAUGAAAGGGGCAUGGAAUACAGGGAAUUCUAUUCCAUGAGCAGAAUUAAAUAUACAGUCAUACAUUGGUUCUCAAAUGCCUUGUGACUCAAACAUUUUGGCUCCUGAACACUGCAAACUUGGAAGUGAGUAUUCUAGUUUGCGAACAUUUUUUUUUAAGCUGAAUGUCCUGAAGCCAAUCGGAAGCCACGCCUUGUUUAUCAAAUGGUUUCGUAAGUUGAAUGGACUUCCAGAACGGAUUCUGUUCGAGAACCAAGGUAUGACUGUAUUGCAGCAGAAGCUGCUGGGAAGGUACUAGGGAUUGUAUCCAAUGCUGUUUUCCCCCCACUUGUGGAGCAGACUUCUGCUUGCACAAUGAAACUUGCUCCCCUCUCCCCUGUAGACCCCUGUGCACCCUCAAAAUCUUCUCCAGAGGAUUGGGGAACCUGCAGUAGCAGAAUUUGGGGGUGCACAGGGGGCUACAGGGAAGAAGAAGGAUAAUUCCCUACUGUUUGAGUGGAACUUCACUUGCACAGCAUUGGACACAGUCCCUAAUCAGGAAUUUUAGUAACAAUUGGUCAAUUUAUGAAGUAAAGAGGGCUUGGAAUAAGAUACGAUUUGGGGUAUGGCUUUGACCCCUUGAUUAUCUAAAGCAGCUGCAUGCUCUGUGGAUGAAGGUAGGGCUAGAGUUGAGAGACCAAGAAAAUGAAGCGACUGGUUGAGAAAUUUGCUCUACAGGAGGAUCAGACACAAACUGAAUGUGUCCACUUUUUGGAACAUGUCUCCAUCUCUUUUUGCAUUACAGUACAAACUGUGUGAGUUUAAUGUUGAUGUUUAGCAUCUUGACAUGACAAACUAAUCUGGAUUAAAAUAACAUCAUGCCACCUUGGAUGUUAGCAGACAGGUAAAGCACACAGUUUUAAGAAGAUAAAAUCGCACCUCUGCUUUUGGUUAAUAUUAUUGAGAUCAGUCUUGCAACCAAAGAAUGAGGCUUGCAUCUUGCAGCGGUUAUAUGGGGAGCUAUAGAAAUUGCAUAUUUGACCUAAAAGGCAAAGGCUUUUGAAAGCCAUUGUCUUCGAGGAUUAUAAAGAAAGCUAAAAUUAUAAAAGUGAGAGGCCCUAAAAUAGCUGUUGUGUUCAUAAAUACUGGGUUUUAAUAUAGAACGCGUGCACAUUUCCCUAAUGAUCUGCUUGCAUUUGAUUCCGGUUUAACUCCUAGAGUUGUGACAGCCUUAGCAACUAUGAUGGCAUUUGAGCAUUCCCUUGUUUACUCCCGGUCCAUCCAAGGACUGCUCCCCAAAUCAAUAUCACACGGUGCUUCUAAACUCUGAAAUGGAAUCCUCUGGUCAUCUUGAAAUAUAAGUUGCUGCUGUCAGGAUUCUAAGUUACUGUCAGCUAAAGCCAUUCAGUAUGAUAGCUAUGCUGAAGAGAAUGUGAAUGGAAGGGAGAUAUGCCAUGCGGAUGGUAGCAUUAAGCUCUCCUCACUCAGUCUGCUGGGGAAAUGUUGCUAGCUGCUGGCCUCUGCCUCUGCACAAAUGUGAAUAUUUGAAAGUUUUUCUGUGGUUGCUCACCAAUCGCCUCUUCUUUCCAGAGGUCAAAGAACAUUCACUUCCAUGCUUAAGCUCAUGCCAGUCUCUUUAUCUCACAUUCUGUUGAAACUAAACACCUUCAUCAUGUGCAAAAGGAGCAGCACACGAUUUCUGGGGAGUGGGAUUGUGACCCUGGUCGCAGAGUCAGGUGGCCUGCCUGGCAUAGCAUCCCAAUAGUGUGCUUGACUGGAAGCAGGGUCAGUCUAGGACCACAGUCCCAUUUUCCAGUAAUUGCAUGAUGCCCUGUUUAAAAUGUGAAUGGGACUAUAUAUGAUCAAGCAGAAGGAGUUGCUAAGCAUGGAUUUCUGUGCUGCUGUUUUUGAGGCUGAAGAGUCCUUUGUUGUUGUUCUUGUUGUCGUUUAGUCGUUUAGUCGUGUCCGACUCUUUGUGACCCCAUGGACGAGAGCACGCCAGGCACUCCUGUCUUCCACUGCCUCCCGCAGUUUGGUCAAACUCAUGCUGGUAGCUUCACGAACACUAUCCAACCAUCUUGUCCUCUGUCGUCCCCUUCUCCUUGUGCCCUCCAUCUUUCCCAACAUCAGGGUCUUUUCCAGGGAGCCUUCUCUUCUCAUGAGGUGGCCAAAGUAUUGGAGCCUCAGCUUCAGGAUCUGUCCUUCCAGUGAGCACUCAGGGCUGAUUUCCUUCAGAAUGGAUAGGUUUGAUCUUCUUGCAGUCCAUGGGACUCUCAAGAGUCUCCUCCAGCACCAUAAUUCAAAAGCAUCAAUUCUUUGGCGAUCAGCCUUCUUUAUGGUCCAGCUCUCCCUUCCAUACAUCACUACUGGGAAAACAAUAGCUUUAACUAUAUGGACCUUUGUUGGCAAGGUGAUGUCUCUGCUUUUUAAGAUGCUGUCUAGGUUCGUUAUUGCUUUUCUCCCAAAAAGCAGGCAUCUUUUAAUUUCGUGGCUGCUUGAAGAGUCCUUACUCCUCCAUAGUAAUGUUAUUAAAGCCUCUUUCUCUCCACCCCAGCUGAUUUCCAUGCAAUGGCAUACUGAAGUCUUCUCUGGGGCACUUUUACCAUGUGAAAAUUUCAGCUGAAAAGAUGGUCUUGAUUUGCACUUACCCUGUACCUGCACGACAGGCCACAAGGGUGCUUCAAGUAUAUAAGCUCAUCGGAGGAUAAACAAGCUAUAAGUAAUUUUGCUUUCUAAUAUAUCUAAAAAGAAAGUCACUUUUAGAGAGGGUUAGAGAGCACUGUCACAUGCUGUUCUUCUGGCUGAAUUUUUUUUUUACGUUUUAAAGGAACUUCACCUGAGUGCUGUUAUCUCAGGGGAGUUACAGCGAAGUAUCUUCCAUUUCCCAGUCAGUAUUUCAGUUCUUUGUGGAUGAAAGUGAAGCUUGGUGGAGAGGUAGCUGCUGAUCUUCCAAGUGAGACAGAAAUCUUCUAUGCCUGACCUUCUUCCUGCCUGGCACCUUGCGGUUCAACCCCACUCUGUCAUCCGCAUUAUAGAUCUCUUUACAUAAGUGGCAAAGGAUCAGGUUUAUCCUGUUAAUUCAGAAUGGUCCUUCUAAACUGCUCAGAUUAACACACACAUACACACACACACACACACACACACACACCCCGAUCAUAAGAUGGAUCAUGAAUAGGUGGCGGCAGUUUCCUUGCAAAACUACUCCUGCAUUUGAAAACGAAGGGCGCCUGUUGUGUGCGUGCGCAAAUAUGUCUUUAAUGAAAAUGUAUGUUUGGAGGCCUGUGGCUUCAUUAAUAAGAGCAAAUAUUUUUCCCCUGCACUUCUGGAAAAAUAUCUCUACAAAUUCUGCUCUGACCAAAUAAGCAGUGUCUCACUCAGCACUUAAGAAAGCAAAGUUAGGGGUUGGAUACAUUUAAAAUCCUUCAUAUAUUGGUUAAAUACUUUCCACUUGGCCCUUGUUGGCCAUCUGAACUUGUGAUACUGUGUAACCUGAUUCCAGAUCUUCUUGAUUAACACUGUGUGAGUUUAAAAACAUCUCUAGACCUGCUACAAAUUCAAAAUUUAUUUUCCACACUAGGCAUACCGUAUUUUUCCACGUAUAAGAUGCCCCCAUGUAUAAGACAACCCCUAUUUUUUUUUAACCCAAAAUUAAGAAAUUAAGUUGUUUAGCUUUGUUGGGUGGGGAGGUCACUCCCGCCAAUUGCUCACCCACCGGCCUGCCACUGCUGAUCACUUGCCACAGCCACUUCCAAUCGCACACCUCACCGCAGCCGCCAAUUGCCUGCCUGCUCACCGCCACCAACAGCCCACCCGCCCACUUGCUGCAUCCGCCAAUCGCCUGCCCAGUUGCCACAGCUACCAAUCACCUGCCCAAUCGCUGCUGCCAAUCUCCUGCUUGCUGCUGCCAUUAAUCGCAUGUCUGCAUUCACUAUUCGUGUAGAAGACGACACCCAAUUUUUGCCUGUUUUUUAUUUUAGCAAAAAGCAACGUCUUAUACACGGAAAAAUACGGUAUGUGCUAAACAGUGUCAGAUAAACCACAUAAGUCUCUUUGGCAUAGAAAAUGAAUUGUCACAAUGGUUGUAGCAUUUGAUUUUUGUGUGUGUACUAUUAAUAGGAGGGGUAUUCAAACAUAGGGGCCAGGCUCUUUCACAAAAUGAUACUUGGCUUAAUGAAAACAUGAUUUCUUUUUCUGUUUUUAAAGCUUUACCCUGCAAGAAGCUUUUGUUAUUAAGUCACUAGCUUCUGAACUAAUGAUAGUGUAGGUAGAGAGAACACUUUUGAGGCAGCAUUCCUUCCUGUAUCAAAAGCAGAGAACCUUAAAACAUAGUAUCAGAGGAGGAUGUUGAAAUGACAACUUAUUUAUUAACUGUAACUAAAAUAGUGAUGUGUCAAAACUGAAAAUCUCCUACUCUGCCUUCUGGUGAUUCCUGGCUAGUUAACUUUUGAGAUAUGGCUUAUACGGUUGAAAUUGACUAAUAUAAUUAGUGUAAGUGAGGGCGGAUAGAAAUAUAUUAAACUGAUUGAAAAAUUGAGUUUGUUUAUACUAUGCUGGAAUGAUAGAACUCCAUACUUAGUAGACCCAUAUUCUUUAUUAUGGGGCAUUUAAUAAUGCACAUUUAUGUGGCACCCUGAUAUCAAGAAAGUAAUGCUGUGUAUCAAUAUAUACCCAUAUGUCAUAUAUAUAUAUAUAUAUAUAUAUAUAUAUAUAUAUAUAUAUAUAUUCUCAUUUUGAUCAUGUAAAUAGAUCAGCAUUUAUUUACAUUUUUAUAUUCACUGUGUUUUGUAUUCAACUUUUGAUACUUCUGUUGAAUGAUUUUUUUAAAAUGAUGUCACUGUGGUCAGUUACACUGAGUGGGUCCUAAAUUUCACCAUCUACAAAUGGAAGGACUCCCUUUUGUCCACAGGAAGCUUCUGGUCCAGUGGAGAAAUCCUUCUAGCAGAAGCAGGAGGCUAUUUUUGCCAGUUUUUCUCUCCCCUUGCACAUACCACCCCCACCCCACUCUGGUUCCAGAGGGAUCUCCAGUCCUUUGGAGCAGAUUUUUGAAAGGCAUCAGUGGCUUUGAUGGGAGGGCAGGAACAAAGCAAUGUCUUCCUCUUCAGCUAGUAGGAGCUUCCCUGAGCUGGAGCAAAGCCAUUACCUAAACCUUCAUUGUGAAGCUGGAAGACCUACCUGCACUGGUGUGCUUUCGAACUGCUAGGUUAGCAGGAGCUGGGACAGAGCAAUGGGAGCUCACUCCGUCGCAGGGAUUCGAACCGCCGACCUUCUGAUCGACAAGCCAAAAGGCUCAGUGGUUUAGACCACAGCGCCACAGUUCAAAAGCACACCAGUGCAAGUAGAUAAAUAGGUACCACUGCAGGUAAACAGUGUUUCCGUGUGCUCUGGUUUCCGUUAUGGUGUUCUGUUAUACCAGAAGCAGUUUAGUCAUGCUGGCCACAUGAUCCAGAAAGCUGUCUGUGGACAAACGUCGGCUCCCUUGGCCUGAAAGCGAGAUGAGCACCGCAACCCUAUAGUCGCCUUUGACUGAACGUAACUGUCCAGGGGUCCUUUACCUUACCUUUUGCUAAACUAUACAUUUGACAGCAUACAUGAAUAUAUUUGCAUUAAAGAGUGGAAUCCAACGUAGCACUAAGUGGGGUAUGUGCAUAGGGAACAAGGUCUGCUUGUGCAAUAGGACUUUCCCUCUUCCCUCCAUACACCCUCUAAACAUGUUCUGGGGAUACCCCAAGCCUCCAGAACAGUUUUACAGUUGUCUGGAUGCAUGGGGUGGGGAGAGAAGGGGGGAGCCCCAUUGCGUGACCUGACCAUGUUAUUUGCGGGCAACAACUUAAUGGAGUCCUGCCUGUUUCUUCCAUUUAUUCUUAGGCCUCUCUGGUUAAUCCGUUUGAAAGGUGCACAUGUUGUAGUGUGACAUUAGCAUAACAUAAGCAGAGUAUUUUGGCAACUCUCUAAAUUCAAUGAGUCUUCAAAGUGGUGUUAUGAGCAAUGUCAUUAACAGACUUGGCCUUAUUCUCACAGAGAAUAUCUUUCCAAUCUUGCAAGAAAAUAAUUUUCCUUUCAUAUUAAAUUACUCCUUUCCCCAUAAAUUUUCCUUUAUGCUAUAAUGUAAUGUGAACAGUGAAAAACUCUACAUUUCCUGGACACAUAUAUACAGUUAAGAACUGAGCUUAAAAAAAAAAGACUGUAUGAGAAUCUGAAACUUAUCCAAGCUAACCGUUCUUCAUUCUUUAUUGAGAAAGUUAAUCAGCAUUUAGAAUAAAGCCUCUUCAAAUGAAGACUGCAAGCCAACUGUAAUUCUUCUGAAAAAGGAACCUCCUUUUUCCUUGGCAAAACUGAAGCCACCAACUGAGAAAUUCUAUUUUGCUAAUUUUUAUCUAUUAUGAUGCAAAUCCUGAUUUUAAUCCCCCUAACUCAUCCAUCAUGCAUGACAGAUGAGCCAACCCAUUGUCUACAUAUCUGAAGGAUUUCUGUCCAAGUUGGACUUUUCACUAUGAAUUCUUGGCAGAAGAGUACUUGUUUUAAUUUGUUUGGUGCACCGUAUAAAUCAGCACUUUCUAAAAGUCAAAUACAACCUCAGCAUAUAAAGUUCAUAUUUGAUUAGUUUGUUGGCCUGUUACCGCAGCAAGAAAAAUAGUGGUAAUGAUCUUUCUACAAACUGUUGUUCUAUUUCAUCUUCCUUGGUCAGAACUGCAGAUUGUGGUUUCUUGUGGUUGUGUGAUGUUUUGAGAAAUCACUAAGUAUUUCUCAGUGAAUUUCUCAGUGAAACAUGAUUCACUUAAUAUUGCAUAGCAAAGUAUAUAAAUGCAAAUUCAUCCAAUGUAAAUCUUAAGUAUUCUGUUGCUGAGGCUCACAGCACUGUGGGGGCGGGGAUCUGAAUCAUUAAUUGUGUAAACUCAGGUGCCUAAGACCAUUAAACAUUGUAUGCUUACUCCUAGGAGUAGCUGUGUUUUAACGGAAAAAUGGGUUUUCAAAAGCCACAAUCCAAGACAGAACAAGAAGUGCUUUGCACUAUUCCAACCAAUGGGCUUAAUCACGUCUAAUGUUGGGCUGGGUUGUGGUCUCUGAGAACAGAAUUUCCAAAACUAUAGAUUUGUCAUCAACGGCUAGGAUACUUCAGGGCAAAUAUAUUAAAGGCAAUGGAAUGGGAUAAGAAGGAGGUUACAGCCAGGUCAUUGGAAGGUUCCUUUUGUAAAGAAGAUGGCGAAAAAGAAAAAAAUUCAAGGGAGAGAGAAGCCAUUCUGCUUUGGGGAGUUCAUAGCAAAGGAUUUGAAAGUAGUGGGCAUGAAAUGAAUUAUUUUAGUGUCCUUAUUUGGCACCCUAGUUCAUAUUUCAUGCAGGAACGAAUGAAUUGGCUAUAUGGUCAGAGCACAAUGUCUAGAGGAAUUGACAUGAAUUUUCUCAUGGGCACAUGGCAAAUGAUAUUUUGAAGAAGAUAUUAAGGAAUGACAUAUAUAUACAUAUGGUGUGUGUUUUGUAUUUGUAAUAAUUACACUAGCCUACAGUUUAUUUACAUUUGUAACAUUUAGCUUAUGAAAGCAUCCUAAUAUUAUUGUAAUAUAUACUUACUAUUGUAUAUAAGCAUAAUAGAUACACAAAUAUACACACACAGAUAAAAUCAUUGUCAGCACAAUGCUUCCAAAAGUAAACCUGUACUAUUGCAUCUCAACUGGGGAAAUCCAACAGAGAAAGCAAAACAAUAUGGCAGAAGAAUAUUGCUGGCUUAACCAUGAAGGAUCAACACCCAAUUUUUUUUUCCAGGGAUGCUAAACCUCUUGUAGCUGCUAAAUUGGAUUUGCAGCUGAAUGAAGUAUCAGCUGCUGUUGGACAAGCCCAUAAAAGCAUGAUGGCUGGCCUUUUGUAGGCAGGGCUUAGAGGACGAUUGAUAUGUUUUAGCACUUUUAGGAUUAUUGUGAUUAAGAGGAAACCACUCUGAAUGAUAGGGAAAGGGUGUAAAAAUGCAGAGCCCACAGCUGGUAAGCAGCAUGUGUUUGCUAUGAGGGGAGGUCAUGACUAGUUGAUCCUGCUGGUUGUAGUGUUGAUUGGCAGAUAAGAAAACUUGAUAUUAUGAAGCCCGGGAUUUCCUUAAAAGAAUGUGGCUUUGGAGGGCCAGCAAAACAGAUUUAUCAGAAUAUAAUAUAAAUACAUUUAGAACUGUCUUGCAGUUAAAAUUCUAGCUGCGCGGUUUUUAAAAUGAAGUAAGGCAAAAUAAUAAUAAUAAUAAUAAUAAUAAUAAUGCAUUCUAAUGAUAUUUUCCCCAUCCUUUAGGCAAGUAUGGUCUUUAUAGAGAGCAAAGUUUUUAAGGCAGUGUACAGUGGGGAGGGAAUCUAGAUAUGUUGAAAUUAAAUUUUCUGCAAUUGUAAAACUGUUAAGCAUCUGGCAGGGCAGAUAUACUUUUGUCUGUCUGCUUAUUGGAAGAGAGAACCCUUCGAAAGCUGCUCCUCCCCACCCCCACAUGAAACACCUGCCUCCAAAAGCACGAGAGCGUUUUGUGCGUCUGCCUGCACUCCCUAGCCUUCUUUCUUUCCCUCAUUUGGAACCGAAGCUCAUUUAGCUGACUGCUUUUUAAUUUUUAUUUUUUUAAAAAAAAAACCCACAAAAAACACACACACGCACCAUUUGAAUCCUUGCAAAUGUGCAUUUAAAUGGUUGAAUCUCUAGCUCCCUUCUUCUUAUUCUUUCCCCCCUUUUCUCCCUUUUUUAAGUGGGGCUGUGCCUCUUUCAAAAUUUGAGUUUAGCAUACCACACAGGAAAGAACACAAGCUUGCCAAGUCCUGCUGAGCGUUUUUUCAAGCCUGUGAAAAGAAUGAAUUAUUCAGCAGUAAGCAUGCUUACAGCUGGCCAUUUGGGAGCUUUGAUGUGCGAAUCAGGCGGUUGCAUGAAUGCCCUUAUUGUCAUGUUAUGUGUACACAGUGUGUGAAUUAUUGAAAAUAGUGAGGCCUGAGCCUCAUCUGGUAGAGAUUACAGUGCAGGCAUGCUGGGUGAAGGUCUGUAAUUGAAAAUCCCCAGAUGCUGUUUAUUUGGCCUAUGUCACAUGACCUUCUGCAGUAAGCUUGUCUGAACAAAACGCUGCCUGCAUAGGAAAGCGUUGCCCAAUCUCCCACCCCACCCCUUUCCUGUAAGCCUUCUCAAAACUGACUAAGAGGAACACUCUAAACACUCGCUAUGGGGAUGACUUAACACCUGCCUAUAAUAUUUUUUAAAGGCUUAAGAAAGAUUUUGCUCAUGGCUUUAAAAUAGCGGGUGUCUUAAAAUCUGUUUAAUCAGUUGUUGACUUUUAUCUACAAGAGAGGUUUCUUGUUAACUAAUUUGGAUUUAAAAUUUCUCUCCCCUGGCCACAAAUGCUACACAAGGUGGAUUUUUUCUCCUUUUUUUCUUUUUUGCUCGCAUGCACACACACAUGCACACAGGCCUUUAACACAGGCGCUUUCAUGGGUAGGCACGCAGAAUUUUAUUGUGGUGUAAGAUGCUAAAAUCCUGGAAGGCCUUAGAGCAUUCAGAGAUUCCUAAUGCUGGUUUAAAGUUUCUUAGGAAUGCUUCUAAUGAAGAAUAAUUCUCAGACGUCACCAAUCCAAAUGGCACAAAAAUCUCUAUUAAAAGUUAGUGAGACAAAAUUUGGUUGGAUCUAGGAUUUCAAACAAAAACUUGCAUGUUCUCUUCACCUGAGUAAAUUUGGUGUUAGAAUUUGUGCUGAGUACCUUAAGGUUACCAUAUUUUUUUCAAUGAAUCCGGAGACCUUUUCAGCUUCAAUGGAUUUUGUAUGGGGACUGAUUUAUAAAUCCGGGGACUGUCCCUGGGAAAUGGGGAUGUCUGGUAACCUUAGAGUACCUUCCAUAGGAAAUCUAAGUCUUCCCUCUUUGCUCAAACAUUUAUGAACAGGGAUAAGGAUGUAUUUUAUUUGAAUUUUUUUAAUCAGGUCUGUACUUGGGUGGGGAGGAAGAGUGCCUAAGACUGCAAUCCAAUACCCCUUUACCUGGGAAUAAGAACCAUGGAAUUUAAUAGGAGCUAUUUCUGUAUAGGAUUGUUCUGCUUAACAUCUUAGGAAUUUUCCCAUUUUCCCGGCAAGGGCUUGACAUUAUUUUUCCAACCCUGAUUUAAAUAAUGUGGGGGUUAAAAAAAAAGUUUUGUUUUUUAACAAAGAGAUUUUUGACAGGAUUGUAUAUUAUUCACCAAGCAAAGUAAGGUUUUGGUUUAACUACUGCUCCAUUGGCCUUCUGUUUGUGUAUCAGUUUCUUUGCAAUGUGAUAAUGCAGUUGGAGAUUAAGAUAGAAGAAUGAAAAUUUGUACACACAUCCAAGGCACAAUUCAACAUUUCUGAUUUUCAAAGUUCAGACCUGAGUUUGAUUCCCUCAUGUGCCUUGAUGAAUUCCUGGAGGCUUCUCCAUACACUGUAUUUCACAACUAUUUUUAUAUUGUAAUAUCCCUUUGGCUUUGCUUACUUUUCUUAUUAUAUUACUUUUCAUUUUUAUUAUUUGUAUCUUCCCUCUUAGACAGAGUUAUCAAAAUUUCCAUUGACAACCAUAAUUCUUUUAAAAAACAAAACUUUGGAAGGAAUGGAUCCAUGAGGAGACGUAUUGGUGAGGUAGGGGGAGAGAAAAACGAGAACAGAUUGAAGAACAGAUUUUCAAAACACCGAAAUUAGAUAAAUAGGCUAAAACAAACAAAAACAAAAGCACAACCUCUUACACCAAGAGAAUAUUUUGUUCCUUUGGAUGUGAAGCAGGGGAGCAGCAAAAGGAUCUCAUCAAGACUCAGGUGUGUGGUACAGUGGUACCUCUGGUUACGAAUGGGAUCUGUUCUAGAAGCCCGGCCGCAUCCUGGAAACUUCAUAACUGGAGACACCCUUCUGCACAUGCAUGCGGGGCGAAACCUGGAAGUAUACACUUCUGGGUUUUCCGCGUUCGCAACCCAAAGUUUAUGUAUCCAGAGGGAUACGUAAGCAGAGGUACGACUGUAGGGAUUAUUUAGCCUCUCUCAUACCAACCAGUUGGUCUUACAUGAGGGAUGGGCAGAAGGUGUAUAAGGAUCUAGUUCAGGCAUGGCCAAACUUGGCCCUCCAGCUAUCUUGGGACUACAGUUCCCAUCAUCCCUCACCACUGGUCCUGUUAGCUAGGGAUGAUGGGAAUUGUAGUCCCAAGACAGCUGGAGGGCCAAGUUUGGUCAUGCCUGAUCUAGUUAUAGACUUCUAGAUAGAAUCAUAGAAUUGGAAGGGACCACAAGGUUUUGAAGUGGAUCAGCAAGGAUCUCUGGCUCCCAGCAACAAAAAGACCACCCAACCCGCCCAAGAAAUUACUGUUGAAAUCAAGAUGGGGAGGGUAACCUAAAGUGGACUUUAUGUGGAAAGACUUUUAGUUCGCUUUAACUCUGGGACUCUAAUCAAACCCCCAGGCGAUUUUUUUUUUUUUAAUUCUGCAUACACAUCUUUUGCACUUGGCUCCAGUUGCUAUAUCUUCAGGUUCUCGGGGAUCCUGAAAACCAGAUGUCUGCUGCCAUUUCAUAACAUGACCACUGUGCUGAGAGAGAAGGGGAUAGUCCUGCUUACCCAAGAACAGGCAUGUGAUGGUGAUAAAGAAUGUGGAACAUAUAAUGAACUUUACUCAGCUGAGCUUUUAAAUAAAGCUAGCAUAUAGUCUGAUGAUCUGCAGCACCUGACACAACUAGGUCUGUUGAGUUUUUAAAGAAAAUGUCUUGAAAUCAAGAGGCUGAAAUAAUAACUAGAAAUCUUGGACAGGAUGGAUUUCUGUAGCAGAAUAGUCACAAACAAGCAUACCUUCAUAAUCUCCGGCUGUACCACAGAGCUAGAUCAUAUUGAGGAUCCAAACUGAUUGAAGGCGGUACUGGAAAGCUGGGGUUGUUUCAAUCUUAAAUCACCUCUAUGGACUAAUAAUAUCACCCUGUUAGGAAGGAGAAAAUGGAGAGGUGGAGCCAAAAGCACACAGAAACAUAUGGUGUUAUAUAUUGAAACAGCACAGUUGUCACCAGUGUGGCCAACAAGUUCACACAAGUUAUUUGCUCAGCCACUAGCCUGUCCGCCCACACAAAGUCAUUUGAAGCCUACUGAUGGACUAAGAGACUCUCUUCCAGUUCACAAAAGGUUUCUUGUUUGCUGUGGAUGAUCCAGUGAGCAGUUUAUAAGUCCUGUAGUCACUCUUCCAACAUUUGAUUACAAGAAUUCUGACUCUGGUAUUUUGCAAAGAUCCAAACACAGAAUACAUUGGUGGUUUUCAAAUAGAAACAUUUUGGGCAAACAGUAGCCAGACCUUUGCUAUUGGAAAACGCAAUGAUAUUUCACAUUGUGCCAUAAAUUUGCCAAGGAGAAAAGUAAAUUGAUUGAAUGAACUGGGGAGAUUCCAUAUUUAUUUGAAUGUCCUCAUGUCAUUUAACUCUUCUGUUGUGGAGAGGAGGGGCUUGAGAUGACCUCUGUGGUCCUCUGCCAGUCUCCUGGGUACAACCCCACACAAGUGUGAUGCUUUCUUUACUUUUCUCAAGACAUAUCUAGUAUUAUAUGAUGUUUUUGACUCGGGGGAGGGAUGGAAGAAGAAAGCACAGGUUGUUUCCCCUACUUAUUUUGACUUAGCUCAUGUUAGCCAUUAAAAGAAUUGUAGUUUAAAAUUCUAAAAGUAUUGCAGUUUCUAUUAUCAGAUUGUCAUGGCCUCCCAGAAUGUUGCUGAAUUUUGCAACUGCUUUUGCAGGAGAAUUCUCUUGUGGCUCAGUCGCUAAGCUACUGUUUAAAAUAUAUUUUUCUCAGUCUCUUCAUUCCACAUGCCGGCUUGCUUGUGCUAUUUCGUUUGAAAAGACAAUUUUUGGGCACAGGACCUGAUCCAUUUGUAAAAUGCACAUAAUACUUGUUGCUGAUCUGUAUUUUUAAAUUGUGCAGCUCUUCGCAUUUAUACCUUCAAGCUGAAUUUCUGUUUUUGUUCUUCAUUGUAAAUCUGUAUUUGUUUCAGGUAGGAAUGAACUGAUAGCCAGAUACAUCAAACUUAGAACGGGAAAGACACGGACCAGGAAACAGGUAAGGAAAUCCUGCAGGAUAAAAACUGUGCAUGUCAAUGAAUGACAGAAUGUAGCAGUCUUGGCUGCAUUGGCUGCCUUUGCUUCAGCUCUGGUUAGUUCCUGCCUUGCUUUUUCAGUGUAUUGAGUUUGUGUUCAGAAAUAAAAUACUGCUGUUUGUGCCAUUCAUCACUUCAGUGACAACUUCCUUAAGCACACCGUAUGCUUGCAGUCAUAAGUACCUAUCUUUUAAAAAAACAACUAUUGGAUGCAUUAAUCAAUUAAUUUCAGAAUUACUGAGUUGCUAUGAUGGGACAUAGUUGUGUUUUCUUCAGCUGCUCUUGUCCUCCCAGCCCAUUCAUUUGGCUUGCAAAGGGCAAGAACCUAAUCUGGACUGCCAAAAUCAAAUCCUUCCUUUUGACGCUAACACGUUAUUAAAUUGCUCUUAUGAGAAGAAUCCUAAUAAUAUUUGGGGAGCAAAAGUGGUAACAGGGAUCUUGUGGUGACUUCGGGAGGCAAUGGCUGACAAAUUUCAAGGUGCAUUAUUAUAUUUAUUUUUAUUUAUGUUCUUUAUUAAAUCUGUAUACUGCCCUUCAUCCAUAGCUCUCCGGGCGGUUCACAACAUAAAAAUCCAAUAUAAAAACACGUCGUUUUAAACUCAUCCAAAUAUAUUUAAGGAAAUCCUUUAGUAAAAGGAACAGAAUGCUUUACAGCAAAGAGCAGAGAAAGGGUAGCAAAUUGCAUGUUUUCUUAGGUAAAGUCAUCCACCCAGUUUGUAGGCCAUGCAAGAUCCAAACUUAAGACGGUUCCCCAAAGUCCUUUGUUCAAGCCAUUUCAAACAGGGACAGCCUCAUGUUGUCUCAGGACAAAGGAGCAAGAAAAAGCAGGAAGUUUACAACAUGAUUAGCAAGUUACAACUGGAAUUUCUCCAGACAAAGAAGAAUGUCCCCAGAACCUGCUAAGAGACCUUUAAUUGUAUCUCAUAUGUCUCUUCCUUGGUAUUGAAAGUGUAUCCAGGCAGGAUUGGCAGAAAGGGCUUUUUUUUUUUAACCAAUGGGACAGAGAAUUGAAAACUAGCUAAUAAUGAAAGAGUAGGCAAAUAGAGGUUUUCAUGGAAGAUCUAGAGGAGGAUAUGUCCUUCUGUCAAUGUAACAGAGAAUCCACAUCUGUCUAUUUGCAUGAGAUGGGAUUUGGGAUUCUUUUUAUUUUUUAAAUUUUUUUAAGCUACUUACAUUGCUGUGCAAGCCAUUCAAGCCUGUUGAAUUAUUAGAGUUAUAGCUGCUCUCUCACAUUUUUAUGACACAGGAAAGUAACACAAAGUACAUUUAUGUGCUGAGGUGACAAAGCUUGGUGUGCAUUACAACUUCCGAGAGAGACGCAGAAACUGUGAGGGUUGUCUGUGCUUCAUGUGAAGCUAGUAACUUUGUAUUCCCUUGUAAUUUUUUCAUCAGAGAUUAUGGAACAUUCUUCAUUUACAUAUGUAAAUCAACAUAUGCCACUAUGCAUGUCCUUUGUGAGUUUUGCACCCAUUUCAUUUUCAAGUAGGGAUCACCCUCGCCUUAUGAUGUUUAUUAUCUCACUUAGCCUUGUUUUUAUCAUAACCCCACCUGCAAGAUUUCCUAAAACAUUCUUAAAAAUAAAAACAUGGGGUUUGUAAAAGGAUUUUGAUCACCCAAGACACACAGACAUUUCAAGCCUAUUUGCGCAACUAUGAUUAGUUGACCCGCUUUUUAAAAUAGGAAAUUUAAUAUUUUGCACUUACGGUUCCUGCAAUUUGGAGCUGUUGAAAAUUUCCUGUACUCAGAAUAAUAAUAAUAAUAAUAAUAAUAAUAAUAAUAAUAAUAAUAAAGUUGGUACCUCUUAAGAAGAGGGCUGUACAAAUGUGUUCCCAGAGGUCAUUUAUUUGGACAUUAGUAAGGUUGCUACAUAGGUCAGAUAUAUCAGAUUUUGGCACUGCAGGAUAUACAUUCUUGUGGGGACUGGUUGGUACAGGAAUGUAGGCAAGAGAUUUUGGUAGAUUACUUUUCUGCAAUGACUCUAAUACAAAUGAAUGCACACAAGGUUCUCUUCCAGGGGUUGCUAUGUGAUUCUGCUGAUCCAGGUCAGGGCCAGAGUUAUGGGUGGUGGAGAAAACAUUUCCAAACCUGACAAGCCUUUUUGAAGGCUCUAAGCCAGUGUUUCUCAAUCUUGCGUCCCCAGCUGUUGACCACUGGUCCUGCUAACUAGGGUUGAUGGGAGUUGUAGUCCAACAAGAGUUGGGGACCCAAGUUUGAGAAGCACUGCUUUAAGCCUUCCUCCAAAGUCAAUGGAGGCCUCUGGGUCUAGGAGCUAGGUGGUGCAUUUGCUCAUGAACCCCGUGAUUCUCCAAAACAAUGAGGGAGUAGAGUUUUGAUUCUUGCCUUGCUGCAUUGCAUACCUUCUGCCCUGGAAUUCAGGGAGUGCAUACCAGGAUUGACCUAGGAUGCUCACAGCAGGUGCCAGGCCAUCUCCUCCUUUAUGUAUCAGAGGACUAUUGACCUUGUGAAGAGAGGUCUAUCUAUCUAAAAAGAAUCACAAACUUUUAUGGAGGCCCAGAAUGAGUUAUGCAGCCCCUUCCAGCUUCCACAAUCUACUCCAGAAUUGCAGCAGACUGGAAUUUGAUGUAGCUUCCCACCAAAGCUUUUCUGCCAUUUAGCUCUGCUCAACUCUACGUUCUUUUUAUUUUUAAAAAAGACACCAUCCUCCUUUUGCAUUCUGAACUCCAUCUUACUCAUCUAGAAUUCUCAGGGGCUUAAUAAUGGUGUGUGUGAAGGGAAGGGUUGAAGUUCCUACAUAGGCAUGCUGUGCCUGUUUUGAGGCAUGGUGAAAGGCAAUGCCAACUGAGGGGAAAAGGGAAGGUAAUGGCCAAAUGCAAGUUGUAUAUGCAGCUACUUAUUUAUAGUGAAAUAAUUGUAUUUUUGCUGGUGAAAUCUAAGUACAGUGAAAUUUAGGCAAGCAGCAACAAAAAUGAGGGGCAAGCAACCAUAAAAAAAGACUAGUAACCCAACCUACAAUGUUAUUUGUGUUUCUUGGAUAAGCUGUUACCUGCAGGUAAUUUGCAGGCUUAAAAACCCCCCACAACUGUCUGCUUUCCUUACAGAACUGGAUGUGGUAUUUUGUGUAUUAUUAUUUUUUAAAGCCUAAGGUAGUUUUCACAAGUAACAUUUUAAUUUCCUAUCAGACAUGACUUCCAAAAUCAGGCAAGAGAUGGACAUGGCUUUGAAGAAUUUGCAUCAGAGUUCACAAGAGACUAAAAGGCAGCAUUAGCAUCACUCAGCCCUUAGGCAUUUCCCUGGAUAAGUAGCAGUUGUGUUCCAUUUGUCUUAGUUACGGUCAGUUCAGAUACCGUGCCAACCAUGGUUGAGAAAGUUUAAUUAUGGCUUAGUUAAAUAAGCCAUCCACUGGCGGAGGAAGAGGAGUGCGGGGGGAGCACACCCUGGCAGCACGAUCCUGGUAGGGUGCCAUUGCAGCUGCCCCCCCCCUGCUCUGGGCGCCCCCCCCCCCCGCGGACAGUGCGCCCCCCCCUGCCUGCUCUCUGCCCCCCGGUGCCAGAGCAUGAAGCUCCGCCACUGAAGCCAUCAUUUGUGAACCAGCGGGCACAAUGCAAAUGUGGAAAUCAUGAUUUUUGCUAACUAUAGUUUGGAGUGGUAUCUCCAUUUAUAAACCAUCGUUGCUGUAACUAAAGACUGCGCAGAGCAGAAGGAAAAUGAAAUUACACAAAUAGCUGCGAACUAUAGUUUACCUAUAUAUUUGGAAGCUCAGCCUCUGGUUUGUGUGGGUGUAAUGUCUGAAUGGAGCCAGUCUUUGCACCAGUUGUAUGUAAACUUAGUUUUCCUAUUCAGAAUACAAGAAGCUGCUUCACAGCAAGUCAGAUCAUUCAUUCAGCUAGUGCAGUAUUGUCUGCAUUGACUGGUGGUGCCUUUCCCCAGUCCUAUUUGGAGAGAAAUUGACCGUGGAAUCUUUUCCAUGCAAAAAGCAUAUGCUCUGCCACUGAGCUGCCACCAAUUCGCAAAGGUUACUAAACAGGGCUUUUAACUGAAGUGGAGAGAGAACAGAAUUUAGGAAUUAUAAUGGAGACAUUUUACUUAUGAAGACAUCCUUUUUUUAAACGUUCUUUGAUCUCCACCUUACCUGUUCGUAUAGCUAGAAAAGUGCCGAGUCCCUGCAUUUUCAUUUAGAAAACACAUUUAAGUCAAAUUGGUGUGGUACAGAACUGAGCCAGAUUCCAUGGACUCCUCCAGUUUACAGGAAUACACAUUCUCUCUCUCUCUCUCUCUCUCUCUCUCUCUCUCUCUCACACACACACACACACACACACAGGAUUUUCUCAGCUGAUUUUGUCAGGUGCCACACAUUCCUCCCAUUGAUUCUGUGUGUUAACCCCUCAAACUGAAUUCAGCAGGAAAGCCUACUUGUGUGGAAAUUCCGCAAGUGAACAUUAAAGGGCUCCUGAAGUUUUAAAAGUAAAAAUAUACCAAUAAAUAAUCCAAUAAUACAGAUUGUCUAUAAAGGGUAAGAAUUGUGUCCCGGGACUAGAUUGUGCUGUGACUGUGGGUCUGCCUGAUGCAAACCUACAGCUACUCUGUAUAAUUACACUGGUAAUACAAAAUAUCCCUCUAAUGAAUAGAUGUGGGAUAUAAUAACUUCCAUUAGUAUCUUUUAUGUGUGAUUCUGAGGAAGUAUUUAUAAAGGUAGUGACUUUCAUGUCAUUCCAGCCAAUUAUCUGACUGCCUUUUGGGUGAAGGUUCCGAAAGUUUCUUUUGGUGAUAGACAGCUUGUCCCCUGGGAAGAUGUUUUAUAGGAGCAUUGAGGUGGGGAGAGGGGUAGUCAUUAGAUUUUUAAUGUUUCUUGGUUUCAUUGCAUUUGGAACCAUGUGAUACUUAAUUGCUGAAGUGGAUUAAGGCUUCUUCUAUCUACAUAGAAUAUUCUGUUAUGGAGUUUGCCAGAGAGCUGUGUGGACAUUGCUAUUCCUACUGAUUUGAUUUUUUUAAAAAAGUGAUAUAUGCAUUUGUGAUUGAUAAAAUUCUCUGCAUUAUGGACACUCAUGAUUAACAGAGAAACAGAUGGCUAUUGAAACAGUUUAUUAAACUUGUUAUGUCAAGAGGAAGGAUUUGUGAUUGGGCUUCACCAGUAAACACUGUGUGGAUUUCUUACGCUGCUGGUCAAUUGUAAUUUUCAUCAUACAGGACACAAUACAGAAGUUUAAUGCUUCCUGCAGAUUUUUGUUACACCAGUCUUUUCUAUCCUCAGUAUAAUAAUAGAGCUGUCUUACAGAUGUGUAGCAUGUAGUACUAUUAGUGUGUAGGACAUGGAGCGAGGAAGCCAGAGUUCAAUCUGCACGCAACAACGAAGAACACGGGAUGACCUUAACUUUUUGGUUCAUUGCCUCAAAAGGUUGUUGUAGUGAUAUUGAGAUAGUACCUAUGCUAACUUGAGCACCUUUGAAAGGGGAUAGGAUAUGAAUGUGAUACAGCCAGUAGUCGGCAACAUGAUGGUUAUACAGGGUGGGUCUUUUAAAAGAGGCCCCGUGGAACAUGUGUACUCUGUACACCCUGUAUUUGGUUCAUUCAUUCAGUUUAAAGCGUUGUAAAUUUAAACAGGGAAAACAGGUAGAGAAAAACGGGACUCCACCUCACCAUCUGGUGGUGCAAUGUUAUAUUGCACAUACAGCGCAUAUAAAUUGCUUUUCCUUUACCAGUCUAGCUGAGUCCAGUGUUCUGUUUUUGACAUAACAUUCCCCUCCUCCUCCGUUGGUUUAGUGCAAAAUAAUGACAUGAAACUGACCAUGAGAUAAAUUGCUUACAAAGUUUGUCAUGCUUCUAUUGUAGCCAUAGUGUAGCAAAGAUAGUUUUGCUCCACAAUUAUGACUGCAGUAUUUGUAUAUGCAAUAUUCAUUCAUGUUCCAUUUGAAACUGGGUGUUCCUUAAUUAAUUGCAACGAAACUUAAGAGCUAUUGAAUACAUCAAAAUACAACUUUCUUGGCACUCUGCUUGUCCUUAAAUUUUAUAUAGUCUUAUCAGAUAUUAAGCAAACAUUUGUUCUGAAAAAUAUCUGCAAAUAUUUAUCCAUAAGGCAUGCCUUUACUACAAAGACUGUAGCUGAAAAGGUUUUAAGAAAAGAGCAUGCAGUCUUUAACGGUAGGCAACGUCCUAGUUUCUCUGUCAGAAAAAUAAAUCGAGUAGUCUAAAAUGUUUUCUUCUUAAUCAUGUCACUGCAGUGAUGAUCAGUAAACUGUGCUAAAAGUGUGGUGUGUGGCUGGGAAUGUCUUCUCUUAACAGCAAAGCUUACUGAAGAUGCAAAUAACUUCCCCAAAUAAACUUUUAUUUUUUUAUUUUUUUAAAAAAGAAAAACAGAUGUUUGAUUUUUUGUGUUUCUUUUGUGUUUUCUUUUUUAUUCUUUUUUCCCCCUUUUCUUUUAUAACUCUGAACAAUGUAGGUGUCUAGUCACAUACAGGUCUUAGCAAGGAAGAAAGUUCGAGAAAUUCAAGCCGCCAUUAAGGUACGUUUGGCUUGCCCAGUUGUAGGGGGCUUUUCAUCUCCAUGGUUACAGGCUUUUCCUUUGUUUCCCUCCCUUCCCCUACCCUGCAGGUGUCUAGUCACAUUCAGGUUCUUGCCAGAAGGAAAUCUCGUGAUUUUCAUUCCAAGCUGAAGGUAUGCGCUUUUCUGCUUUUGGGCUUGUGGUUGCUAUGCCUUUCACUUCCUGUUUUCCCUGGUGAUCGGUGAAUGCCUGGUGCUGUGAUUCUUGUAACCUAGUUUCCUUGCAUGUGGUGGCUGUUUACAUUUCUUUGUGUUUAAUCUCUUCCCUUCGCUGAUUUCUGCACUGGCCUCUCUCUCUCUAUUUUUUUUUUUUUAACAACCUUCAAAAAUGUUACUUGCUGUGUGCAUGUGUACUCCUUUUUUAAAGGUUCUUUUUUUAAACAAACAAAAAAAAGCAUUAACUUAGUGUUAGUACUAAAAGCACUGCAGUUAAAUAGGAGUUUUGUAUGUGCACACACUUGCAGCUGCAGUUUGAUAACUGAGAUGGUACAUUUCCCACUCCCACCCCCUUGUUAUCUGGAUUUUAAAAAUACUUGCAGGGAUUUUAAAAGAAAUAAAUAGAUAGAUAAAAGAAAACACGUUUUCUGAUCAGCAUUAGAUUCCUAUCCUACCUCAGGCUAUUUUACAUUUGUCUGUGAUUUCCGGAGAGUCUAAUUUGCCACAUCCACCUUUAAAUCACUUGUUACCCAAAGUAAAAUGUUGACUCCAGCUAUGAUCCCCCUCAGAGUGAAGCACUUUCAUUGGCUUCAGCAGAAAAGUUAGGCAUCUGCUCUCGGCUUGAAAUCAGUGUGACUUAGAAGUGAUUAACUUUGAGUUACGCCCUUUGGGUGAGAUCCAGUCUCAGGUCUCCCCAUCUGUUUCAAAGAGGAGAGGAAAAGAAAGGGGAAGUCCCAUUUGUGUAAAUCUGACUGCUAUCCUAAACUCACAUAUUGGAGAGUAAACUCCACUAAGCACAGUGGGACUUAAUUUUGAGUAAACAUCUGUAGGAUUGGGCUUUUUGAAUAGUUUUAUCUUUGUAGUUUCCUAAAUUGAAUAACCUAGGGAAAGAUAUUAAUUGCUUCCCUUAAACUUUAAGAGUGAUGACCCCACCCCCCAUUUUCUGAUUUCUGAGAGGAAUGACGAAGUGAUAAAAAAUGCUUCCGUUUCCAGAUUUUUACAUAAAAGAAUCCCUGAAUGUCCAGUUGUUAGGUUUUGGGUGAUUUUUUUUUGCUUUGUUUUAAUUUUUCAGUAAACUAUAGCAUCUUCUUGACUAUCAUCUGAGAUCCUACUAAUGUUUGUCUGUCUUUUUGCUGAGCUUUUUUUUGGUUUUUGUUUGUUUAAAGUCACUUGAAAGCAAAAAGCAUUUCAGAAAGUGAUUAUGCUGCCCUAAGUGGUAAACACUGUGGAUGUUGCUUGCCGCAAUCCUGGAACUGCAGUAUGUAAAUAACAGGCCUGGCUUUGUAACUGUCCUACUUGUCAGGAGCUUUGGGUUUUCAAUAUGCUGUGGGCAGCAUGCUGGCAAGCUUGUAUGGCUGUUGGUGGCUGGCUUGUGAGCGGGGCUGGCUGAGCAGUUGCGGUUGGUGAAGAACUAAGGGAACUCUGAAAGUACUGCUUCUUAACCCAAGGUGCAACGAUACAGAAGGCUGUAGCAUUUUCAGACUAAAACUGUCAAACUUAAUGGCUAAAACUAGGCAUCUUAGCUCCUGUUUAGAAAAUUAAGCAGUGUACUGACACCAUGUACUAAAUUAAUAGUGGGCACCUGCAGAUUCCUUUGUGGAACUGAAGUCAGACAUUUGUUAGCAUGGGCUACCUGCUUCGAUUUCUACUAAAGAGCCUAUUCUUAGGAUUAAAAAGUUGCAAUUCUGCCAUGCAGGAAAACCACCCAGGCGUGUUUCUUACCCACACCUAAAAUAUUUUAAAAUGCACCACUUUUAAAUUUGAACUUAUAUCUUAUUGCUGCACCGCCUGUAUGAUGAUGAAGCUUCUGCAGAGCAAGGCAGCAAAGUAAACACCAAUGAUACCUGCAAGUCCUUUUUCCUGGUGGGCUCUCUCUCUCUCUCUCUCUCUCUCUCUCUCUCUCUCUCUCUCUCCACUGAAUUUAGUUUAGUGAUGUUUUCUGUUGAAUGCACUGGUUCCAUGGAAUUUGCUGAAAGAAUCUGCUGAUACAUCUGUCGAGUAAUAAUUUCUGCCACUCCCACAAUGUCAGCAUGUACUUCAGCGUAAAGAGACAAGUUACGGCAGUAAAAUGUGCUUUGGGCGACCAGGCACUGAUGAAAAUUAACCACUGAUUAUCACAAGUCUUGCUCUCGAGUUUCCUUGUUGCUACAGUGAAGAAAUAACUAGGAGAUGUUUCUAUGGAAAAGGAUUGAUAAUAAAAUAAUAAUAAUAAUAAUAACCAUCUAUGAAGUGGCAGUGACUCCACCCAUGCAAAAUAUAUUAUUUUAUGUGAAGUAGAAAUUAUGUAUAUGGUCCUUAAGAAAGAAAUAGACAAGAGUCAGAUGGGUCGCCAGAACAGAAUCCAUGAUGAUUUUGGGAGUUGGUAUGAGGUUUGUACUGCCAUCCUCCUCAGUACUAUCAUAAUUAUAACAAUGGAACUGGGCUGUCCUGCAUUUCCUUGAAUAUAGGAUGUCUUUGACUUUGUGGAGUAGAACUUGCUUUAUGAGAUUCUCUUGCAGGGGACCUGCAAGCAUAGGUUCUCUUUUAUAUUAUGUCAGCACAGUGUAUGCAAAGACAACAGAAGAAUGUGGUAGGGGCAGGAGAGGGAAAGUGUGAGACCAUCUCCCAAAUUCACACAGACAGUUCCGGUGACUGAGUAGGUCUUACUCAGCCCAGGUUGUCAUAUGCCUGCUUAUUUCUAGCUCCUGUGGGUUGAGUGGAAAGAAGUAGUGACUAAUGAUGUGCCAAAUAAUAAUAAUAAUAAUAAUAAUAAUAAUAAUAAUAAUUUAUUAUUUAUACCCCGCCCAUCUGGCUGGGCCUCCCCAGCCACUCUGGGCGGCUUCCAUAGAAACCAAAAAUACAGUAAAAUAUCACACGUUAAAAACUUCCCUGAACAGGGCUGCCUUAAGAUGUCUUCUGAAUGUCAGGUAGUUGUUUAUCGCUUUGACAUCUGCUGGAAGGGCGUUCCACAGGGCGGGCGCCACUACCGAGAAGGCCCUCUGCCUGGUUCCCUGUAGCUUUGCUUCUCACAAUGAGGGAACCGCCAGAAGGCCCUCGGCGCUGGACCUCAGUGUCCGGGCAUAACGAUGGGGGUGGAGACGCUCCUUCAGGUAUACUGGACCGAGGCCGUUUAGGGCUUUAAAGGUCAGCACCAACACUUUGAAUUGUGCUCAGAAACGUACUGGGAGCCAAUGUAGGUCUUUCAAGACUGGUGUUAUAUGGUCUCGGCGGCCGCCCCCAGUCACUUGCAUUUUUACCAAAGGGAAGAUAAAUUUUCAGUGAAAUUCUAUAGGUGGGGUGUGAAAUUUUUCUCUUGCUUGCCUUACAAUUGCCAAGGACCAUUUGUGAGUGCCAUUUAUUUCAUUCUACAAAUAAUCUCUCCACUGUUCUGCACUCUGCAGCCUUCUUGGGUUCUGCUGGCUUCAAUUAAAGUCCAGGGAAGAUGUCAUGAGGUUAACUCUUCUAAAGGGGCUUUUUGAGAUCAGGAAGUGCAGGCAGCUAGGGAGGCUGCAAACUACUGGGGACUAGACACUACACCAGUGUGGUGUAGUGAUUAAGAGCGGUAGACUCGUAAUCUGGUGAACCGGGUUCGCGUCUCCGCUCCUCCACAUGCAGCUGCUGGGUGACCUUGGGCUAGUCACACUUCUUUGAAGUCUCUCAGCCCCACUCACCUCACAGAGUGUUUGUUGUGGGGGAGGAAGGGAAAGGAGGUUGUAAGCCCCUUUGAAACUUGUUAGGGUAGUGAUAAAGCAGGAUAUCAAAUCCAAACUACUACUUCUUCUUCUUUAUUGUAAAGAAGAGACCUCUGCCACCUUGCAGGGAACCAGGCAGAGGGCCUUCUUGGUAGUGGCACCCACCCUGUGGGACGCCCUCCCACCAGAUGUCAAAGAGAAAAAUAACUACCAAACUUUUAGAAGACAUCUGAAGGCAGCCCUGUUUAGGGAAGCUUUUAAUGUUUAAUAGUUUGUUGUAUUUUAGUGUUUAGCUGGAAGCUGCCCAGAGUGGCUGGGGAAACCCAGCCAGAUGGGCGGGAUAUAAAUAAUAAAUUAUUAUUAUUAUUAUUAUUAUUAUUAUUAUUAUUAUUAUUGCUGAAUGAUAACUCAAGAUCAGAUCCUUGCACAUACAGGAAUUCAAAAAUGCAUUGAGAAUAGGGUAGGGGGGGGGAAUGGAAGCUUCAUUCUUAGGGAAAGAAAACUUUUGAGAAAUUGAAUGACAGUUCCAGCACAGUACUAGAAAUGGCACACAGCUAAUUGUACCAAGCCUCUUCCCGAGUUGGUGCAGAUUAGGUGGGAGACUGAGGUAGCAGUGCCUACUCUCAGUCUGCCUGCAGCAGCAGGUGGAGCACUGAGUACAUUUACUCUUGCACUACCAGUCCUUCUAAGGAGUAGUGUCCCCUUGCAGUUCUUUUGGGACACAUCAGCCAAGAUAUUAUCAAACCUAUUCAAUUACUUUGUAAAAUCAGAGAAGAUAGAGACUUUGGCUUUCUGUGAAGAUGCAAAGUCUCAUACAAGUUUUGACUUCCUCUGUAAGCCUCUGUAUGAAGCAGAGGCCACCAUGACUAGGGAUGAAAAUAGACUUUUGCUAAAAGCUUAUUCUGCACAUGUGCAGAACUUUAGUUUGCAUUCUGAGCUGUAGUAUGUCUUCAGGGAAAUACAAUUUGAGUCAUACAGCAAAAUGUUAAAAACUGGGCAAAUCUGUAUUCUGAAUUUGAUAAUUCUGAACUUCAGCAGUGUCCCCAUUUCUGACAGAUGACGACUGUUCAACUAGUGCAUUGUUCACUUGGCAUCAUGCAAUCAGACAGAAUAAUGCAUGAGGGCAGUGGGAUCAAGUGCCUCUCUCCAAUUUAUGACAUUUUAUGUCCUGCAGAAGAUCUGAAUAGAAUGUAUUCACAAUAAUGGCCCAUAUUCAGAUUUUAUUUGUAUCUGUGUGGGCUUUUUCAGAUCUGCUGAAUAUCUCAAUGUUGCUAGUGAUGUGAUCCUGCAGCAUACUGUUCCCUGUAAGUGCCAUGUUAUAGGAGCAGGGCAAUGUGCAGCUUCAACAUCCUUGCUUCAGGGGAUCUAGGAAAUCUAGAAAUGCCACUGAAGCGGAUAUGGAAAACUAGCCCUUACCUUAGGUGUGGAGAUAAGCAGAAUCAAGAAGGGAAACAGCAAGCCCAUCCUCUCUAGUUAUGAUACCCAAGGGAGAAACACCAUGUAAACAGAAGUGGCCAAUCCAACAGUUGCCAUCUCAGUUAACACAAGCCCAGACAUACGAUGCUUGAUAGGCCAUAAGGUCCAAUCCACAUGUACACAGAAACAAGCUUGUCUUGCAGGGGGUCAGGGAAGAUUUCAUCUCUUACACCAGCAAGCUGUUAAAAGUGCUUUUCUCUGGGCAGCUGCUGGGUUCUGUGGGAGCUGCAACCCAGUAUUGAAAGGCAAAUGAAGAAAUGAUGAGAACCAUUGGGGGUACUAAGUGGUGCCUCUCAUCAUCACAAGGAUUUCUACUUGCAUGAUGGGACUUCCCCUUCUUUCCUCCCUCACAACUCCUAAAUUUGUUCCAGGAUCCAGGGCGUGUGUGAGGGAAGCAGAGGGAGGCAAGUCCUGUUGCACAAGCAGAAAUUCCAGGAUAUUUUGCCCAAGCAUCAUAAUGUAUUAGGGCCAAGUCCCAGAAUAUAAAAACCAAAGGCCAAAUGAUAAAUGGCUUAAAUACAAACUUAGCUGCCCACAAAUGGAACGACUCCAUUUGCCCACAAAAGACUGUGGGAUAACAGGGUUAAAAUCAGAGUGUGGCCUGACUACAUAUUUUGCCUUAAUAAUCAAGAAGAAUACAGCCAGUUUGAAUACAUUUUUAAUAAAUAUGCAUUCAAACAAGCAAUUUCUAAAAGCGUUUUAACAUGGCAGCAGCUGUACCUUUAGGCACAUACUGAAGAGGAUGGUUUCUAGGUACAUGAACCUGAGUCUUAAGGAACACAUGGUUGUCCUUGCCCUAUCUUGCUGUGGGAAACGCCUCUGGAAUCCCCCAUGUAUAGUCUGGAGAAGUCUGCACAUUCUAACCCAAGUUUGAAAAUCCAUAGGUGAUGGAAAUUUCCUCAGUGUUAGUUAUGGCAAUUUUGAUAGUUCAGGAAGAGAAUACCACUAAAACUAGGAAAUGUCACAACUCCACCUUUUGCAUUGGUGUGCCAUAAUGUGCUACUUCUGUAAACACUGGAACAGUUUCAUACUUGGGGGGACAAUAGAUGUGGAUAUCUCUCCCCAAAAGAUCUGAGCAGGUGUAUGGAUAUUAAAAGGGUAUUUUGUCCUAGAGAUAACAAGAUAUUUGGCUUUGAUUUCCAGUAUUCAUUAGCAUGUGAGCUUAAAAUUCAUUAAAGGAAGCCAAAUUUUUUUUAAAAAUGCCUACAGUUUGCAUGUAUGUGGUGCUUUAAAAUCCAUUAGUGUACAUUCUGUGCUGCCUGCAUGUAAAAAGAAAAUACUGUUGACAGUUAGGAUGCUAAAGAUAGCUCUAUAGAGCCUUUUUCUUUUUCUUGUUUUUAAUAAAUGAACAAUGAUAAAAGCCUUGGAAAAUUCCCUUUGAUGUGAAUGAAGUCUUCUGCAUUUUGAGAUACAAUAAGAUGGAUUAAUUGCUCCUCAUUAGGCAGCAAGUUGGAAUAGCUUUGAAUGUGGGUUCUCUUUUAGCAUUAGCUAUUGCCUGGCUGAAAUAGCCGGCUUUUGUAUUUACUACUGUCUUCUCUAAUAAUAAGCAAAUUGGAGAUCAUGGCUACAAUUAUUCAACUGUCUUUUGCCCAGUACAAUUGUAUACUUCCAUGGUUUGUUUUUUUUUAGCUCCAGCAAAUAAUUUCAGAGGUUAUUCUAAUCAAUACAGUCUAAAUGCAGAACUAAGAUUUGUAAAAUUACUUAUUAGAAAACUGUUUUAUGCUAGUAUUUCAUGCUUUACUGUAAAAUUCAUUUUAAGAGCAAAUUGCAGCUUCUUUGCCUGAACAUUUUUUAAAGUAAUGUUUUGUUAGAUGUCUAUGUGGGUUUUAAUGAAAAUAUGUAAUACCACAUAAUUUAUGCUGUUGAUUUUUUAAAAUGCACAUUAUCCCUUCUUUUAAUUAUACCAAGAAUAUAUUUUGAAAAGUUAUAUUGCAUAUCUCUUUCAUUUCCCUGGGAUACGAAAGCAUUUUGAGUAGGUUGCUUAGGCUCAGUGAAUUAUUUCGAAGUGUACAUUAGUUUUAGAACAGAUGAUGAACAAAUGUUGCUAAUUUCUUGCCUUUAAAAAAUCCAUUCCAACCUGUUUUAUCACAGGUUUAAAAAAAAUGGAAUGACCACAUUUGGACAUCAUGCUUGUCUGUAGUUUAGUUUAGUUUUUUAAAGCUGUAAUUAACAUUAAGCACAUUUGUCAGUUUAGAUGAUACAACAAACUAUGGCUAAGCAAAAAUGGAAGCAGCAGUUUCCAAACCCUUCUGAACCAGAAAAUGAGAAGGGAGGAAGGGUGCUAGUCAGAGGCUUGCAGAAGUUUGUAUACAGCAAACUGAACUAUGGUGGAUGUAACAUGGCCAGCAUGUUAAUCUUUUAUGGCAUUUACUUCAAAACCAGCUGGCACUCAAGGAUACACAGGGCUCUGAUUCAUUAAAAGAUAUAAUAGCAUUGUAGAGUUGGGAGGGAACAAAUGUAAAUGUUGGUUUACAUUUAAUUUUAAUAUAUCCCAUAUCUGUUAAUGUUCUCUAAUGGCUUGCAAAUUGAAAACAAGUAGUAAACAAAGUAGUAAACAAUAAAAUUAUUAAUCAUGAACAUAUUACACUCAGCUUCAUAACAGAUGCAGCCUCAAGAGUUUUGUCGAAUGCAUAGGAUGACCAUCAGCACCUUGUGCUCUGUACAAGCACUUUGAUUUCUGUUUUCCUCAGCUCCAAAGCUCUUUUUGUGUUUUACACACAUGCCCCCCAUCUCCCCUCUCCUUUUAUCAUGUACAGUUACUUUGUCUGACCCCGCAAGAGCAACCAAAAUUCUCAGUAAGGUGGAUUGCCUUCCCUUUAGCCUUUGCUCAGGGUGCAUUGUGUUUUGUAGCUCAGAAUAAAAACAGAUGAAAGGGGGACCCAUAAGGAAGUUCUUAUAAAAUUCCAUAAUGAGGAGAAGAGAUGGAUCGAGAGGCAUUUUACUUACGCUCCUUCACAACCUUAGAAUCACCCAAUGAAAACUAUUGUUAGAGUAUGUGCGGCAGACAGAGCAAUUACUCACAAAGUGCAUAAAUUGCUUAUGGGAUUCAUUGCCACGCAGUGUGGCAAUAGCUUUAUAAGGGAAUGAGAUAAAUUUGUGGAGUGCAAGUCUUAUCUGUGGCUAUCCACCAUAAUCACUAAAUGACACUUUCUGUUACAGAGAAACAGAAAAAUAGAACUCUGAAUAUAAGAUACUGGAGAUACACAGUGGGGAGAGGGCUGUUGUGUUUAGUCCAGGCAUAGGCAAACUCUGGCCCGCCAAAUGUUUGGGACUACAACUCCCAUCAUCCCUGACCACUGGUCCUGUUAGCUAGGGAUGAUGGGAAUUGUAGUCCCAAACGUCUGGAGGGUCGGAGUUUACCUAUGCCUGGUUUAGUCACUGCUUAUGAACUGGUCACAACUGGUACAUCUCAAUGAGCAGGAAACCCUCUCUCUGAACCAAAGAUCACCCCUCUCUUCCAAGAACCUGCUUUAUAGCCCCUACUUGCCCAGCAUCCUCCUUUCUUUCUGUCCACAUGCAACAAUUGUUCCUGCUGUUCUGCCUACUCCCAUCUGCAAUGCUCAUUACCACUCUAUUUUUCAUGCAGUUGGCCACACAUAACCAUUCAUUUUCAAAUAAAUCUUUCUUCACAUGCUCUUUCUUACGUUUGGCUUCACACAUAGAGGAAACAUGUGGGAAAGAGAGCAGGAUAGUGGCAGAAGACCCCCACCACCUGACUUUUGUGCAUCGAGCAAAUGGUAGCAAUGGGGUUUCUCUGUUUGUAGACCCUUUCCAAUCAUCAGGAACCCUGCAUGAUUAGGCUUCCAGAAAAAUUUCUGUGUGUACCACUUAGUGCACAUAGAAACCACACAUCACAAAUCUGGAGAGCACAAGGAGUGGAGUGGAGUGAAGUGAAGUGAAGUGAGCUCUUGGGAUGCUCUCUCUCCUCCACAUGUUUGUAGGUGGAGCCAAACCAGGGGCAACAGCUUGGACAGAAAGGCAAUGCCAUUGGGUUUACAGUCGUACCUUGGAUCUCAAACGCCUUGGCUCCUAACAAAUCGGCUCCCAAACGACUGAAACCCAGAAGUGAGUGUUCCGGUUUUCAAACGAUUUUCAAAAGCUGAACGUCUUCCGCGGCUUCCGAUUGGCUGUAGCCUUGGUUUUUGAAUGGUUCUGGGAGUCAAACAGACUCCUGGAACGCGUUCCGUUCAAGAACCAAGGUACGACUGUACCCGCUUUCUUUCUUUUUAACCAACUUCUCCCAGCCUAGGCACCCAUCCCAUCUCUUCUGGCCAUUUAUGUGAGAACAUCGCCCACUUUCUCUAUCCACAUAUUUUAUUGGGAGUCCAUGCCUCACAUGUGAUACCCUCCAAAUUCUCUCCCAGAAGUAGAAGGGACAUUUUAGGGAACAAGGAUAUGUAGAUAAUUACUUGGGCGGCGAUCAUUUUUCUUGGGAAACAGUAUUGCAAUGGUCCCUGUAUGGAUCAAAAAUGACAAAAUACGGAAGCAAAUUAAGCCCCGCCCCUUUUUGGAAAAUAACGUAUUGCAAGAGACAUUCAAGGACUAUUUCAGGGUCAUCUUGGGGGAAUGCUUGCCUGUUCCAAGGUUUCAAAGAUCAAUACUAGAUGAGAGUCAGCCAAGGAACACUUUACUGUAAACGACAGGAAAAUAAUGUUAGCAUUACUAGCACCAGAAGCCAAUCAUGGCACUUGAAGGCAAACUAUUCUAAACAAAUUCUGCUUCACAUUUGCCUAGUGACUGCAUAAUUUUGCAUGACUACAAUUAAGCCAUUUCGUAUUUACUGCAGCAUAACUGACAGUGGAAACACACACCCAUUUUCUUAGGAAGUCAAGGUCUUGAUCGCUUGUGUUCAUUAAAGAUCCCAGUGCACUCAGAGGUGGAGAAUACGGGUGUUAAGUCAUGUAUCUUGGCCAAAUUCCAGUUUCAGUAAUUACUACUAAUCUGCCUGCCUAAAUUCCCCAUCCAGUUUUAAUUGGAUGUAGUCUUCUUCACUAGCUGCUCAGACUGUCAUGUAGCAUUUUAAUGUGUGAUUAAUCAGUUGUUAUGAGUUACCUCAGAAAUAGCUGCAUAUGAGUGAGGAAGGUAAAGCUUCCUUUUCAUUAUGUAGGGUUGAUAAUAAAAUCAGAGGAUUUGAAGAGACCCUGAAUGCUACCUAGUCCUAUCCAUGCCCUGUAAUAUGCUGUAAUAUGCCUUUUUUAUACAUCAUAGUUUAUUUUACAAAUUAGCCAUUUAAUCCAGAUAAUAGUGGGUCAUUAGUUAUUCUGGAACAAACAAACCACACCUUGCCUGGGGUUCCCUCAGACAAGAAAUGAUUUAAGACUCCAAACAAGUAAGAAAUUUUCCCACCCUGAUUUUUCAUUCUACUGAAUAGAAAAUUUCUUUCCAAAAGGACACACUUUUUAUGUACAUUCUGCAGUUAUGUUAGCUGUUCUGCCCUACUCACACCCAACAUACACAGAUACAUAUAAAAUGUAUAUGCACAUAUCUAUUUGUUAAAUUUUGACCAAAUGGAAUGCAAAUACAAUGGCAUGUAAUUAAAAGAAAUGAUAAAACAGCUGUUAUAAAUUUCUUGAAUAAUAUAAUCCUUCUCUUGACCUCAGUUUCAUUGAUCCACAAAUGAAUUAUAUAGCCCCUCGGGGUCUGUACAUGCUUGUGCAGCAAAAGCUCUCUUUGGGAAUGAAAAAGGAAUAUGGACAUGUGACAUUGCUCCUCCAAUUGGCAGGCAAUCUGAAGCUUCUGGGUUGGUCAGGAGCUUGGCCCUCUCUUGCCCUGCCUGGUUACGGAGUGGCAACUCCAAGCUUCAUUCCUGGCAUGAGUGCCACUGGCCCAGCCAUGACACUAACAGAUGUACAGUCACCGCGUGCUGCCUGUGAUACAAGAAAACAAAGCCGAUUCCCUCUUUUAUCAUUAUAAAUCUGCUCGAAAGAGGCAGUUUCAUUUCGUUUUUCACUCUGAAGAGUUCCUUGCUAACUAUUUCGAAUAAUAAUGCAAGACCCAAAAACCUCAGGAGUCGAAAAAUAGGUCAAGCAGUUGGCAUAAUUGUUUGAAUAAGUUGAUUUCUCACUCUACGGCAUCCCCGCUGCUGCUAAAAGCCGGGUUUCUUCAGCAGCCAUAUUGCUCUCAGCCAGUUCCCCUGUGACUCUGGAAGAGCAGGCUACAGAUGGGUCCACAGGUGUUAAUGUCGCUUCUCGAAGCAUUAACACCUGAUCAGGUUUCCGCUUGAAUUCUGCUCAGGAUUUUUUUUGGGGGGGGGGGAGAUACCUCUGAGAGCAGCUGCUCCCCCUGCCGCCCAUACCCCCAGCAAACCAGCAUAAAAUAGGCAACCUGUAAUAGUUUUAUUACAGCAGUUUCCACAGCUUUUUAAAUGGGGACCUAACAGCUGCCAAGCUGGUCAUUUAAUUUUAUCAGCGUGGUAGGCAUUAAUACAAUUAGUCCUUUUCUUCUUUUGAUGAAUCAGUUCCUUGGUGAAAAUUAAUAAUAACUGUUAAACUCUGUGUACGAAAUGACUAGGAACACCUUCCAAUUUUAAUUGUGCUAGAGCAUAUUUUGCUAAGAAACUGCACUUGUACAGAAGCAUUUUAACAAACUUUUUGUUGUUGCAUCCAGGUAACAAGCAUGGUAAGUAUUUUUUCAGUAAAGCAAGUAUUACAUACUUCAGCUGUGCUUGGCAGGCUCCCCCCCCCCUUUUCUUUCUUUUUUUUCUUUUAGCUAGCUUUAACUGUACUGUUAGCCUCUGCUGUUUCUAAAGGAGCUGUUGAAAUGAAGAAGCUGCUCAACCUCUCAUUACGGGCUUUGGGGGGAAUUAUGUGUGCGGAUUCGUCUACCAUAUUGGAUGGCAUGCUUUCCUGGCUAGCAUGCUUGCGAUUUUGCUUGUAACAAUGAAUCUGCCUCUUAGCGCUUGUGUUCCUUUAUCGUUCAGUCUUAUACCCAAAGUUUAGCUUUCGCCCAAAACAUUUUUUCCUUCAAAGCAAGAGGAACUUGUGGCGUGGAAUAUAUAAAUAAGGCUGCUACAGAAUUCUGCUGAAGCCAGAUUUAUUCGUAACAAGGGACUGGUUCCCUAGGAAGACCUGGAGGUCCAUGGUACGGUUUCCCAUGUCUUGCCAGUAUCUUCUUACCCAAUGGGAUCCCAAAUCCAGGGCUUACAGGCCGCUUCACAGAGAGCUACCCAAAGGAGCCACCUCCCUGCGCUGUGGUCCCAUAUGGUGAUGGUGGAGGUGAGGGAGCUCAGUGUGUGAAUGCUGGGAAAUGCCAGGGAAAGUGAGGCCAGGGAAAUGCAUCUUCCUCGCGCAGUUGACUUCACAUGCUUGGUUCUGUUAUUCACAAGCAGCCACCAAGUGACUUGUAGGCCCUGUGCAGUUGUGCAGCCAAGUAUUCAAAUCUAAGACUAGACGUACUGUGGAAGGCCUGUGUAGGAUUUGAGAACCUUCCUACAAGGGCUUCAUUGUGUUUGGGUUGUGUCUAGCUUCCUUAGCAUGAGCCUUUGGAAUAGGGUGAGAGAGAAAUAUAAAACUGCUGCCUGGUUAACUCCCAAAGGUCAUUUACUUCAGGGCUGGGAUCUGAACUUGAUUGUUUCAGGCUGGGACCUGAGCUUCUAUGGACUGCACACUUUCAAGCCUCAGAGCCCUCUUCAGUCUUUUACUCGGCAUAAGCACCAGGAGCUUAGCAAGCUGCCCUUGCUUCUCAAGAGAGCAGUGCCUGCUGUACUUUAGACUCCAGUACCUCCCAGCUCCAGCCACCUACUUCAGGGAUCCUGCUCUGCACAUCACACAUCUAAACCAUGGUGCACCUGCCCAUGGUUCUGGCUUGACCCUGGCAUGGCUGAUAAUUGGGAUUGGGGAUAACCAGGGUUACCUUUAGACCAAGGUUUCCCAAACUUGGAUCUCAAGCUCUUUUUGGACUACAGUUCCCAUAAUCCCUGACCACUGGUCCUGCUAGCUAGGGAUGAUGGGGGUUGUAGUCCAGAAACAGUCAGAGACCUAAGUUGGAGAAACUGCAUUAGAGCAAGUCCACCGCUGAUUUUGAACAGUAUCAUUUAUAGAUUGAGGGUUGUUAUAAAAUAAACCUAUUUAGCAUUUAGUAUCAUAAAUAGUAUAUGUAGUAACAUAUAUGGAAUCAAGUAUUUCCCAAGUAUUUCUGGGGUUCCUACUUCACCGAGUGUGGGUGUGGAGCCUUUAAGGGUACAGUCAGACCUAAGGAAAGCUUGGUUUCAACAGAAGCCUUAAGUACAGGUUUAAAUCUCUGCUGCUGAAAGCAAUAGGCUUUAAAAGUAUUUAACUUUGGCUGGAUUAAAUCCUCCAGUUCAGUUUUCCACAACUUUAAUAGGCACCAGCAGUAGCUUAGCACUACAGCAUGUGUGAAAUAUUGUGCAGUGCAUGCCUUGCCUUGCCCUGCCUUCCUAUUCUUCUUCCAGCCUCUUAGAGUGAAGUGUGGGUUUUAAAGCAACAGGCUUCCUUCUCCUGAGCUCUUGAAGAGAGGGCUGUUAAAGAGAAGCCAGGUGGAUUCCAGAAAUACCUAAAUAUCCUUAUAGAUGUUAGUUUCAGGGUCUCAGGUUCCCAUCUGGUUGCAAUCGGUGACAUCAUUUGUUUCCUACAUUAAUAACCCACCUUUCUUUUGUCAUGGGGCCCAAGGCUGCUUACAUGCAAUUCCCAGGCAGUCUCACCUUCAGGCAGUGACCAGAGCCAAACCUGCUUAGCUUCAGCAAGACCAUAGCUUCAGCUGCCUUCAGAUCAUUACCCCUAUCAGGGCUGUUGUGUAUUUAGGCAAAUCUCUAUUAUGAACUAGUCACCUGAUUUUGUUGCUGCUGUUGUGUUCCUGUUUGGGCUCAACAAAGACUUUCAAAUGAUGAUUCAGACUCUGUUCUGGUUUGUGGGGAGGGGGGGAAUAAAAUUCAGUCCUGGGUUAAAUUCUAGCUGACUUCCUACCGAUUUGCAGUAGGGAAUUGUAUUCCUACUUAAACCGAGUCAUGAUAAUAUGGAGCAGAGAACUUUACCCUGAGGAAAUCCAAAUGUAUUUUACCCCUUGUGCUACAUUUCCCCCCCUGCAUGGUAUGCUUUUAUUUUUCACAUUUCCUGUGCCUUAAAAAAAAUAAAAUUUAUUUUAGCAUAUGUGCUUCCUAGCUGUGCUUGCUUGGUGUGAUUUGUUGUGUCCAUUCUAUUAAUGAAUGCCUGUAAUUGUCAUGUUGAAGGAUCAGACUGCAAAGGACAAAGCACUCCAGCACAUGGCCGCUAUGUCAUCAGCUCAAAUAGUAUCUGCAACAGCGAUUCACAAUAAGUUGGGCCUGCCAGGAAUUCCCCGUCCGACGUUUCCUGGAGCACCUGGAGUAAGUUAAUUGGCUGCAAUAAAAAAGUACAUUUCAGAACAAUGAUUGGUAGGAAAUGAAGGAUGGAUCAAUUAAUUUCUCUAUAAAAUGUACUUCCCCCUUCCCUUAUAAAAUUCUUUAGUGGAAUAUAUAUAUAGGAAAUGUGCCCUGAAAGAGAGCAAUUGAAAAAAGUUGUGUGUGUUAAAAUAAAAAUAUUUUAUUUUUUAAUUUUUUUUACUCCCAUGCAGUUUUGGCCAGGGAUGAUACAAACAGGACAGCCUGGAUCUUCACAAGAGUAAGUGAUGGGCAAAGAGACUGAGCGCCACUGUUUUCACUUGUUUGUAUGUAUAUGUUGCAAUACACAUUGGUAGGUAUGUGUUCAUUUGAAUGCAUGUGUAUAUCCAAAAAUGAUGUGUACCUAGCCAGAGGAAUUCAAUCCCAGAGGCUAUAACUAAAGAACGUAAUGAGUGUGGCAGUGGUGGCAUGGGAAAUAGAUGAAGCAUUUGUGUGACCAGAAUGCUUUCUAUACUUAAUACUAGUUUUCCAGCACAUUUACCCAGCCACCACAGUGCCUGUUAAUGAGGAUUAAAACAAAGGCUGUUUCAAUUAGGGUCAAUGGUGGGAUACUCAAGCUGUACAGAAAUUAGUUCCAGCCUCACCUUAGGAGCAGAUUUUAGGAUUUCAGGAAGGGAUGUGUUUCUAUUUGGACCACAACCCUGGGGAGUGGGGCUAGGUUAAUCCCUCACAUAUCAUGGUCCAGAUACUUUUCUGCCCCCUCUCCCCACCCCAGCUGCUAACUAAAGAACAAAAGUCAGGUAUGGUAAAUGCUUGCAUCUAUUUAAUAUUACGUCUGGUGUGGUCCUGGAAAACCCCAUGGCUCAUUGAUAGUUGGAGCUGUAAUUCUGUGAGGGGUAAUGUACAGUUCCCAGGUUCUUUUGGUGGUUCUUUUAAUGUGUGGUGUUUACACAGCCUGGGGCAGCAUUUGGUAUCCUAUGGUCCUCCAAAUGUUUUGGUCUACAGAUCCCAUCAGCCCCGGCCAGCACAACUGUGCUAUACAUCUGCACUGACUGGAGUUGUAGUCCUAAACAUCUGAGGGGCACCAGGUUGGCAAAGGCUGACCUGUCCCUCAGCUUAGGCACUAAUUUGUGCAUAUUGUGGGCGGGAGUCCCAUCAGCAUAAGCCCUGUAUAAGGACUUCCACUUGCACAACAGGGCUUUCUUUCCCCCGUCCCCCAGGGGGAAAAAGGUAGGGGUGUGUGUGUGUGUGUGUGUGUGUGUGUGUGUGUGUAAGAAACCCCCCUGGAACAGUGUGUGGGGUGAGGAGUGGGGGGAUUCUUCCAACUGGCAAGUUGAAAUGCUUCCCCUGACUGAAUGUUUUCCUCAUUAGAACAAUGAAUUACCGUAUUGGCCCGAAUAUAAGACUCACCCGCAAAUAAGCCGCACUUUUAAAAUUGAAGGAGGGAAGAGAAAAAAAGACAAUCCCCGGCUGCUUCCGGGGGGGGGGGAGGGAGAGCCGCACUGCUUUGUCACCGGCCUUCCCCCCUUCUUUCUGGCAGCUCGAGGUAGGCUUGGGAGUGGCGCUGCCACACCGCUCCCCGCGCUCCCAGGUUACUCCCUGGGGGGGGGGGAGCCGUGCCACUUUGCCAACGGCCUCCCCAAGAGCAGCCCGGCAGCGUGGCGCAGUGGUGCGCAGCCCACCUGCUGCUCCCAAGCCUCACCAGAGCUGUUGGGGAAAAGGGAAAGUCACAAAUAUAAACCGCACUUUAACUUUUCGCUGUCAGAAUUUGGAGGAAAAGUGUGGCUUCUAUUUGGACCAAUAUGGUACUCCCAUUGUACAUUUACAUGCCUCUUCUUGGCCACUUCAAGCGCUUUGGCUGAACAGCGGCUAAUAAACUUUAAACAAACAAAUGGAUGUGCACAGUCCUGAGGUCCACUUCCAAUCACACUCUUUGUGGAGGUGUUGGCAGAGAGUCAUGUCCCAAACAUCCUGAAGGCCAGUCACUAGGAAGGGCUUCCACACUUCCCCAGCCCAGCUUUGUGUAUUUCUUGAUUUGACCAAUGAACCAAAAUAUUAGCAGCAAGCAGCUAUGGAGCCAAAAAAGGGGGCAGGGAAUGGAUUUGGUGGCCCUAAGGUGGGCCACUGGCUCAUACACAUUGAGGUGCCAAUCUGAAGUUGCUGAGCAAGGAGAGAGGAUUCCUCCAUUUUAAAUCUGUGUUUGUUCCUCAGGACUGCAACUCUUUAAUCUCUACACUACACUCGUCCCAGGAUGCACUAGCUUUAGAUGAGGCUUCCUCAACCUCGGCCCUCCAGAUGUUUUGAGACUACAGUUCCCAUCAUCCCUGACCACUGGUCCUGCUAGCUAGGGAUCAUGGGAGUUGUAGGCCAAAAACAUCUGGAGGGCUGAGGUUGAGGAAGCCUGCUUUAGGCCAUUAAUUCAGACUAAGAAAUACUGCUCUAAAAGGAGGUUUACACUGUUGUCUUUACUAGAAACAAAAUGUGCUUUCUUGUUACUGUUAUUAAAUACUUCAGUUAAUAUCUGACUUAAUUGUCCAAUGGUUUAUUUCAGCAUAAAGCCAUUUGUCCAGCAAGCCUACCCUAUACAGCCAACUGUCGCAACUCCCAUUUCAGGUAACAAUUACAGAUUUAUCCAUUUGUUUAGAUUUUUUUGGACCCACUCCGUAUUUAGUGGCUGGCACAGGUUGCAGCCUUUAAUUACAUCUACACAAGGGAGUUCAGUAGUCUCAUUGGUCAUCUAGCUCGGAUGAAUGUAUUUGUGAGUUUGUGUAUGCAAUAUUUAUCUAUGCAGAGAUGAUGAAAUAUGCAUUCGAAUCAUCUAAUCCACAUCUACUUUUAGAGCCAUAGUGGCAUUACCUGUUCCAGAAUUCCUCACUGUAGGAACAUCUGUGAAGAAAUGGCACAUUUCUUUGUCCUUUCUAAAUCUAAAACCAUACCCUUUGGCCUCAUAUGCAAUAAACUAAAGGAAUAUAAAAUCAUUCAAUUAAUUGACUUUAUUUUAAAAUGAUUAUUGACUUCAUUAAGAUUGGUCUCCUUGGCUCUUAUGGAUACAAACAUUCCCAGUAAUGAAUCUUUCAGAGUUGCAUCAGUCUUGGACUACUUCAUUUAUACUUAUUUUACUGAGGUUUCUGUGAUUAUUUUAAUGUUUUCUUGUAAAGUGUUGUCUAAUUACCGUAUUUACUUGAGUCUAAUGCACCAUCAAAUUUAACGCACACCUCAAUUUUCAGAUCCUUGAAACAAAACAAAAAAAGUAUUUGCUGGCAAAUGUAAAUGUGCCAUUGAAUCUAAUGCCCACCUUAAUUUUUGCAAUGUAAUUUGGCCAAAAAAGGUGAGCAUUAGAUUUGAGUAAAUACGGUAUUAUAGAAGGAAUUGCACAGUCCUGAUACAUCAAAUACAAUAUAUUGGAUAGGCUUUUCUUUUGUUUACAAAGAAGAAUGUAAUACUUGAGGGAGGAAACAGCAAUAUAAUUUUAACAACAAGUAAAACACAAAUGUUAUAAAUGUAAAAUAACCAUAUUUCCAAGCAAUUGAGAGCGAGCUUAAAAGUAGUUGAAUUUUAACAGUUAUAAUAAAAUAGGCUGGCGUCAAGUUUUCUUCAUCCACAAUAAUAAAUAAUACAAUGCAAUCGUAAUCUAAAACUAGCAAAGACGUUGCUGAUCAUUUAUAUUUCAGGGUUUGAACCUGCAUCGGCUCCAGCCCCCUCAGUUCCUGCUUGGCAAGGUCGAUCUAUUGGAACAACUAAACUCAGAUUGGUGGAAUUUUCAGCUUUUCUUGAACAACAAAGAGAUCCAGAUUCUGUAAGUAUUACCCUGAAUUACGUAAAUAUCCUUUAUAGUAGUCGUUGUGCGUCUUUACUCUUGCAGUUUUGUAUCACAUCUUUUCACAAAUGCAAUGCAAACAUCUGCCUGUACAGUGGUGCCUCGCAAGACGAAAUUAAUCCGUUCUGCGAGUCUCUUCGUCUUGCGGUUUUUUCGUCUUGCGAAGCAUGGCUAUUAGCGGCUUAGCGGCUAUUAACGGCUUAGCGGCUUUAAGAAAAAGGAAACAAACUCGCAAGGCGUUUCGUCUUGCGAAGCAAGCCCAUAGGGAAAUUCGUCUUGCAGAACGACUCAAAAAACGGAAAACUCUUUCGUCUAGCGAGUUUUUCGUCUUGCGAGGCAUUCGUCUUGCGGGGCAGCACUGUACCAUGGAAACUUCUAAAUCACCUGUUCUGUUUGUGUGAUCAACAGGGAUGGUUCAUGGUGCCCCUCACAAGUCCUAGAAUAUACUCUAGCUGCUUUCAAGGAAUAGAGCAUAUGAAUUUAUGAUGUUUGUUCUUGUAAUCAGCUUUAAGGCAUUGAGAAGACUUCAGCUAUCUAUAUCUAUCUAUCUAUAAUAGCAGAGAGAUUCGGUGAACUUAGAAGGCUAAGGGUGAUAAUAUUUUCAGUGUCAAUUAUCAUCUUGGUUUCAUUUUGUGGGGGGGCAUGUUAAACCUGCUGCUUUAUGCAGAUUUUAUUUCUUUAUGAAAAGUGAAUUCACUUAUGAAAAGCCUGGAAAACGAAACCUUUCUUUGCUUCAAAUACCUUGCAAAAUACAAUAGUCUGUAGAGUGGAGCCUCAUCUUAUGCUUUCUAUAACUCUUUUCUGGGAACAAUUGAAUGUAUGUAUCCUUGCAAGUAGGCAUUAUCAAUAAAGUGUUUUCCUACAAUUAAUGAUCAGAGACAUACUGUGGCAACCUAACAUCAGAGUACUCUUCAUAGCAAUAAGGCUGUGAGCGGAAAAUAGCACAACAGUACAGAAAUUAAGAUGCACAAUAUGGUUGCUUUUUCAAUACUGCUGUUCAACAUGUUGAAUGAAGUUUAGCUUUCAAUGUAGGCAUGACUUUCCCCUUAGAAGACAACAUACAACUAUUGAAACAGAGCCUUUUGGAGACAGAUGUUUACACUGAUUGUCUAUGUGCUGAAAAGGCUUUUGAUUUAGGUCUUGCAUUUCACACCUGAAAGCUCAAGCCUCUCCAGCUGUAUAGAUGUACUUGAUUGGCUGAAAUAGGAGGGUGACUUGGUUUUACCUGAUCAUCACAUCCUAAUCGGGUCUCAGCAUUCUCUUGUACGUGGAAUUUACUGAGUUCUUGCCAUCCGCAGUUGCGGUGAUAUGGCCAAAAAGUCACAUAAGGAAAACAUAGGGUGGGGGUGGUUUGUGAAGCAGAGUAGAAGUUUCUCUGUUGUUCACCUGCUGAAAUGCAAGGCCAAGGAUAGAGGAGAAAGAUUUCCCUUUUCCACAGCAAGCAGUGUUUAUUUCCUUUUUCAUGUCAUUGAAAAGAGAUUGCAUGCCAGCUGGAAGGUUUAGAGCAACUAUGUCAAACAUCUGGUUCUCCAAUUGCUGAACUACAACUCCCAUCAGCCCCAGCAAACAUUGCCAGGGAUGGGGAUGAAGGGAGCUUUACUUCAGUAGCAUUUGGAAGGCCAAAGGUUCAGCACACCUGGUUUAGAGGUGUAGGUCAUCCAUGACCAAACCGCACACUUACCCUCCUCCUAGUGGUGCAGCAUUAAAAUUGUCAUCAUGUUUGCAAAGCUAAACAGGGUCUGUUAUGGUUUCAAAUUGGGUGGGGGACUGCGUGUUGAGAUUCCUGCAUUGCAGGGGGGGGGUUGGACUAGAUGACCCUAGGGGUCCCUUCCAACUCUACCAUUCUAAGUAUAUUUCCAGAGGUGAUGUCAUUGAGCCAAAUCUAACGGUGUGCUUACAUAAUCCAUGAAGCUGGAGAAGCUGCCUACCCCUCACACGAGCAGGCAUGGGUCAUUCACAUCCUUGUUCCAUAUGGGGGAACUGCUGGUCGCAGCCACAGCUCAGUGGCAGAGCAUCUGCCUUGUAUGCUGAAGGUAUCAGGUUCAAUUCCUAGUAUCUCCCACAUAGGGCUGUGUAUGCCUCAUGUCCUGUAGCGGCUCUGCCAGUCACUGUAGAGGAUACUGAUAAUGUUACGAACAAGGAACAGGGACGGUGAACUUAAUGGGUCCUCAUCAAAGCAACAGGAUUAUAGCCAUUACUUUCUCCAGGAUUAUGUGCCUGGCAUAUUAGCCAAAAAUGUAGAGAGAGCAAAGCGGGGUUGCCCUUUGCUAAUGUUAACCUGCUUUAAGAUUAGGGAGCAUAAGGUUGGUGUGGAUUUUCCAUUGUUGCUAAGAUGUGUUUGAUAAAGCAGCUACUACUUUGGAAUAAAGGCAGCAAUCUGAUGCGGACACUGAUGUGGGAACAAGUCCCUUGGAACUCAGUGCAACCUACUUCUGAGUAAACAUGUACAAGAUUGCACCAUGAAUAAAGUUUGCAGUUUUAGCUCCCUCUGCUGGUUCUGCUUCAGCAGGUCGUUAGAAGACCUUGUUUCCAUAUUUUCAUUUUCUAAGGAGGAAAAUGUUAUGUGCAGUCCUAAGAGCCGUAAUGAUCAGUGAGGGCAGUGGUGCUGACAUGGCAUCCAGUCCCUGGCAUUGCUGUGGCUUACCAGAAGGACAGGUCACAAUAUACAGCACAUGGUCCUGCUAGUUUGGGCCUAAAACCAAAUGGUAGAAGGUGGCAGGAAAACUGCAAUCUGAUCACCAGACUCUUCUUUUUGGAAAAUGGAGGCAGGGAAUAAUCUGGACUGGGGCUAUGGCUUUAUCGGAGUGGUGCUUUUAACUCUCUUCCUUGCAGCUUUUUCUCAGUCUGAAUCCCUCUCCCAAUUCCAGUGGGCUUGUAUGUAUGUCUGGAAUUGGAUUAACAGCAUGGAAAGAAAGGGUUAAAACUCCCUCUGCACCACAGCCUCCAUCCCAGUUGCUCUCCAUGGCUGCAUUUGCCCUUACAGAGGCACACAGAAUCUCUGAAAUGCAUUUGGACUAGCAAUAAAAUGCAGUUGAAAUACAAUUGGAACAGGAAACGUACUGUACCUUACAUUUUGUCACAAGGUUUCUUAUCAUUAUGUUGUGGUGACAGGGUAGUUCUUGUUAUUGUUUUUAUUGACUUUCCAUGCACAAGAGGGCUCAAACUGAAGCACAUCAGGAUCCUUCAACGUAUAUAUAAUGAAACACUCGCACUGUUUGAAGUUUUCCACCCUGCUUGUUGAGUUUUGAAUGGGAUGGCAGUUUUAAAUAAAACACAUUAUUAUGAUAUGCUUAAUUGUAUGUUAGCAAGUAAAACAAAUGCAGGUGAUUUGUCUUUGUUUUGCCACAGCUUGUAUGUUAGCAUCCCCUGACACCAGCAAUUUGUCUUGGUUCCUUUGAAUUCCUAAAUGGAUUAUAAUUUCUUUUUCUCCUGGUAUUAUUUGACAAGAGCCAUUUUUCAUGGCCUUACAGGCAGCAUUCUUCAAAUACGAGAGAGUUCAGUAAGAGGCAGCCAUCUCAAAGCUACAGAGGUUACUUUAGAUAGUACGGGUGAAACAGUCCGUGAAUGUAUGUUCUCAAGUUCUUUCUUAAAAACAAGCACAAGGGCCAUAACAUCAAAAUGUUAAAGGAAUCUCAGUCCUGAACCCUUAAGUACUGGGGUGGGCAAUUUUCUCCUUAGAAAUGACCUUCUGCAAACCUAGCAUAUAACAGGCAGAAAGAAUAAUGAUGUAAAUGAAAGGUAUUUGUUGUAUUUUCUGAGCUUCUACUGAAAACUGAGUUGUACGAGGUGUUGUUACUGAAGUUUUCAAGUGCAAUCCUGGAAAAGUGAGGAAGAAGGGAGUCAUGCCCCACCCGAGUGUACAUCAAUGCUCCAGGUUUCAGCCCACCACACUGAAGAGAUCCUCCACUUGUCUGGCUGUGGCAUUCAGCCAUCCAUGUGCCAGAAGGUUCUCUGUCGGAAGUAAGAGAAAUGGCCCUAAGCUCUUCACUGCACCGAGAGGAGGAAGAGAGGCCAGGAAGUGGGGUCUGCAGCAGUCAGAAUGGGACGGACAGGGUGGAAAGGGGUAGGCUGGACUGGCUUUUCCUCUCCCCUCAGUUGCCCCUUUAUGACACAGCCUUUUGUGAAGGGCUUUGACCCUCACUCGCCAUCUGUCACUGAUCAGCAUGCCAGUUGAGAAGUCUGCUCCCUGCUUAUUUCUGCUCCUUUGCCCAUUCAGAGCCUCCCUGCUCCUCUUCUCCAGGGUGUGGAGGAGAUUAAGACUGCGUUCUUUUAAGUGUGAGUGAUCUCAUAAGUGGUGUACAGUUGUCUCUAAACCAACAUGAGUUCUUUUUUUAAAAAAAAGAAAAGAAAAUCUAUUCAUUUAAUGCCUACUACAUUGUCAUUGUCGUUCAUUAGAAACAUGCCGUGACUGAAGGGAUUAGUCAUCAUUCUGUUUAGUGUAGGAAUUACAGUAACAUAAGGAGAAAAUAAUCACACAUGCAAUGUCAAAAUAAACAUUUAUGUCCUUCGAAUAUUGUGAGAUGAUGCCAUACCAUCUGUCCCUCUGAAACAUGUUGGAAUUUUUGCUGUUGCUGCAGCAGCAUCUGGUACUUUUGGCAAGAUCAGCAAACAACUGUAGUAGCUCCACAGCUGCCUUUAACUUUGCUUUGGAUUUGAGAAGCACACUGUCUUUUGCAAUGUGUCUCUUAGGUUUCUAAGUCAGGAGUUUAACAACACAAUCAUUUUGUGACUUUCAGUCUCUUUCUCCAUUGCCCCACUAAACUCUAUAUGCAGGACUUGCAGGACUCAUGUGUAGGUCUGCACUGUGUAUAAGGAAUUCUGUGCCCACAAAAAUGAAACAUGAGUUUUUGAGAACUUUUCUCCCACUCCCUGAAUUGACCUGCAUAGAAAAUCUUACUAAAUAAAGCAGAAGGGAAGUACAUUCCAAGUUGGUGAGGUUGCUAAGAGCAUACACUAUGAGCCAGGAUGGACUGGGUUUAUAUCUCACAUGUAUGUAUCUUGUCAUUCUCAGCAAACGAUAUACAAUACAGGGAUAGGAUUCAUUAUGGCUGAAGAUACAGAAUGCAGCAAUCUUGCUUUGAAGCUAAGCUCAUCCUAUGUAUGCUGUCUUAAGUUUCAUGGAAGGAAAGUAAGAUAUAAAUGUAGUAAAUAAGACAGACCUACUUCACAGGAUUGCAGGAAAGAUUCCUGCGAUAAUGUUGCUUGGUUAGCAUCUUUCUGUUUCAGGAGACAGUGGAGGAGUGCGCCUUUGGGGGUGAAGUCAAACUGUUGCAUAGGUACCAUGGGGGGAUAGCACCCCCCAAUAUUUCCAAUUAAAGGGCCGGGCUCUCCCAAGUUCCCUGGUGGAUGCACAUGCAUACCAUUGGAUGUGCUUGUGUCACACACACGAAUGAUGUCAGCUAGCAGUCACAAUGCGCUGACAUUGCAUAGCCCUGGGCCCCCUCAAUCUCAGUGGCAGCCCUGAACUGUUGGAAGGUUGCAGUUUCUGCUGUGAUAAUGCAUGUGAAAUACUUUGUACACUCUAAAGCAUUGCAUAAAUGUUGUUACCAGCUCCACCUUAUCCCUAGAGAAUAUUCUGCAAUGACAAGUCAAAAGGAAAAGCUCCUAGAAAUCAAGGUGAUUUUCAGAAGGAAGCUGUAAGAAUUAUUUAGGCAAUAUAUCCCUAAUUUGUGAUUGUUCCAACUUCUGACCGGCUUGAGGUCCUUAGAUGGUGCAACAUUCUGCCAUUUCCCACAUUCUUAACUUCAGAGGUCUAAGGUAUUGUUGAGAAGAAGUCCAGUAAGCAUCCCUACAGCUAUUUCAAUACAGAUGGUUUUAGGAGAGCGAUUUGAAGCCUGAAAGUCUAAUUUAAAUUGUGGUGUUACAGAGGUACAGUUUGGUGUAUACAUAAAAACUUUUACAUACAUAGUUUUAGACGUGAGUUUUAAAGAGGAUAACAACAAGCUUGUUGCUUUUGUAGUUGGCAUCUUGAGCAUGAUGGUAAAGCUAGCAAUUGUGCAGAUGCUGUAUGGUAAUUACUUAUUGUUACAGAAUAGGACGAUAAUUACUGUAAUUCUUGUGUAACUGAUCGGUAUGCAAGUUAAGCCUGCCCUUUCAAAGGCUUUUACUCAUAAGCAUUCAUUCAUUCAUUCAUUCAUUCAUUCAUUCAUGUGUUUGCUCAUUCAUGCAUUCACUCUCUCCAUUCAUUUGUUUAUGAACUCUACUCUUUAAAGAAGAAACACCCUUUUUGGCUGAUGCUCUGGUCUGUAAGCAAAGACUGGAUAGGUUUUCCAUUUGUAUUUGGAGGUAACAUAAUUCAGGUUAUUAUGAAAGGGGAGUUUGGACAAAAAUAUUCCUAAUUGAUUGAAAAGCUGUGGGACUAGCUCAUAAUUGAACAAAUUGAAUUUAGAUCUGAUAUAGUGUUAAAUCCUGACUUGGAAGGAAAGCUACUGAAGUAUGACAAUGCUGGCUGCAGGUACAGAUUAAUAUGUUUUCUCUGUUUUACUCUACCUUUUAUCAUGUGAGGUUAUUUUAAGUAGUUAACUGGUAGACAGAUUCCUAAAGAUGUAACAAGGGCCCUCUUGGAUCAGACCAAAGGACCAUAUUGUUCAGCAUUCUGUUCCUUCAGUGCUCAACCAGAUGCCUAUGGGAAGUCCACAAGCAAGACAUUGGGUUGCCUAUGGGUGUGUUUGCAAACCAAAGAAACUGUUGUAGACAACACACACAAGCCACAGUCAAGCACAACUUAUUACUGUGUAUUUCAUGUAUGAAUAUAAUAAAAAAUAAUGUAUUCAACUGUGUGUGUGUAUUGAGAACCAUUUAAAAAACAGCAGCAGCAUGGACAUAAAACCAGUUCAGAGCCAAUGCAGUUGCCAGUUGGGAUAAAGAUCUCCAUUUGGUUUGCUGAAAGAGAAACACCUUCAGCAGGUUUCAAAAAGACAAUAGGGGAGGUGCUUGCCUAAUAUAUAAUUGGAGGAGUGGGUAGGUGCCACGACAUGAAAGACGCUGUGCAGAAUGGAUCAACAGCGAAGCAUGUAUCCAUGCCAACCAGGGCAGGUACCCAUGUGUGCCCACUGCUGGGGCACGGUCAGUGAUCAGUUGUGUAUGUAGGGGAUGAGGCUAUAUUUUAGGUAUCCAGAUCACAAGCUGUAUAGCUCUUUGUACACCAAUACCAGCAUAUUGAACUUAGUUUGAUAGCUAACUAGCAGCCAGGCAAGUUCUUUCAGCAAUAUGAUGGUGGUAUUCCAUCCCAGUCAGCAGUUGAGCAGCUGCAUUCUGCACCAGCUGCAUCUUCUUAGAGCAGCACCACAACUGUUUUCCCUACCAUGGUUGGUAAAAAGCACUCCUGGCCACUGAGGUCCCCAUGGCCUCUAGCAACAGAUGGAGCACUCUAGACUAUGAAUCUGACCCUUCCAAAGCAGGCAGUUGACCAAUUAUCCAGACUCUGGAAUCACCCACCCACAGUGCCAUGAUGGCCAGGAUUCAGAGUCAGUUUAUCAGCUCUCAUCCAGCUCACUACCAAGCCCAGGCCACCAGUUCAGGGCUUGGAAGCCCUCUUUGGAUUCAGAUGUUGCACAGAAAUAUUCUAUUGGCUACAACUUAAUUCUUUUUUCAAGCCUAAAUUCAGCAACUAGGGAAGGCCUCCGCAGGUGCAACCAUUGAUGAUCCCUUCAUUAGGGACAAUAACACCUAAUCAGCUACUUAUUGUUUAUCUCACCAGUGGCCAUGCUUUUUGACAAAUGAGCAACAAGUCCAAAAUACAAGAGCCUCCACCCCCCUUAAAUUCUCUGCAAAACAGAGAUGCAGCCUAGAACCUCAAUGCCACUGUCACGAAAAGGGUUGAUGUAAUAAUUUACAAACUUUCCGUCCUGUCAACUAUAUUUUAUAUCCAUCUAUAGUCAUACAGCUAAAGACAAAUAAAGCUUGUCAAGUCAAUAGAACAAUUCUUUAUGUAGCAAGGGUUCCAUGACCUAGUCUGGGGGCACAUUAUAUAAUGAAAACUAAGCUGGUCAAACCUCCAUGUAUGUUGCCUUGUGCACCAUGGAAGAAAGAUAGAAUAUAAAUAAAUGCAGGCUUUUGAAGAGAGACUUCACAAAUCAGCGUCCAGGCAUUUCAGUUUUAUAUCCAAUUAAAAACUGCUAACUGUUGUCUACCUCCUGUUUUUCUUAGCAGCUGUUGUACAGAAAUCAGACUUAACCUCAUCACCUUCAAAGCAAGUUUGUGAAGAAUCUUCCUGCUGUGCUUCCUUUCAGCUGUGCUGUGACUUUGCCUCCAGCCUACCAAGCUGGUGAGGCAGCCAGAAGUCAGACUCUGCUGUCUCAGUCCAGAGGUGGCCAACGCUCCUAAAGCCUGUGCCACUUCUGCUGGUCACCUGUAGUUCAUCCAUUCUGUUUUUAAUCCUCAUUUUUCUGCACAGAAACCCAAGAUUUAGAACAGGCAUAGGCGGAUUCCCUCACACCAAGUUUCAUGACUGAUUGUUUGCACCGCAUUCCAUUUCAGGACACUGAAUCACCUAUUUUCCUGUUUUUCAUCUGAUUUUAGCAUGCACAUUUAUUUAUUAUAUGGAACAUCUUUCCUCUAGGUAUUGUGCGAACAGAAAGAGCGUUAAGCCCCGACAAAUGCAAAGAAAUGUUAUUUGCAUUUGAAAUGCAAAGUUCUUAUGACAUCAGUAAUAAUGCUUUUUAUUUCCUUAUUUCACAGUAUAACAAACACCUCUUUGUGCACAUUGGGCAUGCCAACCAUUCUUACAGUGAUCCGUUGCUGGAAUCGGUAGACAUUCGCCAGAUUUAUGACAAAUUCCCUGAAAAGAAGGGCGGCUUGAAGGAGCUGUUUGGAAAAGGACCUCAGAAUGCCUUCUUCCUCGUAAAAUUUUGGGUGAGAUAUUCAAAAUACUCGGCUGUUGUUGUUUUCCUAAAUGUUCUACUAUCUUUUUCAUGGUAUGAAGAAGGUGGAUAGAGAAAAGUUCCCCUUCCUCUCUCAUCACACUAGAACAGGUAUAGGCAAACUCGGCCCUCCAGAUGUUUUGGGACUACAACUCCCAUCAUCCCUGACCACUGGUCCUGUUAGCUAGGGAUGAUGGGAGCUGUAGUCCCAAAAUAUCUGGAGGGCGGAGUUUGCCUAUGCCUUCACUAGAACUUGGGGACAUCCUACGAAGCUGAAUAUUGAAAGAUGGCAGAGACACAAAAGAAAGCACAUAGUUAAACUAUGGAAUACAGGAGGCAGUAAUAGCCUUGGAUGAUUUUAAAAGAGAACGCAGGUGGCUCUGUGGGUUAAACCACAGAGCCUAGGACUUGCUGAUCAGAAGGUUGGCGGUUCGAAUCCCCACGACGGUGUGAGCUCCUGUUGCUCAGUUACUGCUCCUGCCAACCUAGCAGUUCAAAAGCACAUAAAAGUGCUUCCAGCGGGAAGGUAAACGGCGUUUCCGUGCGCUGCUCUGGUUCGCCAGAAGUGGCUUAGUCAUUCUGGCCACAUGACCCGGAAGCUGUACUCCGGCUCCCUCGGCCAAUAAAGCGAGAUGAGCGCCACAACCCCAGAGUUGGUCACGACUGGACCUAAUGGUCAGGGGUCCCUUUACCUUUACGCAAAUUCAUGGAGGGCAGGGCUAUCAGUGGCUGAUAACCUUGAUGACUAUGUUCUACAUCCGUUCUUGAAGGCAGCAUGCUUCUGAAUACCAUUUUCUAGAGACCUCAGAAGGGGGGGCGGGUGCUGUGGUGCUCAGGUCCUGCUUGCUGGUUCCCCAUAGGCAUCUGGAUGGCCACUGUGAGAACAGGAUGCUGGACUAGAUGGGCCUGAUCCAGCCAAUGUACUUUCUUGGCUGGUGUAGGAAAAGUGGGUGGAGGGACACUUUUUUCUCAAAACGCUAGAACUUUGGGUCAUCCAAUAUAAUUGGCAGCGUUUGAUUCAGAACAGACAGAGAGGGAAAGAUACUCACACAGCAUAAAAUUGAUGUAUUUUUCUGCCCCAAUAUGUGCUGAAGGGCCCUAACUAAAAUGUCUCUAAAAGAAAAUUAGACAAAUGCAUGGAGGUUUAGUCCGUCAAUGGUUAUUAGCCCAUGAUGGCUACAAAGAACUGCCUUUGAUCUCAGCCAGUCGGGGUUGUCUUAAAGCUGUUACUUACCAAAUACAAUUUCAAUAAUGACAAAGGUCAGCAGUUAUCCCACCAGAUUUACAAACCUAUGCUCCCAUCCAUUUAUACUUUUAGAUCAGCCUUCAUCCCAUAGGAACCUCAGGUGGUGAACCCAGUACAGUAGAAUAAAGUAAAGUGAAAACAAAGUUAAAACUUAACAUUGCUUCAAUAAAACAGUUCAGCAGUGUGUCAAAAUAGUAUUAUACAAAUCCAGUGUCUCUGUACUUUAACCAGUCAUCACAAUCAAAACUAUUUGAAGUAUUCAGUGCUGUCACUAAUUUUGAACAACCGCUUGAUUUAAUAAAUUUAUUUUCAAUCCUGACAGUUCUUACAGCAAAACAGAUAACUGUUGUCGUAGUAGUGUCAUGGUUCUGAUCAGCCACUAAGUAAUCUAGUUUAUCUUUUUAAGUAAUGCCAAAAUCUUAUUCAAAAACCGAGGCAGAAUAUUUAUUCAGAACUGUAGCGUGACAGGUUUUCAAUCUUGCCAGCCCUGCAAAGGCAUGAGUAAUUUACAGCUAAUUUUAGCAUGUUAGCACAACAUUUUAAAAACUGAUCCAGUUUACCAAGAGCAGGCUUCCUUUACUGCUUGUCGACAUUAUGCUCACUCUACAACCGGUACUGAAACAAUUUGCAAACUGUCACCUGCCAUCUAGUGGAACAGGUUAGCAAUGCUGACGGCACCAUCAAGACAUCCCUACAUGCAAGAAUCCCUGAUGUCACAAAAAUGCUGCUGUUCAUGACUGUUGUGUAGCCAGUGCUUUUUGUAAAGUCAAACUGAGAGCUGCCUCAAACCCUGCAUGUAGGUAGGCUGCAUGCUGUGCACCCCAUUGCCCUGGAAGAUAACAUUUCUAAGUGAGGGAAAGUGAAUUUUUUAAAAAAGCCUCAUUAAUAUACAUUUGCCUGAUGUGAGAUUUUUGAGAGCUUCCACCAAAGAAUGCCUGAUCCACAAACAGAUAAUGGAUGGUCAUAAAAGGACUGUUGACACAUGCAGCAAGUUAGGACCUUGAAGGUAUGGUGAAAUGACACAGUUUAGGUCUGUCUGCCCAGACUCUUCUCCCGUGGUAUGCAUUUGCCUUAACAUCCUAGGGCCAUUCCAUAUGCUAUAAUUACCAUGUGAAAAGGAACCCCAUUCUUGCUGUUUGUCCCUUCCUAUAGCCCCUAAGGUGAAGGGCUUUAAAUACUUCUUCAUCUUGUGCCUUCCUCUGUGCUGAGUCAUAAUUACUGCUGUCUGGGCUUUUUCCAUUGGUUCGCUCCCUCUCCUAAUUUGGUGGUUGAGAGCGGAAAGCAGGGAAUAUUAGCUGCCACCAAGUGCUUCAAGCCUCUCCAAUGUUCCUUGCCAGUAGAGAGUGAGCCUCCCGAGAUCUGAAGAGGCAAAGCUAAGUGCAACAUGCAGUAAAGUUUGUAACCCAGAAAAAUAUGCGAGAAGACAUCGUUUUCCCUUCUUCCCUAUAUUGGUUCCAUGCAGUAGUGCUCCUGUUCUGCUGCAGUUCAACCUCCAUCAAAAACUGUUGUCCUUCUCACCGUCUGCUAUUGUGGAACUUACAUAAUUUAUGUAAAUUACAUCGCAGUACCUUGUUCCAGCCCAUUCAUUUCAAUGUAAAGGAAAUUCAAUGCAAAUUGGGGUGGGGACAUGUAAUCAAUUAAAUGUAGUUUGUAGUAAGAAGGCAACAGCGAAUACCGGUUGUAUUCACUGGGUUGAUUUAUGGCCUGGACAUGAAAUGAAUAAAUGAACAUCAGAAAACUUCCGCUCCCAUUUUCUCUGACAGCCCAAAACUCUGAUACGAGCAACCACUUGCCUCUCAUUCCAGAUUUGAAGGAAAGGAUUGGACACAUAGACAUACAUUUGCCCUAUUUAUAUAUUACAUCAAACUCAAGAAAGCAGCUGGAGAAGGUGGCUGUAAUCCUGUAGCUCUGUGGUGUAACCAUGUACACAGUUUGCUGCAAGUGUUGAAUAGGCAUGUCUCCAUCUACCAUACCAUUUUUUUUCAUGAGGUGUCCUUUCAUAGUUAUGCCCCCGUGGGCAGAAGUCUUGUUUAUAUCUUGGCCUUUUAAGCUGAGAUGCAUACAUCUGAACCCUACUAAUGAGUAUUUCCCAGCUUUGGCCCCAUCCGUCUUCUGUCAGGCUCAAUGUUUAUAUCAACAAAUGUAUCGUUAACUAUACAUUCUCAUAUUUUGUGUACUAUUUAUUUGUGCGGUAUCUUGGCACAGUUUUCUAACUAAACCUGUUAGCAUGAGGUAUUAUGGAUGGUUUCAUAUCAGGUGGAAUGAAAGAUUGAGAUAUUUUAUAAGUGCAUACUCUGAGCUGGCUCAGUCUAGUGCAUAACCUCCUUUUGAAAGGAUUGAUUACUUUUAUAAAUGCAUUCACAUGUCAACCCGCGAGUAAGUCCCAGUGAAGACAAUGAGCCUUGUUUUCUGAAUAAACAAGUUUAGAAUUGUGCUGUUGCAAUAUUAGACGAUUGCAAUAUUGCUUUGUAAUGAAAACCUAUUUGUGUGUCUGAGCACCAUUGCAAAAUGGAGAGCAAAACUCUCAUUCUAAGAAGUGCGGGUGAUAUUAAUAAGUGCAUUUUAAUGAAUACCUAUCAUUUUAGAAAUCUGCAAUGCAAACAAGCAGUUCUAGAAAAUAAUGUGUAUUGUAAUUAGUGCACUUUAAAAAAAAAAAAAGAUGCUUUGAAGUCCAAAGCAUUUUUGAAAUUCAAAUGUGGAAUGGAAAUAAAGGAAUCUGCACAAUAAAAGGGCAUUAAAUCAUGUCCAAAAAUCUCUCUCAUUUUAUAGAUGUAAAUAUAUGCCAUAAUUAGUGGCAUAGUAACAUGAGUUGGAUGGUUAGGUUUGUUCCUAUUCUUAUCAUGUAAAAUAGCUGUGACCUGGAAAAUAUAAUGCUGUUCCUUUGUCAGGCACUGUUAACAAAUAAUGAAUUCAGUGUGGUUAGUGUUCAGAAAGAGCUCAGCCACAUGGUCUCCUCCCACGUCUCUCAUGUGUGUCUGCUGCUGCCUUUAGAGGCAUGUUGAUUCUUUGUCUCCUUCAUUCACAAAAAAGCUAUUGUAAUGUGUCCCGUCCCCCUUAGAUGUGAUUUUUAUUGCAUAACGGAAUGAGACUUGGCAAGCGAGUUGCCGUAGAGAGAUGAGGUCAGCUGUGUGGACUGACCAUCUUUAGCCAGUGUUUCAGACACAUUUGAAACAAAACUGAGAUGGAAGAAGCCACUCCUGCUGCUUUCGCCCCCUCUGUUGCCUCAGAGAGGACCGUUGCUGCACGGCGAGCUUUAUGGCACUCGUGCAAAGCGCUUCACAAGCCAUUGCCCGCCCGCCUGCAACUUGGUGCAAGUGUGCUGGUUCCCCUGAAUGAGUCAGAGAGCAGCUGGGAAGUAGAGUAGCUUGGCCUGGUCAUCAAAAGCCCAGCCAUGUGGCAGACCUGGAAGCGUUUCCAAAGCUGCAGCACACAACUGGCAGCAACGUGUGCCAAAGAUCCAGAUGAUGCAGUUGUGUGUGUGUGUGUGUGUGUGUGUGUGUGUGUGAGAAUUGCUUCACAUUUUGGAAUCUCUGCUCUUUGAGCCCUGUUCAUUGAGAAGGAGGGGAAGUCUAAUACGCUCUCAUAUGACUGACGCUUCACGGCAUUUCCACUGUAAUUGAAGCCUCUGUUCUGUUUAACAAGUGACCUCCCUGUGUUCAAUUUUAACUACUGAAUAUUUGUGUUUUAAUUAUGCUGCUCUCUUGGGAAACCCCCUCUUUUUGUGGAAAAGGGCUUUGUAAUCUUUCUGCAUUUGCUGCUUUUCUGUUGUUUUGAAGACUCUAUUUAGGCAAGACUAUUGUGACACAUGCAGGCUGCCUCCUCGUUUCCCCGAAGACCGAGAACACUUACCCAUGUGGAGUGUUUUUCUUGUCUGCAGCCAGCUCAGUUUUGGGGCAUGUUGUGGGGUUCUUUUUGAUGCAUCGUGUCCAAUAGUUGAGGGUCUUGAUAUGUAAAACUUGCAGCGCUCCAUGCUGACAAGUUAUAGUAUAUUGAUAGAUGAAUGCAUUAUAUUCUGUAAUCAACAGACAGUAAUAAUAACAAUUUAUAACAAUUUAUUAUUUGUACCCCGCCCAUCUGACUGGGUUGCCCCAGUCUUUCUUGGCAGCUUCCAACAUAUAUAAAAACAUGAUAAAACCUUAAACCUUAAAAGGUUCCCUAUACAGCCUUCAGAUGUCUUCUAAAUGUUAUAUAGUUACUCAUCUCCUUGACAUCUGAUGGGAGGAUGUUCCACAAGGAGGGCGCUACUACUAAGAAGGCCCUCUGCCUGGUUCCCUGUAGCUUCACUUCUCGCAGUGAGAAAACGGCCAGAAGGCCCUCAGUGCUGGAUCUCAGUGACUGGGCUGGAUGAUGGAGGUGGAGCCACUCCUUCUGUUGCAAAUCUUAGGCACAGAGAAUAAUUUUUGCACCUGCUUUUUAGUCUCAGUAUGCAAAGGCACCAUUCAGACGUGCAUUACAGAAGCAUUCAUCCUUCACUUGAAGAGCAUAUUUCCAGCCAAAUAUGUGGCUGGAGAAUAUAUCUUGCUAAUUGUUUCGGGUUGUAGUGGUGGGUUAUUUUUAUGGACCUCGGUUACUUGACUAUGUGGCUGGGUUAGCUAUCCAAAUCCAAUUCCAGUCUGAUCUUCAGGGUCUAAGCUGAGAAAUCCUUAUUCUUUCCAUGGAACUGCUGUAUCUUUAUAUUUUUAAUUUCUUGGGUUAGUCCAUGGGCUGUCAAAAGCUUUUACGAUUUGGAAGCACAGAACCCAAGCCUAAGAGAAAUAGCGCAGCUGUUGUCCUUGGCAAUGAGAAUUGUUUCAGGGUACUCCCUUGAAAUUUGCCUGGGGCUGCAGGUGUGUUAUCUGCAUCCCAGUCCCAUCUUGCAAAGCUGCUGUGCAAAAUCUGCUGGCAACUCUUUUGCAGCUGCAGGAAAUAUCAAUGCAAUUUGCUCUUUUGUGCCCUUAAGUCUGCUUUUGAUGGGGAUUGCUAAAGCAGAUCAAUUUUUAUUUCAAAUGACAUUCAUAAUAAAUACUUUCUCUUUUUUUGCAAUAAUGUCGGUAGUUGAGGAAGCAUCUGUUGUUUUUUUCCUGCAGGCGGACUUAAACUGCAACAUCCAAGAUGAUACAGGAGCAUUCUAUGGUGUAACUAGUCAGUAUGAGAGCUCAGAAAACAUGACAAUCACCUGUUCCACCAAAGUCUGCUCGUUCGGGAAGCAAGUGGUAGAAAAAGUAGAGGUAUGAUUUUCAAACUUGCUGCUUGCCUGAUUGCUGCCAGGUCACUGUUUUCUCUAGAAGUGUUUUUUUCCUCCAAGCUGUCCUUGGUUUAAAUCAUUGAGCUUACAGCAGAGUAAGCCAAUUUGGGGGACACCCAGAUGUUGUCGCACUACAUCUCUCCUCAUCUCCGAGCAUUGGCCAUGCCGCCUGGGGCUGAAUGAUGGGAGUUGUAAACCAACAAGCUCUGGAGAACUCUGCAUAGGCUACCCCUGGUUUGCAGUUAAUACUAAUGCAGGAUCCUGGUGGAUCUCUACAUAAUUUUGUACUAUGAGCUGAAUAGAAUAGACUCCUUACAACCCAGUUUUGAUUUACUUAUCCAUUUGGAAGAGGGGAAAGAGACUCCUCUAGGAGGGCACAUGCAAAGCCACGAAUGUCUGUGGUAGCUCUGCUAUUUUGAAGGGCAUCCUGCAAACCGUGCAGCAGCACCCUCUAUUAUACGUUUACAUUGUGCAUGUAUGUAUGUGUAUAGAUGCAUACAUGCAUGUGCACACAUGUUUCCCUGUAGUGGGGUUUUAGUGCAGGGGUUACAUUUCAGUUGGAAAGAUCCACCGUUCUUCUGUUCCUGCUCACAGAUGAUCCAUAAUGAAUCAGUGCACACAUGCACACAAAACUUGAAUUAAGUGGUGGCCCUGACCAAAAGUUCCUGGAGUUGCAAAGUACCAAAAAGAGUUCCCUGUGAGAUUUAUUCUGUGAGCCUGAGAAUGCUCAACACAUUGAAUAGAGAAUAUUAAUAGUACAUUCAAAACAUUUCCCAUCUCAACAGAGAAAACAGGAAAGCCCCUGUAACAUGGAUUUUAAUUGUUCUUUCAAACCCUAGUUUAUAUCAGAGCCACAAUAUCAAGGCAGCAUUUAAGGUUAUUUUAUAAGCAAUAUAUUAUUUCCUCAUGUUCCUUUUAUGAGAAACCAAUAUUUUAGCUACAUGGUAUGUUUAAUUUAGUUGAAAUAAAUUUUCGUUUUAAUAUCCUAAGAUGUCUUUAUACAGUGGCUCGCAUUUAAAAAUAAAAAAGAGCUUUUCAUUCAUUGACAGUUCCGUUCUGUUCUCUUUUGCCUUUUGUCCUUAGACUGAAUACGCACGGUUUGAGAAUGGCCGGUUUGUGUUUAGAAUAAACCGCUCUCCAAUGUGUGAAUAUAUGAUCAAUUUCAUCCACAAGCUCAAGCAUUUACCAGAAAAAUAUAUGAUGAACAGCGUGUUGGAAAACUUUACAAUUUUAUUGGUAACGUUUCUCUCUUUCACUUUUUCUGGCGGUUUUCUGCAGUUCUUUAGGAGCAGGCAGAUUUUUAUUUGGUUCCUUUUGCAAGGAUUAGAAAUUCCAUGCCCUUAAGUACAAUGUUACUGCCAAAUGUAGGUGCUGUGCUUUAAUCUUGGCUUGCAGAACCUCCAGGCUUGCUACUAAACCUACACAGCGGUCCAAACACCCUGUGCUAGGCAGCUUUAUGAGUUACUGAUCCGAUAUAGGAGGCAGCCAUGGAGAUGUGGCUUUUCUGCAGCAAAUCCACCAAAGACAAUUUAUAAACUGGACCUCUGUGGUGGAGAAUUGGAUGCAUUUAUAUAUCUAGUUGGCCACUCAUUAGCCUCUUUGCCUUGACCCUGGACCUAGAACCCAGCAGGGGAAGGAGGCUGAAAUCUAGCUGUAGUAAAUAAUAUUUCUACUUCUAGAAUGCAUCCACUGCUCAUUUAGCAAUAGAGUUUGCAGUAACUGGGUGGCACUAAUCUUUUCCUUGGUCUGGGUGAGUUUUGGGCCUGGUGUCCACAUUGGCUGUCCCGCCAUAGCGCUGAUUGGAGACAUGGAAGUUGUGGUAAAUUCACUUCCUAGUUGGUUCAGAGCGCCAAGAAAAUAGUAAUUCUCUGGGACACCUGGUAGUUUACUUUGUGAAACAACUCGUUUCAAGCUAUGUUCAAUGUUAACCACCUGUUUUGAAUGGAUCUAUCACAGUAGCUUUUGAAUACCCUAAGAACAUUUUGGGCUCUGGAAAACUGGGAUCCCUCUUUGUUGUUUGCCCCACCCCUCUCACCUUUAUAUUUCCUUCUUUUCAUCCUCCCUCCUCUCUCCUAGCUUCUGAAUUCCUACCCACUACCCUUCUUCCAAGCCCUUAAAGAUUGGGUUACGCAGCUCCGAUUACAGAGCUCCAUCGUAGCCUUGUGUUCUUUUUCUUGCUUGGCCUUAAAUUCAGGGAUAAGUGGAACAGAACAUUUUGGCUCAUGGUGGCUUUUCGCUUCUAGAUCGGUUCUGCUCUUAUCGAUGUACUGCUGUGCAGUUUUGCACAUUCUCAAAGAGGAGAAAGGAGAUUCCUGAAAACUGUUCCUUUAAAAUCUUAGCAGCUUGGUUUUCCCGGGAAGUAUUCCAAAAAUAUGCCUCUGGAAGCUUCCCAAAAAGCAGAUCCUGCCUUGCCAGAUUCUUUUCCAGAAACUCUGUCAGAAAUAUGGAACUGCAGAACCUAGGUCAGAAUCCAGUUGAGAUGGUUUCCAUUAGAAGUCCUACUCAAUAUGUUGUAGACUACAUAGUGCUGGAGAUAAGGGAGAUAGGAUUAUGCACUCUAGUAAAAUAUGGUUUCUUAAUAAUAAUAAUAAUAAUAAUAAUAAUAAUAUCUAUCUCUCAUACCCGCAGAAUACUCUUUAAUGUCUAUAUGCAUUGAGUCAAAAGUCAGCAUUAGAGAGGCAUUAACCAAGAAACCUUGACAGAUGAGAGGUGUAUGUCUCUUCAGAUAUGAGAGUGAAAUUGUGUGUGUGUGUGUGUGUGUGUGUGUGUGUGUAUCUCCAGUGAUUACAAUUACAUAUUUUGCUUUUGUUCCUGUGGUAGCAAAUGACCCAGUUUCUAAUGCCUUGUCUUUUUUCCUUUUCUUUAUAUGUAUAAAAACACAAACAGGUUGUAACGAACAGGGACACGCAAGAAACCCUACUUUGCAUGGCUUGUGUAUUUGAAGUUUCAAACAGCGAACAUGGUGCACAGCAUCACAUCUACAGGCUUGUAAAGGACUGA
Molecule: messenger RNA, 96055 nt
Organism: Podarcis lilfordi (Lilford's wall lizard)
Lineage: Eukaryota; Metazoa; Chordata; Lepidosauria; Squamata; Lacertidae
Source: the annotation of a GenBank genome assembly